AGUCGCGGCAGCAGAGGGCGCUGUGGACACGGUUCUGACUGCCAGUUCUCUCUGGUCUCUGUAAGGUCGCAGGUUCCCUGUCUGUACCCAUCAUGGCUGCCCCCUGUAGCAGACAUGCUGGUUGGUGGCUAUGCAGGUUACGGUCAUCGCUUUCGGGGGUCUCCCGGUCCUAUAGCACAACAUUCACCGCAGAGCACGUUCUGUCCGGAGCCGGAAGUAACACGGAUGUCGGUAAUAAGCCCCCUCGAGCCCCAGGACAGGUGAGUGAAUGAGGUGAUGGCAGCAGACUGUCACUGUCAAUACGGCAACACUGACAGCAGACACACACAGAGCAGAUCUCAGACUGUCACUGUCAAUACGGCAACACUGACAGCAGACACACACAGAGCAGAUCUCAGACUGUCACUGUCAAUACGGCAACACUGACAGCAGACACACACAGAGCAGAUCUCAGACUGUCACUGUCAAUACUACAACACUGACAGCAGACACACACAGAGCAGAUCUCAGACUGUCACUGUCAAUACUACAACACUGACAGCAGACACACACAGAGCAGAUCUCAGACUGUCACUGUCAAUACUACAACACUGACAGCAGACACACACAGAUCAGAUCUCAGACUGUCACUGUCUACUACAACACUGACAGCAGACACACACAGAGCAGAUCUCAGUCUGUCACUGUCAAUACUACAACACUGACAGCAGACACACACAGAGCAGAUCUCAGACUGUCACUGUCAAUACUCCAACACUGACAGCAGACACACACAGAGCAGAUCUCAGUCUGUCACUCUCAAUACUACAACACUGACAGCAGACACACACAGAGCAGAUCUCAGACUGUCACUGUCAAUACUACAACACUGACAGCAGACACACACAGAGCAGAUCUCAGACUGUCACUGUCAAUACUGCAACACUGACAGCAGACACACACAGAGCAGAUCUCAGUCUGUCACUGUCUGCCUCCAACACUGACAGCAGACACACACAGAGCAGAUCUCAGACUGUCACUGUCAAUACUGCAACACUGACAGCAGACACACACAGAGCAGAUCUCAGACUGUCACUGUCAAUACUACAACACUGACAGCAGACACACACAGAGCAGAUCUCAGUCUGUCACUGUCAAUACUACAGCACUGACAGCAGACACACACAGAGCAGAUCUCAGACUGUCACUGUCAAUACUGCAACACUGACAGCAGACACACACAGAGCAGAUCUCAGACUGUCACUGUCAAUACUGCAACACUGACAGCAGACACACACAGAGCAGAUCUCAGACUGUCACUGUCAAUACUACAACACUGACAGCAGACACACACAGAGCAGAUCUCAGACUGUCACUGUCAAUACUACAACACUGACAGCAGACACACACAGAGCAGAUCUCAGACUGUCACUGUCAAUACUACAACACUGACAGCAGACACACACAGAGCAGAUCUCAGACUGUCACUGUCAAUACUACAACACUGACAGCAGACACACACAGAGCAGAUCUCAGACUGUCACUGUCAAUACUGCAACACUGACAGCAGACACACACAGAGCAGAUCUCAGACUGUCACUGUCAAUACUACAACACUGACAGCAGACACACACAGAGCAGAUCUCAGACUGUCACUGUCAAUACUGCAACACUGACAGCAGACACACACAGAGCAGAUCUCAGACUGUCACUGUCAAUACUACAACACUGACAGCAGACACACACAGAGCAGAUCUCAGACUGUCACUGUCAAUACUGCAACACUGACAGCAGACACACACAGAGCAGAUCUCAGACUGUCACUGUCAAUACUACAACACUGACAGCAGACACACACAGAGCAGAUCUCAGACUGUCACUGUCAAUACUACAACACUGACAGCAGACACACACAGAGCAGAUCUCAGACUGUCACUGUCAAUACUGCAACACUGACAGCAGACACACACAGAGCAGAUCUCAGACUGUCACUGUCAAUACUACAACACUGACAGCAGACACACACAGAGCAGAUCUCAGACUGUCACUGUCAAUACUGCAACACUGACAGCAGACACACACAGAGCAGAUCUCAGACUGUCACUGUCAAUACUGCAACACUGACAGCAGACACACACAGAGCAGAUCUCAGACUGUCACUGUCAAUACUACAACACUGACAGCAGACACACACAGAGCAGAUCUCAGACUGUCACUGUCAAUACUACAACACUGACAGCAGACACACACAGAGCAGAUCUCAGACUGUCACUGUCAAUACUACAACACUGACAGCAGACACACACAGAGCAGAUCUCAGACUGUCACUGUCAAUACUACAACACUGACAGCAGACACACACAGAGCAGAUCUCAGACUGUCACUGUCAAUACUACAACACUGACAGCAGACACACACAGAGCAGAUCUCAGACUGUCACUGUCAAUACUACAACACUGACAGCAGACACACACAGAGCAGAUCUCAGACUGUCACUGUCAAUACUACAACACUGACAGCAGACACACACAGAGCAGAUCUCAGACUGUCACUGUCAAUACUACAACACUGACAGCAGACACACACAGAGCAGAUCUCAGACUGUCACUGUCAAUACUACAACACUGACAGCAGACACACACAGAGCAGAUCUCAGACUGUCACUGUCAAUACUGCAACACUGACAGCAGACACACACAGAGCAGAUCUCAGACUGUCACUGUCAAUACUACAACACUGACAGCAGACACACACAGAGCAGAUCUCAGACUGUCACUGUCAAUACUACAACACUGACAGCAGACACACACAGAGCAGAUCUCAGACUGUCACUGUCAAUACUGCAACACUGACAGCAGACACACACAGAGCAGAUCUCAGACUGUCACUGUCAAUACUACAACACUGACAGCAGACACACACAGAGCAGAUCUCAGACUGUCACUGUCAAUACUACAACACUGACAGCAGACACACACAGAGCAGAUCUCAGACUGUCACUGUCAAUACUGACAGCAGCACACACAGAGCAGAUCUCAGACUGUCACUGUCAAUACUACAACGACAGCAGACACACACAGAGCAGAUCUCAGACUGUCACUGUCAAUACUGCAACACUGACAGCAGACACACACAGAGCAGAUCUCAGUCUGUCACUCUCAAUACUGCAACACUGACAGCAGACACACACAGAGCAGAUCUCAGUCUGUCACUCUCAAUACUACAACACUGACAGCAAUUUACACAGCGGAUCUCAGAUUUAAUGCUGUCAAUACUACAACGCGACUGGCAGACACACACAGAGCAGAUCUCAGACUGUCACUGUCAAUACUACAACACCGACAGCAGACACACACAGAGCAGAUCUCAGACUGUCACUGUCAAUUCUACAACACUGACAGCAGACACACACAGAGCAGAUCUCAGACUGUCACUGUCAAUACUACAACACUGACAGCAGACACACACAGAGCAGAUCUCAGACUGUCACUGUCAAUACUACAACACCGACAGCAGACACACACAGAGCAGAUCUCAGACUGUCACUGACAAUACUACAACAUUGACAGCAGACACACACAGAGCAGAUCUCAGACUGUCACUGUCAAUACUACAACAUUGACAGCAGACACACACAGAGCAGAUCUCAGACUGUCACUCUCAAUACUACAACACUGACAGCAGACACACACAGAGCAGAUCUCAGUCUGUCACUGUCAAUACUACAACACUGACAACAGACACACACAGAGCAGAUCUCAGUCUGUCACUGUCUGCCUCCAACGCGACAGCAGACACACGCAGAGCAGAUCUGGUCUGUCACUCUCAAUGCUACAACACCGACUGACGGAACUUACACACAGAGCAGAUCACCAGACUGUCACUGUCAAUACUACAACACCGACAGCAGACACACACAGAGCGGAUCUCCAGACUGUGCUGUCAAUACUACAACACUGACGGCGGGCACACACAGGGCGAUCUCGGACUGUCACUGUCAAUGCACACUUACUGACAGCAGACACACACAGAUCAGAUCUCAGACUGUCACUGUCAAUGCCUACAACACCGACAGCAGACACACACAGACGGAUCUCGGACUGUCACGCAGUAAUGCUACAACACUGACAGCAGACUGCAUGGAGCGGAUCUCCAGACUGUCACUGUCAAUGCUACAGCACUGACAGCAGACACACACCAGGCAGAUCUCAGACUGUCACUGACAAUACUACAACAUUGACAGCAGACACACACAGAGCAGAUCUCAGACUGUCACUUUCAAUACUACAACACUGACAGCAGACACACACAGAGCAGAUCUCAGACUGUCACUGACAAUACUACAACAUUGACAGCAGACACACACAGAGCAGAUCUCAGACUGUCACUUUCAAUACUACAACACUGACAGCAGACACACACAGAGCAGAUCUCAGACUGUCACUGUCUGCCUCCAACACUGACAGCAGACACACACAGAGCAGAUCUCAGUCUGUCACUGUCAAUACUACAACACUGACAGCAGACACACACAGCAGAUCUCAGACUGUCACUGUCAAUACUACAACACUGACAGCAGACACACACAGAGCAGAUCUCAGACUGUCACUGUCAAUACUACAACAUUGACAGCAGACACACACAGAGCAGAUCUCAGACUGUCACUGUCAAUACUACAACAUUGAUAGCAGACACACACAGAGCAGAUCUCAGACUGUCACUUUCAAUACUACAACACUGACAGCAGAAACACACAGAGCAGAUCUCAGACUGUCACUGUCUGCCUCCAACACUGACAGCAGACACACACAGAGCAGAUCUCAGUCUGUCACUGUCAAUACUACAACACUGACAGCAGACACACACAGUUCAGAUCUCAGACUGUCACUGUCAAUACUACAACACCGACAGCAGACACACACAGAGCAGAUCUCAGACUGUCACUGUCAAUACUACAACACUGACAGCAGACACACACAGAGCAGAUCUCAGACUGUCACUGUCAAUACUACAACACUGACAGCAGACACACACAGAGCAGAUCUCAGACUGUCACUGUCAAUACUACAACACUGACAGCAGACACACACAGAGCAGAUCUCAGACUGUCACUGUCAAUAUUACAACACUGACAGCAGACACACACAGAGCAGAUCUCAGACUGUCACUGUCAAUAUUACAACACUGACAGCAGACACACACAGAGCAGAUCUCAGUCUGUCACUGUCUGCCUCCAACACUGACAGCAGACACACACAGAGCAGAUCUCAGACUGUCACUGUCAAUACUACAACACUGACAGCAGACACACACAGAGCAGAUCUCAGUCUGUCACUGUCUGCCUUUAUGUUCCAUUACUGAAAUAAAUUAACUUUUGCACGAUAUUCUAAUUUUUCGAGUAUCACCUGUACUUAGACAGACAUAUACACUGACAGAGAUACUGACACAUACACACACAUAUGUAUACUAACAGACAUACUGAAACAUACACGCACAGACAGACAUUCUAACACAUAUACUGACACACAGACAUACACUGACACACAAAUAUAUACUGACUGACAUAUUGCUACACAUUAAGACAUAUUGGGCAGUUUUAGAUUUAUAAAACCAGCAAUAAUACCCAUUGGGUGGCUUUAAGCUUAAGUGCAUAGGCCACCCAAUGGGUACCCUGACUAUGCCGACCCCUGUGUUAGUAUUGCGGCACCGGGCUUCUGAAACGGCGUGGGCGGGUGGUGUCUGCCGGUGUCCUGCCAGUGGCUUGCGACCCACACUUUGGGAAACCCUGUGCUGGACAGUUUUUGUGUGUUACAAAUAUCUCAAGAAUUCAGCAUUUACCCCAUAAAGUAAAAAAAAACAAAAAAAACAAACAAAAAACUAACCCCAGCACACAGCCGCAAACAGUCUUGAUACACCCAUGAACCCAUAAAAUAUAAUACUGUACAUUAAACAAUUGGGGCAUUUGUGCGAGAGCAAAAAAUAUAUACACCAAUCACCCCAAUUAGCCUAAACACCUAUGCAAAUUGACAUGAAAAGAAUAUAUUUAAAAAAAAAAAAAAAAAACUAAAACAUAAUAUGAGAAUAUAUAUACAAUUUGUAAAUUUCCAUGUGUGUUUCAGCUGAUUGGAGUGAUUGUUUUGUAUGUUUAUUUUAGUUUAAGCCAAACACCCCAAUUGCAUAGUGUACCGUAUUAUUUCAAUGCAUCUAGUGGCCACAUAUGUAGGCUUGGAUGUGAUAUCUAGAUACUAGUUAGGGAACACUCAGUGCUUGGAUUAUUGGCCACCUCUAAUUGUAUGUUUUGGUUGAUUAGGAAUUUGUAACUAUAUGUUAUUUGGUGCAUGGACUUGUCUGCAGUGAACUCCAUGGGUGGGAGUGAGCGACACCCAGGUAUACGAUCAUUGUGUGGCUCAGGAGAUUGGGCUUGAAUGUCUGUCUUUGACUUUUUUAACCACUGCAAAAGUGCAUAAUCUUCAUAAUAACUACACAUAAACACCUCUCUGUACUGAAGAUGCUUGCACAUUAGCCCUAAUCCAUUGCACAAGGAUGGACCGAAAGAUCUGACAGUCCUGUGCUCUAUAUGCUAAUCUUCACAUUGCCUGCAUGGGGUGAUGUUGGAGGGCUGAACAUGGAAAGAUGAGAAGACAAUCCCAUAUGACCAUUAAAUAGACAAUCUGUAAUGGAGAAGACCUCUGUUUCUCCAUUCAUCAAAAAAAUUAGAAUAAAUUUGUUGCCCAAGAAGAUUAGAGCCACUCUUUUCAGAUUGACUCAGAUAUACAUAUUCCACGGAGAGGGAUACAUUUGGAUCUUCAUCUACCAUACUUUUACAAGUAGCAUAGGUUGUUACAAUGCUUGGAGUGUCUCUUUAAAUUAAGAAUUGUAGAUUAUAACAUCAAAUUACCCCUUUAGCACUUGUUUACUGUCAGGUUUAUUUACUAAAUUGAGAAAUUUAAAGGGAAUCCCAAAUUUUAGGCCAAAAUUGCCUAGCUAUGUUGCAGGAUUUUAUCAAUUUGGAUGUUCUGACCUGAGAUUUCUCUUUGCAUUCCCGGUAAUUCUCAUUUCAGUCACCUGUCUAUGUUCCUUAAUGCAUAUGAGAAAGGUACUCUACACCUGUCAGUAGCUAACUGCCCUGGGAGUAAGAAAAAAAAUGAAAACUAACCACAAGGGGGAGCUACUUCAUCAAGGAUAGCAGUUCUGUAAAUGAAGUGAUUAAUUCCAUGCCGUUUUUAUUCUAUUUUUAUUUUAAAACUGCCAGCAUAUUUUGCGUAUUGAAAGUACAAGGAAAUGCGAGCGAAAGAUUCUGUGCCAGUGAGUUUACCCUUGAGGAACUAUGACUAUCUAUGCCAUCAGAAAAAAAAAAAAAAAUCUAUUCAAUAUUCCAAAAUAGAAUGACAGGGGCAAGAUGUAAUGACAGCACUAGAAAAUUGAAAGCUGUCAUGAGCAUGGUGUUCUGUCCUGUACCACUGCUAAGCUAUGUGUAUUUUAUUGUAAUACUUUGUUAUAUUUGUUUUAUAUUGUGCUGUGCAAUCUGCUGGCACUAAAUACAAAUAAACAAAAUCUAGUGUUUGCUGAGUGAGAGAUUAAAGGAUAUUUUAUAAAUUAAAAUGUUUCCUUUAUUUCUGUGAUAUAAGAUUAAUAUUUUGUGUUCGCCAAUGCCUCAUACGGUGCGCCUACUGAAUCAGCUAAAGACUUUUUUUAAAUUUCUUCUUCAACUCCUGAAGUUGUUGUUGGGGGUGGUCUUUAAAGUUGCCCAUUGAAGAUAAAAAGACAGUGGUCUCUAAAGUAUCUUGUAUCUCGUUCAUGCCAACAUAUUUCUACCCUCUACCUGUUUAGUGGCUUGAUCUUUUUUUUUUCUCUCUUUUAUGUCUUUCAAAUAUUUUUUAUUUAUUUUUUUAUUCUUUGCCAAGAGGCUUUUUAGAAAUCAAUUUGUAUUCUUUUGAUAUCCUUUCCCCCUUUCUCAUCCCUCUAGUCUUCUUUCAUCACCCACUCUUACCUUCUUUCCCCUUGAUGCCUAUUUGAACUACAACUCACAGGAACCCACAGAACAAGUAGCAAAAUAUUGCUAUUUUCAGUAAAUACAAGAAUUUAAAUUAUCCUUUUUGUAUCUUGUUAAUUUUGAAAGAACACUCCAGGCACCAUAACCACUACAGAGCACUGUCGUAGUUAUUGUGGUGCCCCCCCCAUAAGUGAAAAUGUUAUAGAAUAGCUCAUCUUUUUACCUGUGAUCUGCUGGCCACCGCUUCUCACCUUCAUUACUGGCGAUGAGAAACUGUGUAAGCAUCUGAGCAGGAGCUUCUAUUACCUCUCCUGAGCUAAGCGCUUCUUUGUAGGGCCUAGCUCAUAUAGCAAGCUCCAGGUUCUCUCUCAUAAAUGGUAAAGGCAGGAAGCAGCUCCCAGUGGACCCAUGUAAGAAGUCACAGUUCUGAAAUGGUUUUACCACUUAUAGUGGGCAACGACAGGGCACUCCACUACAGCACGCAGCUGGAAAACAAAUUUUGCCAAAGGCCAUUAGUACUUAAAUGAAUUUGGGACUGCAUGCAUUAAUCUGUGUGGCUUCUGUGAAAUUCUCCUUAUAGAGAAGGGAUCAGUAUUCAUGUCACUAAUGAGCACUUGGAAGCAGAUUGCAGUUAGAAUAUGGUGACAGGCUGUCUGAUAGCAAGCUGUAAGUGGCCUCUACUUUAGUCUCCAUGGUAAUGAAGUGUCAGAGUUCACAUGUCCUGAUUUUACUGUAUCUUUCUAAAGAUGUCGCUGUAAGAGAUGCUCAUACUUGACAAGUCUUUAAAACCUAAUUAUUUUUAUAAAGGCUUCAUUAGAAAAAAUAAUAAUAAUAAUUGUUAAAAAUUAUCAUAAGUUUUUAUUCAGUGGAGAGUGUUUAUUGGUCAUUAAAUCUCAUGUAAAGUUCAAGUCUUUACAAUCCACCCCAAAAAUAAAAUAAAAAAAAGCCUGCCCCAAAACUGCCUUCAUGGAUUUCUGGAUAACAAUUUUACAUUUUAAUACUCUUCCCGGUGAACCUCGAGCUAAAUUUGAGGACCUACGUACCAAUAUACCUGAUGUCUACCUGAUGCUUCCUUGAUGCUUUGUCAUUCCACAGGCAUUCUAAAGGCAUGCAAAGCAUCAUGGAAGUUGUCGUUUUACAACAUCUGGGAAUCUACCAUUUAGAUACUAGAAUAUGUUGGUGGUUAUCAAAGUCUUAUCAUUUAAGAAUAGUUGAUAGAUUUUAUUUACUCUUUUUAUUUUUAUUUUUUAUUUUAUGCGAUUUGUAACUGACUGGCCAGAACUGAUUGCUUUUUAAUUCAUGUCUUGCUUUUUCCUGAUGCAGGGGCCAGCAGCAAUUACUGAUGCCAACACAUCUCUAAUCCAUUUUUCCCGUAAUGUCUCAUAGGAGCUCUUCAAGAGUACUGAGUCCUUUGCUUCUUUACUUCGCCGAUCUCCACUUAUUCAGAUGGGACCUGCCAAAGACAAGAUAGCGUUUGGUAAAAUCAUGCAUAUUGUUGAUGACCACUUAUACAUCGACUUUGGAGCCAAGUUUCAUUGUGUGUGCAAGAGACCUGAGCAAGACAGCGAGUAAGUAAAUUGCACUUUGUAAUGUGAAAAUGGAUAUGUGAUCUGUAUACUUUCAUACAAUGCUUAAAGUAACACUACAACGUUAAGAAUGCAAACGCAUAUGUCCUAGUUUCCCCCCAUUAACAUGCUUUUAAAAAAAAAAAAGAGGGGCAAAAAAAAACAAGUAAAACUUUUUUUUUUUUCUCCGCACCGAGACGCAAUAGGUGCUGCGCCCACUCCUCCUGGAGCUGUUGCUUUCUUGAUGAUAAUCAAGUCCAAUGCUCCUCAUAGUGACAAGGUGUGUUUGACGUUCAACGUCCUCAUGGAUGUUAAAUGUCACCAAGUUAAACUCAAUUGUUGCAGAGGAAGAGCCUCUAGUAGACAGCCACUAGAGGUGUGUUUAAAGGGACACUAUAGUUACCAGAACAACUAAAGCUUCUUGUAGUUGUUCUGGUGAGUAUGAUCAUUGUAUGUAGGCAUUUUCAUGCAAACACUGCCUUUUCAGAGAAAAGAAAAAAGGGGGGCGACCCCCUAAGGCGAGCAAGUCAAGCAUGCGGCAUAUUUACGGCCCGCCUGCCAUAGAGUUGCUUUCAGCUGUGGCUGCGACCAGCAAGUCAGGAAAAAUAUUUCCUGAUUCUUGCUCUCCCGGCCACAAAAGGACAAAGUGGCUGUGUGUCUGCAGAGCAGACCAAAGCAGCCAUCCCCCCUUCCCUCCUGCUUGCAGUGCCAGAGGAGCGUCUGGCCUGCUAUAGCAGGGCUGUUGCUAAAACUGGAGGACAGACAGCAAAUUGUAAGGUAGGAGAAGAGGGAGGAGGGGAGGGCCGUGUAUUUAUUUGAGGGAGGGAGGGGGCCAGUGUGUUAAAUUGGGGAGAGGGCAGUGUAUUAAAGUAGAUUGGUGGGUGUGGGGGCAGUCUAUUCAAUUAGAAUGGAGGGAGGAGGGGCAGUGUAUUAGAUUAAGGGGGAAUGUAUUAGAUUGGGAGGAGGGGUAGUGUGUUGGAUUUGGGGGCAAUGUAUUAGAAUGGGUGAAGGGGCAGUGUAUAAGAGUGGAGGGAGGGGGGCAAUGUAUUGGAUUUGGGGGCAGUGUAUUAGAAUGGGGGGAAGGGGCAAUGUAUUAGAUUGGGUCUGCAUGGAGGCGCUCAAUGCUCCCCAUGGGGAUGCUGUUUGGCCACGCAACCUUUUGCCACACAUGCACAAUAGCCUCUCAAUGCUUUCCUGUGGGAAAGCAUUGGAUUGGCUGAGAUCAUCAAGAUUGAUGAUCGCAACCAAAGUGAAGAACACACUCAGAACUCCAAAAUAAACAAGAUAACGUCAUUUGUUUUUUACAGCUGUGCAACAGCAUACAUUCACCAUUUCAGUCCUAUUACCAAACAUUUCUUAAUAUAUCAAGGUAGUUGGACUGUAACGUUGAUUAUAUGCAAAUGCAUUUCUGAAAAUAAAUUUGCUCUCUUGUUUAUUUUGCAGCCCUACGAGUGUGAGGACGUCCAGUGUCAGUUGGGCAACUUUUUUUUUUAUACUGUACUUAUCUAAAUAAACCUACGUUUCUAUGGAAACUGAAGGUUUUUUUUUUUGGUUUUUUUUGCGGCCCAUAUAAACCUUGUUUAUUUGGUCCGUCUUAGCCUUUGACUUUGACAUGCUUGCCCUAAGGGGUCUAGAGUGUGUAAAGGGAAUGUAAUAGAGGGUAACCUUAGAAACAGAAUACAUAAAACACAAAGAAAUUACCAACAAACAUAAAAUCCAGAAUCCAAGUCCGUAUAUGAAUAUAAUGUAAUUAAAACUAAAUUUAUUUAGUUAUGUUUAAAAAGAGCUUAGAGAUUACUUAGAGCUUAUGAGCUCCCAUUUAUUUUGUGUUUAUAAGUUUCCUUUUUUUUUUUUGUCCUUUUGGUUCAAUUACUGUUCCUUUUUAAACAUAUAUAAGUAAAUUUUGUUGUAAUUACAUUAUAUUCAUAUAGGGACUUUACUUUGUCCUCUGGAUUUUAUGUCCAUUGGUCAUUUCUUUUCAGAGAAAAGGCAGUGUUUACAUUGCCGCUAGGGACACCUCCAAAUGGGCACUCCUCAGAUGGCCACUGGAGGUGCUUCCUGGGGCAGUGCUGCACAGUAGCCAGCAGUGCCGUUCAGCGUCUCCACGCUCUGCAUAGGGACGCUGAAUUUUCCUCAUAGCGAUGCAUUGAUUCAAUGCAUCUCUAUGAGGAGUUGCUGAUUGGCCAAAAUGGCAUUUGGCCCCACCCUCUUGCCGAUUUUAGCCAGUCCAAUGGUUUCCCCAUGGGAAAGCAUUUGAUUGACUAAAAAUCUGCAAUUCUUAUGUCGCCAAGGGGGCCGGGCUAACGCUGGUGGACUAGCGCGGCGCUGUAAAUAAAGUGGGUUUUAUAAACUUUUAAGGGGGCUAAGGGAGUGCAAGCCACCUAAAUGGUGUGUUUAGCACUAUAGGGUCAGGAAUACAUGUUUGUGUUCCUGACCCUAUAGUGUUCCUUUAACCCUGCAAUAUAAACAUUAAAAUUUCUACAUCUUUUACAUUGUACGGUUAAAACUACAUGAUCAUUGCACCCAGACCACUUAAUUGAGAUGAAAUGGGGUGAGUAGCUUUAGUGAUCCUUUAGUUUAUUAUUCUAUAUUUCCCCCUUACAUUUUCACUAUCAGUACUAAUACUGGUGUAAGUUUGCUGUGUUUCUACACUUUAACCGAGAUGUCAGUGAGUGGCUAACUGGUGUUUGAGUUUGUCCUAAAUAAGACGCCACCUGGGUUCAUAUUUAGGGAUCCUAUACGUUUUGAACAUUUUAGCUGUGUUUUCUCAGCCUAUUUCUGACCAAGCACCAUUAAUGUAAUGAUGUUUUCCAUGCAAAUGUCAACCUCUCAUUCAAUAAAAGAGUCUAAUUGUCUGCAUUUCCUAUCAAAUGCCAUUCACUUCUGAAAAUUGAACGGGUGCCAAACUACCCUGGCAGUUCUAGGACAUUUCUAUAGGUUAUAUAAAUCAUGUCUUGAGAAAUGUGUCAAGCUCAAAUUUGGCUUUUUUUUUUCAACAAAUUGUUAUUGUGGGAAGAUAGUUAAACGUUGACUAAAUGUUUUUGAAACAGGCUCUCCCUAUUGUCAUGAAUUGUGACAAUUAAGAGUUCACCCCACUUUAUAGUAACGUUUGUAUUUAAAUUAAAACUUCCUGUAUUCUAGUACUGUCACUUUUAAGAUUUUGUCAUAAAAAGAAAAUCUUUAUGGAAACAGUCACCAUAAAUUAACACAAUAAAAAAUAUAUACAUAACAAAUACGAAAUGGAUGUAUUAGCACCAGCCCUCAAAAACUGCUCAAAUGUAACUUUUACUUAAACAUUUAAGGAAUUUAUAUCAAAAUAUGUAGAUAUGCACAUGUCAAAGAAGGGCCUACAUUGGCUAAUGCAAAUAAAAAUGACAAAACUUUGCAAAAAUUAGACCUGCAGUAAACUUCCUUGUGUUUCCUACCUCUUUAUAAAUCUUGCGUUUAAAAUCAUGACCUGGUCACUUUAAAUGUGGGCCCUGUUUAGUACAAAAACAUGGCUGCCAUAGAAUCCGGGCAAUGCUUUGGUUAGGUGCGUUUGUUUUCGUCACCUAGCAGUAUCUGGUUUGACAAGUAGCAAUCAUUUAAUUGUUUGCACAAUCAUUUAACCUCAUUGCCUGAGCGGAGGAAAGUGUGGCACCUUACUUCAUCUCAUCACCAGCUCCGGAACUCUGCAGCUCUCGAAUCGAUGCCAAAGGAUUAUUACUGUCAAGUGUCUGACUUUAGAAACAGUCAACCAUCUGUGCACGGCAAUACAGUGUUAUUUAUCUUAAAUGUCAGGAUGGCUCCUGUAUCCUUUUUAAUUUGUUCACAAGGAAACAGAGGAAACCCUGCCAACAAAGUUUUAUGUUCAGAGAGGCCAGGCAAACUAUUCCAUAACAUGCCCUAUUCGUUACAUUACUGUGUUUCUAUAUGCCGCUGCUUGAGUAAGGGAUUCCGUCUAAAUCUGCCUUGAUUGUCAAAGAAUAGGAUAUCUAGAAAUCGCUCGGUACAUGUUACAAUGAAGGAGAAGGCGCUAGUUUCUGCUACCUCAGAAUAAUAAACUAUUUUAUUUUUUCUGGCAGAAACUCAUAUUGCCUUAUACUGGAUUUUACCAGUUGUUGGCGUUGGAUAAACUGUUACUAUUGUUACGGCUUUCUUUAAAUAGGAGAAACUGGAUUUUUAGACUUUGAUAGCAUUGACUGCUUAUAUUUUUUAACCAACCAACCUAUGCUACUAGGUCUCUGUAGUUCAGUAAAUAUUUUUUAAAAAUUUUUUAUUUAUUUUUUUGCUUCUUUUAAAUAGGUUUAAACAUUGAAACGGAAAUGUGUAGUUUUAUUUAUUCAUUUUUUUAUUUUAUUUUUUAUUUAAGUAACAGCAAUACAAAUUUAUUGACACAAUCCAGGAAUCUAAACUGGCAUGGUUGAAGGUGUAAGCAGACCCAAAUAUAAAUUACAUCACAUUCCAAGUUAGGCCCAAUAUAAAUCUAGUGCAAAGCGCUGCGGAAUUUGACGGCGCUCUAUAAAUAUCAUAAUAAUAAUAGUGCAUUACAAAUACAUUAUGGCAUGGAAAAUGUACAUUUGCAUUGGCGACGAGGCCUUGUAGAAUGGAAUAGUGGAACGUAAUGAUUGUCAGAGGAACGUACAUACACACAUGAGAAGUGACGGCCAGGAUUUUAAACCGUGUUUUAAAUUGAUUAUCCAUAAGUUCUGAAAUAGAACGUUAGGGAUACUCCGCCUUCCCGUCACUGGCUGAAUGCUACAAUGUGCUGGGCUCAGGGAGGCAGGCAGGAAACAGACCUGUCAGUAUUUCUGUCAGUCUGAUGGUGGCUUCCCUGAGCUACUGAGAAAACCUCAGACAAUCUUCAUUAUAUUAUUCUUGUCAAAAUCCAAAGUAUAUUUUGUGCUUGUGCAAUCUAAGCAUAAUUAUGGUAAAUACCAGUCAAAUCCCACUAAUUGCUGCUCCCAUCUCUUCUCCCACUGGUUUGAUUACACUCUCUUUAUGUUGGAUUCUCUCAGGCAGGCUGUCUUAUUCUAGCUGUAUGACUGUGAAAGAUGCAGAGGGCUUUAUAAAGUAUAAUCCAAAGUAGAUGUUUAUUCCCCUCCCUGUCUCUAUAAUCUGUUUCCCCCUCUUUCUCCUUCUAACCUACUUCCCUCUGCUUUUUGUGCAUUUCAGACUUACCUUUACCAUUUUUCUGUAGUUUACCCCAUUUUCUGUCUGUAGUUCUGGCUCCUGUUUUAUUGCUCUCUCAUCAUUCUAUGUGUCUAUCUGUGUUUUAGCCCACUGUCAACAAUUCUAUUUUAUCAAUAUCCACCUCAGUCCAUUUGUAAAUUUUCUUUUAUGUUUCUUGUGGCAGAACAGCUGCCUAUUCGUGCAUUUUUCCCUUUUGUUUUAUGUUUUCCCUGACUUUCGUGCAGUAUACCCUGUUUCCCCAUUCGUCUUCCGAACGGGGACUACCCUGGUGCCCCAUUAGAACGUUCCCACCAAUUAAUCAGAACUUUCGCACUUGCAACAUAAGUGUGAAACCGCAAUAUUCGCACUUGCAACAUAGUGUGAAACCGCAAGGGAAGUAAUUAAUGAGGGCUCCCCUGGGUGGCUGCCAUUUCGUAUAGAUGAACGCCAGCCAGGGGGAGCAUUCUUAUCCCGAAAGGAGACGCUUUCCUUGCAGGUUUUAACACCAGAACCUCGCGAACAGAGGCUGGUCGGGGAAUGUGCCGGACUGAAGCCGCCUGAGGUUGGUGGGGACACUUUUGGGGUACUGGCUAUUUGGCAGGCUUUUCUGUGCCUGGGAGACAAAAGGCCGAUUUCUUUCCUGCGCUUUGGCUCCCAGGCACAGAGGCUCCUGGGAAGAAUAACCCUUCACCCCGCGCCCCCCCCCCCUCCAACCCCUCCCUGUUGUGCUGAGUGGUAGGCUUCUUGGAUCUGUGAGACAAAGGAGCAGCGACCCCCCUUUUCCUGCGCUUUUGCUCCGAGGUUUAGAGGAUCUUGGGAUAGAACCCCUGGGUGUUUGGGAAGUUUGCAUGGAGCUAUGCAUAAAAGCAGAGUGUGGCAUAAUAAAAUCGUGUUGUACUCCCAGAACUGUGUGCCAUCCAGUUACUGGGGGAAUGGCUGUUUGCCUGUUCUAAGGGUUCCUGAGGGGCUGCAGGAAGGUAAUAGCGGAGGUAACCGGUCGUGUUACCCGUCGUCCGCUACAUUUCUCAAACUAUUCCUCCAAUUAUUUUUUUAUUUUAUUCAGGUCUAUCUUAUACCCCCUUCUUUUAUUCUAACUCGACUGUUUUUAUCAUUCCAGUCAUUAUCUAUGCUUUUCCCCACCCUAAACCCCACCUUUUAUUUGUCUUUAACCCCUUAAGGACCAAACUUCUGGAAUAAAAGGAAAUCAUGACAUGUCACACGUCAUGUGUCCUUAAGGGGUUAAACCUUUUUACCUUCCUCGGUCUCCCAUUUCUCUACAACAAAAGUGAUUUGAAGUAAUGGUUAAUUCUUGCCUGUCUCUCUGAUAGUAAAGCCUCUAUGAUGCCUAUGUGUUCCUUUGUUUAAUUGCAGAGAAUUGUUCUAAUGUAUGAGCUACAGUUGUGCCGAAAACUUUUGUUUUCAUUACGGUUGAUUCGGCUUUCGAAGAAAAAUAAAAAUGUGUGCCAUUGAAUUGGGUAUCAAUAUCUAUACUCCAGGAUGGAUUUGAAAACUUUCAAAAUCUAAUCGUAUGCAUCCUAAUUUUAAACUAUGGAUAGUGUUAUCAUAACAGACCCUGCUGGAGAGCGUAUUAGACCUCCGUUUUAAGUGUGACGCAAAUCCCACGUGCUGUACAAUGGUACUGUGUCUGGCUGCUGUAUUAUGAUAGAUGGGACUUGGAUAUUUGUUCUGAGCCUAAUCACAGAGUAGAUUGCAGGAGUAGAGGUAGACCGCUCAAAGAAGGACGACAUAUUGUCUGGCGUUUGCCAUUUCCAUCUUUCUAAGUAGAUUUAUAUAAAACUUUUGAGGUGGGUGUGUGAAUUUUUUUAGAAUUAUUACUGCAUGAUUUUUGUACUUUUAUGUGGUUAUUUACAAAAGUGAGAAUUGACAUGUUUUCAAAGUGAAUAUCAACAUUUUAGGCUAAAAUAAUUCAAUUAGAAAGCUUUGGCUUAUUAUUAUUAUCGUCAUAUAUAUAGCGCUAACAGAUUCCGUAGCGCUUUACAAUAUUAUGAGAGGGGGGAUUUAACUAAAAAUAUAUACCUCCUAUAGACUGUAAGCUUGUUUGAGCAGGGUCCUCUUCAACCUAAUGUUCCUGUAAGUUUUACAUAGAAACAUAGAAUGUGACGGCAGAUAAGAACCAUUCGGCCCAUCUAGUCUGCCCAAUUUUUAAAAUACUUUCAUUAGUCCCUGGCCUUAUCUUAUAGUUAGGAUAGCCUUAUGUAUAUCCCCCUAAGCAUGUGUGUGAUAUGCAUAAGGCUACCCUAACUAAAAGGUGUGAAUGAAGCAGAGCUGGAGGAGAGAGUAGAGUGCUGCCCUUUAGGAGAGAGCAAGAGACAGGUAUGUAAGACAGAGGUUACUCUGGGAGGCCAUAAGCUUUCAUAAAGAGAUGGGUUUUAAGGCACUCAAACGAUUGAAGACUAGGGGAGAGUCUGAUAUCGGUAGGCAGGCUAUUCCAUAUGAAGUGAGCUACCUGCGAAAAGUCCUGCAAGCGCGAGUUGGUCGUACGAUUGCGAGCAGCGGACAGGAGAAGGUCACGGGCAGAGCGGAGAGACCGAGAAGGGGCAUACUUAUGGAUCUGUGAAGUGAUAUGAGGGGCUAGAAUUAUUCAGUGCUUUAGAUGUAUAGGUUAGCACUUUGAAUUGACUCCUAUAGGAUACAGGAAGUCAAUAUAAGGACUGACAGAAGGGUGAGGUGUGAGAGGACCGACUAGAGAGGAAAAUCAGUCAGGCAAUAUGGAUUUUGGGAAGACCAAUCAGGAGAGGGUUAUAAUAAUCCAUGCCGGAAAUUACUAUAGCAUGGUCAAGCUCCUUGGUAGCAUCAGAAAGAAAGGGGCGGAUGCGGGCUGUUUUUAAGUUGGAAUCUACAGGAUUUGGCAACAUACUAGAUGUGAGGCUCAAAGGUGAGGCCAGAGUCAAGUAUGAUGCCAUGACAGCAUGCUUGCAAGGAUGGACUUAAGUGGAUACCACUAACUUGAAGAUAGAGCGAAAGAGGCGGGUCAGUAUUAGUGGGAGGAAAGACCAGGAGCUCAGUUUUAGAGAGAUUGAGUUUCAGAAAGUGUGAGGACAUCCAGCCAGAGAUGGAAGAAAGGCAAGCACUGACACGUUGCAGGACGGCAGGGGAGAGGUCCGGGGAGGAGAGCUAUAUCUGAGUGUCAUCAGCGUACAGGUGGUAGUGGAAUCCAAAAGAGACUAUGAGUCUUCCUCCAGGAGCGUUCAGCACAACGGGAGCAACUUUGCAGAUAGCGUGUUGAUUUAGUAUGCCACGGUUGGGGGCAUGUCCUCCUUGAGGUGCAUAUUUGGAGCGGGGCUGCAGUGUUCAAGGCAGAGGUGAGGGUAGUGUUAUAUGUGGAGAUGGCAAGUAAGGGACAGCAGAGGUAAGGGGUGAAUUAGCUAAGCUCAUCAAAUUUCAUGCUCUCAGCAAAGGAAGCAGAAUGGGGGUACCUUAGUAACCUGAGUCACCUGAAUAAAUCACCUUCGAUGGCAAGGAAGGCCAGGUACCUUAACAGCUAUUUUAAACCUAUAGUGUCAGUAAUACACGAUUGUUUGCCUGACACUAUAGUGUUCCUUUAAAUUUGACAUUCACUUUGAAUUCCCAGUAAAUAACUCUUGUUUGGAAAAAAAUUCACAGCUUUGCAUUUCUAACUCUGUAUGUGUUUACAAAGACAUGUAUUUAUUAUUAUUUAGAUGUAAAACCAUCUCCAUUAGUAUUUGAAUAAAUCUCUGUAUAGACUUGUUAGAAUGGAGCCCCUUUUAUUUGGUAUAUGAGAUGAAAGCAGGUGUAUUCUACAUCAGAUUUAUUUUUCACUACAGACUUUCUCUAUUCACAUCUUAAAAGAAUAGUGUUUAUAAGAUCUUUAAUCAUAGUCGGCAGACUGUCGAUCACACAGAAGAAUAACAGGAAUAGGCGAUAAGGCGCCCAUGUUCAAUCACAACAAGUUAUUCAGUCCUUUCACAAUGUGUACAAGGUAGUGCAUACGGCAGCUGCUGCACGUUCCCAACAAGUCCUCUGGCACUUAAACUUUGCGCCCUUUGUGUCAUGUGCCAAAGUCAAGCCAAGAUAAAGAGAGCCGUUCUGCAACAGGCAGCAGAAUAAUCCCGUGAAGGUACAUUUGUGUUGAAAUACUUGACAUAUUUAUUCUUGAUAUUAAUUUCCAAGGAGAAACGUCUUGACAGCUUACUGAAAAGCAAUUUUCUUUCCUUUUUUAAUUUUAAAUUUUUUUUUUUUUUUUUUUUAAUAUGACCGCUUCUUUAUUUUAAAUUCAUUCCCUCGGUGAUUGCAUGACCUCACUCGUUCAAUAUAACACUUUCUGAAAAUUAUGGACGAGAUUCCCACUUUUUAAGAAGACGUGCUGCAUGACUCUUGUCACCUUGUGAUUGUUCAGCCCCCCCAUCCUCUACUGUUCAGUCUGGCAGCUUUAAACCAAAACACUUCCAUGUCAAGAACAAUUAUACAAAUGGGGAUCAACUUCAUGACAGCUGUAUAAAUAAAGUAUAUUGCUUGGUGAAAAGGGAUUAUCAAGUCAUGACACAUUGAGUAAGUUUUCCCAACGUCUGCAAACCAAGAGAAUAACGUCUUGACACGUUGAACAGCUAUUCUGUAGUAAAAAGAAAACAUGCCACAUAUUGCAAUUUUUUUUUUACACUUUAAUAUAAAAAAGUAUGAAACGGUAGUCAUUUGUGGCACUAUAGUUUAACAUUCCCUCUAAAUUAUUUUACACUUUGAUAUAAUAUUGUAUUUUUAAUUAUUAUUAUUAUUAUUUUUUAAAUGUCGUCCUCCUAUCUCUCACUACUAAGUCAUCAUUCCUAUAUUACCCAAUAUUCUUCUAGCUGCACUGAAUAUUCAUCUUUAGGUUAUCAGAACUAAAGGAACACUCCAAGCACCAAACUGUAGUGGUGAUGGUGUUGGCAGACCCCACAUUGUAAAGAUUGAGACAAUUUUCAAAUGGUUUGAUUUCCUACUUGGUGCCUGCUGGAUGCCAUUUCCUGCUUCCAAUACUCAAGUCACAGAGCUACCAGCUUUCUGUCUGAGUAAAGCCCUGCCAGGGAACUCUUGACACCAUUGCCACUUUAGCGAGCUGUAGUUGUUAUGGUGCUUGGAGUGUCAGUUUAAAUGGACACUGUUGGCACUAUAAUGAUUUCAUCUUAUUGAAUUUGAUGUAGUGCCUGGAGUCCAUUGGAACUAACUCUCCUUUCAGUUUUACUCUCUGCCUCCCAUCCUGUGAGAGCAAGUCCAAUGACGAGUUAUCGGGGAAUUAUUGUGUGACAGUUGACUCACCACCACUCACUGCCGUGCAACCAAUGCGUUUCUCUGGCAGUGCUAUGAGACCUCUCACAACUACGUUUUGCACUCUGUUCCUAAAGUCCUGAGUCUGACUCUUAGUAGCCAAUUUGUCCCCAAUGCUCACAUCACUGGAGUUCAGUUUUGCACAUAUCUGCCAAUUAUUUCACCCCAGUAAGCGAGAUGUUGAUUGGUGGCUGUAGAACAGGGAGGACGAGUGAAAUAUAUCUUGCCACUGUCCAAAGAUGGCAGACUUGCCCGAAAAGGGGACGGGACUGUCUAAAUAAAUAACAGGUCAGCCUGGCCUGAAUGCAAACCAAUCUGCCUGCCAAUCAAGCAGGCUUGCAGGGAGCACUGUUUCAGGGUCCUAUUUGCAUGGCGUAUCUAAAGAUGCACGCAUGCAAUGCUUGUUGGGGAGAGUUCCCCGGUGUCUCAAAAAGCAACUUUAAGUCGGCAUGGCGGGACACCUAAAACUGGACGGUUUCUAGGCAUACAGUUGGUUUGAAACAUCCAGUAAGUAGUGUUUAAUCACAAAUGUGAGACUGGCAAACUAUCGUAAGAAGAUCCACUAUUGUUAUAUCAUUGGGCUUUUACAAACAUAUUUACUUGAAAGGGUUAAAUACAGGGAAGGUAAUCUCACUGUAUCCAAUCAUUAGUGCUAAGAGGGUAAAAAAUAAGAGCUUAAAUUUCUGUUACUUAAAGGUAUACGCAGGAGGUGUUAUAAAAUUAUAAGAAUAGGACUUUAUAAAUCGCUCAAGUGUCAAUUUAUAUUUUAAAUUACAGGCUGUGGUAUGAAUCUAUUUUUGGACACUUCCUCCCAAAAAACGACAUUUUGAAAUCAUUUUUAAUAAUGUAUCUAAAGCAUUUUGGGAGGAGAAAAGUGUGUUAAAGUCUUUACAUUUUAAAACUAGAAUCCAACUUUAGAUCUGUGAGCAGUUUUUAUGUAAUGUACGUUUUAUAUGUUUUGUAAAUUCUGUGCAACAUUAGCAUGGAUAUUGUUUGGUAUUUAGGUUACUUAGGCAACACACAAUUUAGAUUUUCAGAACCAGCGCAAUGUCGGUACAAACCACACAAAAAUGAAGCUCUGUGCUCAAACUCCCACUACUGCUCUUGUUCAGCGUAAUGUUAGUGCCCUAACUGUAGGGAGGUGGGAAACCGUUUUACGCAUGUGUUUGCACACAUUAUUUCCUCUUUCGCGUGACCAAUGUGUGGAUCUUGCUUAUCAUAAAAAAAAUCACAUUGAAUUCCUGCCCUAUCUCACUUUAGUGAAUAACCCUGAUAGUCCUAAAAUUUUCUAACCGUUCAGAACAGGAGGAUUAUGCAUCUAGAAUAUGCACUACUUUUACUUCUGUCUUUUUUUCACUGUGAAGGGUGUGAAGGACUUUCGUGCUUUUUGCUAGUGCUGCUCAUUUUUGCUCAAAGUAAAAUCACCUUUCACAUUGAUAUUGUAAGGAGCAGAAAAACGUGUUUAAAGCUAAAAAGCAUGUCAUUAAGUAACUUUUGCUUGAAAAGUGAGACUUGCAAUGCGACUUUUAUCUUCUUUUUCCAGUAUAUUUAGAUACAACCAUUUUACUUAAUUAUGGCCAAAUCAAUCCAUUUUGUGAGUAACAUUUUAUAACCCGUCACCCAAGAGCUUACACAUUUUGAGAUCAAAGUAUAAGGGACUUAUUAUUUUUUUUCCUUUUAAACGUGUUCGAGUAGUUCCUAUAGACAGAGUACUGAUAAGUAGUGAUGUGCAUGUUACAUGUUUCCCGCAUUGGCAACUGUACAGUUCUGGUCAAGUUUAUGCAGUAAAGUAUGAUGUUUAAAUUGCAUAUUCAUGGUAUUUGGUGCCUGUAGUGUUUUGAAAUGCUCAUUUAAGGUAAAAGCUAAUUUUUAUAGUCUUUCCCUAUAGGUAACUGACCCCUGCUCUACAUAGAUGGAAUAACCCCUAAACUAUUAAACAAAUAUGUUUACAAUUGUUAUACUGAUUGUAAACCACUAAACUCACAAUCUAUUGAACUUUAAAGGGACACUAUAAUCACCCAGACCACUUCAGCUCAUUGAAGUGGUCUGGGUGCCAGGUCCCUCAAGUUUUAAACCUUCACAUGUAAACAUAGUUUCAGGGAAACUGCUAUGUUUACAUAGCAGUGUUAAGCCAACCUUUAGUGGCUGUCUUCCUGACAGCCGCUAGAGGCGCAUCUGCGACGCUGGAUGAGAAAUUCGCAUCCAGCGUUCAGAACGUCCAUAGGAAAGCAUUGCGCAUUCUACUCCACUCAGGAGCUGACAUCGGUGGGGGAGGAGAGGUCACCAGCGCCGAGGGAGCCCGACGCUGGAUAAAGGUAAGCUGCUGAGGGGAUUUUAAUCCCUUCAGCCCCACGGGAGGGGGACCCUGACGGUGGGGGCACCCUUAGGGCACUAUAGUGUCAGGAAAACCGCUUUGUUUUCCUGACACUAUAGUGAUCCUUUAACCAAUACACAGAAUAAUCAUUGAUAAAGGGACAGGGGUCCCAAAACUUUGUACUGUUCUUUGAAUGUGCUUUGAAUAAACUUGGGCUGCACUAGUGGGCCCCUAUAACUAAGCUGCGCUUUGCAGAUGAAUACUUUGGAUUGCUAUAUUGUGCUUGCUUUUGGGGCUACGGCAGCUUAUACACAAUAGCUGCACUAAGUUAAUAUAUUUUGUCUUUUGGUACUGUGCUAUACCACACUUCUAGAACAUAUUUUUCCCCCCCGAAUAAUUUGAAUAAUAGACAUUUAACUAUAACUAAAAUCAAUUCCCACAUCACUGGCUUAUUUGUAUUUAUAAUACUGUACAUGUCAUGAAUUAUUGCACAUCUAUUUUCUUUUUAUUUCUAUUCACACUAGAGCAGAUGUUUUGCAAUUUCAAAUGGUACACAAAAAUAACUGAAUAUCAGCAUUCUGGAAUUAAAUCAGGCAUUUACUGCAGCUUUAACGGGUUAUUAAUUUAGUUAAAUAGAUUUAGUAGAUUUUUCAAAAAGCUCCGGUUUCACUAUAAAAUCCUUUGCUCUCCGCUAGCUUGCGCUGUUUGUGGUUAUGUUUGCUGCACCUUCGUAUAGAGAACGCAGGUCAUACAGAGUGGCCUGGCCUGUCUUUCACAGUCAGCUAUGCUGUAGAAUUCAUUUCUCCCUCCCAUCUAGCCCAAACAAUGUUGGUGGUGCCACACUGUCUGUCACACAGGCUUGGCUUUCCCUGAUAUGUUAUUUUAAUCCUGAGAAUACCCAUUAACUGUUUCAGCUACGUAUUUCUUGCUGAGAUUUGUAUCACGUCUCUCGCCUCUUAAAUAGGGUAAACGUCACUCCUCCAUGACCCAUCUCUGUAACCUCAGUAUCCAUUUUUCCAGAAAUAUAACAUUUUCCCCCUUCUUCACACAGCAUGCCAUUCACACUCAUUGCUUUAUAAUUCACCCUCUUUAACCACCCACCGAUUUAGGUUGGUGUGAGAUAUUUGUAGCUGCGGACGGAGAAUUGACUGGUCUGUGUGGUGGGGGAAAAUGUAGGGUUAUACUAGGGCAGGUAAUGGUGUCUACAGUGAAAUGUAAAACUACUAUCUAUGUAAGGUCCUCAUUGACCUAGAGACUUUCUUUUUGCCAAAGAGUACUUUAUUUUACCACUAAUGCUAGUGGUUUAUAUGACGAGGCGCCUGAAGAAACAUAGAAUGUACAUUCAAUUCUUCUUCCUCCCUUACCAGAUAGAGAGGAUCCUGAAAAUAUAUAGCCUGACGGGGUGACCAGAGGGCAACUAUUUUUUACAAUUAUAAGUGUUCUGGUGCAGAGAAAAAAAAAAAUGUUUAUCCUCAUUUUUUUUUUUUUCUGCAGGUGCAAGAAUAAUGCAGUAUACGCAAAAGGUGAAUAGGAGUACAAUAAAUAAAAAUGUAUGCAUUCUAGCUGGUGGAUAAUACGGUGCAAAUAAAAUUCACAUUUAUGCCAUCACUAUGAAAUGGUAAUAAACCCAACUAUAAUGUGUUAGAGUGACAUAAAAAAAAUCCAAAUAGGAUUUUGGUCAUUGUCAAGAUGCUUGUUAUACAGUUACUUAAAGUGGCCCAAAAUGGUUUCUCAACAAAUUAAUCAUGUGAGCCUGUUAGAUCACUUGCAAGUGAUACAUUUUAAAUAGGCCGUUGAUUUAAGACUUUUGGUGAUCGGACUUUAUAAUUGAGACAGCUAUGCAGGGCCGGACUGGGGAUUCCAAAGCAGCCCUGGGAAAAAAAAACCUAUGCCAGUCCCAUAAGUCAUUGCGCCAUAUAUUGUCGCAUGUAAUAUGUAAGGCUAUGUCUUGCCACCCUAGAUGAUUGAGAUAUAUAUAUAUAUAUAUAUCUAUAUAUAUAUAUAUAUAUAUAUAUAGAUAUAUAUAUAUAUAUAAAUAUGUGUCACGAUUUGGGGAACCAAACACGCCAACACACACACACACACAAAGUGCAAUACCGGACCUUAGAGUGGCCGGGCUAAGCACACAAAGAAUAGUCAGGAAACAAGCCGAGUAAAGGGGAACCAGAAGACAGAAUAACGAUAGACAAGCCGAGGUCAAAGGGUAGGAGAAAGUCACAAAGUCGGAUAAACAAGCCAGAGAGUACGUAACCAGAAACACAAGUUCAGUAGUAAUACUAGCAAGUAAAGACCACAACAGGGCGGAGAGGAACAGGAAAGGUAAGUAUUUAAAUCCAUAGGUUAAUUCUGAUUGGAUAAUUUCCAAUCAGAAUUAACAAUCACACGUGGGAGAUAUCUAAACCUCCCACUGUGAUUGAGGCACUGUGCCUUUAACACCGGGUCAGGUGACUGACCCCGGCGUUUGUUAAAAUGGGCGGUCUCCCAGCAUGCAGCGUCAUGCAUGCUGCCGCUGGGGGACACAGAGGAAGACGCGGGCGGCAUCCGUGGCAGCCGCCCGCGGGACCCUGACAAUAUACAUAUAUAUAUAUAUAGCUUUUUCCAAUAUAAAAUAUUGAUCCUUUCAGAGUAAAAUUUUUAAUUAUACAGUAAGCAUACCCACAUGCAGACACAGGCAAUCUCACUGACACAAGCUGAUUGAUACACAGCCUCCUAGACAAGCAAUCUCACUGAUAUACAGAAGGUCAUUGACAUAAAAACACAAGCUCACUCAGUAGCAGGCACACACACACACACACACACAAGCAAGCCCACUCACUAGCAGGCACGCACACACACAGCUUAAUGUAGUGGCUCUGGUGUCUAUAGCCUGUCCCUGCAGGCUUUUCAAUGUAAACACUGACUUUUUAGAGAAAAGGCAGUGUUUACAUUGCUUCCUAGUGACAGACACUCAGACGGUCACUAGAGGUGCUUCCUGUGUCAGUGCGGAUUGGCUGAGAUCAUCAAGACAGAGACACACACACCAUGACACAGACAGACGCACACAAUGACACGGACACACAUUGCAUGACACAGACAGAGACACACACACACAAAUGACACAGACACACAUACACUGACACACAUAAUUGCUACCUGUGUGCUGGCGGCUGCAUGGGGAGCUCUGAUGGCGGCUGCAUGGAGAGCUCUGAUGGCAGCCGCAUGGGGGGAGCUGGCUCUUCUGGCGGCUGCAGAGGGAGCUCUUUUGGCGGCCGCAGGGGGAGCUGGCUGUUCUGUCUCUGCUCCACCGCGCGCCGCUUAACCCCUUAAGGACCAAACUUCUUGAAUAAAAGGGAGUCAUGACAUGUCACACAUGUCAUGUGUCCUUAAGGGGUUAAUGAGACUGAGGCCGGAAUAUGACGUCAUAUUCCGGCCCCGGUCUCUUUGUAGCGCGCUGCUCCCCCUGCGGCCAGCUCCCCCUGCGGCCGCCAGAAAAGCCAGCUGCCUGCCCGGCCCCAGGUGCCGACGGCCCACCGGGAAAUUUCCCGGUAUCCAUGUGGGCCAGUCCGGCCCUGCAGCUAUGCCUGGAAAAAGUGUUGGUGCUGUCAGUCUGAGUUAAUAGGCCAAAAAUAGCUGAUGUGAAAAAAAUCUCCAGCUCUACUUUAGUCACAGCUUGAUUACUUUAUGCUGAAUUUUGUUAAUUUAGUUUUCAAUUUACUACAGAAUAGUGCUUAGUCAAUAUUUGUCUAAGACAUUGAGUCUUGUAUUAGGCUGCUCUCUUUCUUUAAUUCCCUCAGUGCAAAGAAAACAUAUUUGGAAAAAGCACAAUAAAAUGAACAAAACAUGGUAAAAACAUCAUGUGAUCUAAACAAACCAAGGGCCACCAAUCAGGUUACACCACAAGGCAUAAAAGGCUAAUUACCUGACAUCGCACCUCUUUCUUUCGUUCCUGAAGCAACCGAUCUGAACUUAAAAUAAACCAUAACCAUAAACGGUCAGAACAAAUGGCUGCUGUUAGGAGUUGGAGAGUUGAUUGCGGAGUGCCCUCGAUAGUCCAGGGUCCCCUGAAAUAAGACGCGCUAGCAACUGAAGAAGACUCUGAUGGACCAGCAGUUGAGGGUUUUUUCGUCCGGGAUGAACAGGAGAGAAUCAAAUGUUGCUCAAUGCAGAGCUGACCACAACAGAACUACCAACACCACUGUUCCCCAGUGAUGUCUCAAAUGCAACAGGGUGCAAAAUAUUAUAGCAAGUAGCGGGAAAGCAUAAUGUCUGGAAAAAGCCACACUUGUAAGAACCUUAGUUGCCAUAGCAUCUAAAAAGUCAAUCGAUUGUGAUGGAAUCAUCACGGCUUUCUCCAAAUUAGGAGAAUACCCAGGUCCGGAUGUAGAUGAAUAGUCUAAAAAUCGAAUAUUAAUCUUUGCUGCUGGGGGAUUUAAAGAAAGACUGCAGCCUAAUAUGAGCGUCCGUGUCUAUAAUAUAAUCAUGACUUUACAUCUGGUAAUUAUGGGGAACAUUGUAAUCUAUGGUUUGAUAAUUUUGACACAUUGCUGCCAAGGAGUCACUAAUGAUGUCAAAGCAAUCAAAUUCCACCGUCCAACAGUUUUACUAUUGUUGUCGUUAGGAAAUGUGCCUAUAUCUUAUGUUGAGGACACAAAAUGAUUUAUUGACCUAUUAACGUAACUAACUGACACCUAGCUUAUUAAACACCUAAAAGGACUUGAUAAAACACAGCAGACACUAUUCUAGUGAUUAACCCAGAUAAUACCCGUAGUGUUUUCCCAUGACCAAAGCUACAAGCACACAUUCCUCCCCUUAUGUUGAUGACAUUUACAAGCAACGUCACCAAAACUUUGAUAACAACUUAAAGGGACACGUUAGUCACCAAAACAACUUUAGCUUAAUGACGAUCAUGCCUUUGAAGUCUCAUUGCUCAAUUCUCUGCCAUUUAGAAGUUAACUCCCUUUUGUUUCUGUCCUUGCAGCCUCAGCCACACCUCACACAACCUGCAUAGGAAAAAUUCAAUAUGAUGUUAACUUUCUUUAUAACUUUUAUUUUCUUCUCUGUAAAUUGAACUUUAAUCACCCACAGGAGGCUUCAGCAAGGUCUAGCAAACUAUUAAUAAUUCUGUAUAUAAGAAAUUCUAAAUUUAAACAGACUGUGCCAUAAAAGAAGUGUAAACAUUAGAUAACUAUUUAAAGGAAGUGUCCAGGAAGGCUGUGUACAUCACAUGCAGAGAGGUGUGACUAGGGCUGCAUAAACUAAGUGAUGUAACUCAUAGAUGGCAGGGAAUUGUGCAGUUAGACUUCAGGGGUAUGAUCUAUACACCAAAACUGUUUCAUUAAGCUAAAGUUUUUAUUUGUUUAUUUGUGUGACUGUAGUGUCCCUUUAAAACACAAGCGCUGUAACAAGAAAUUAACAUGGUGAAAAUUAACACACGGCAAAUUCAUGUACACACCAUUAGCUAAAUGUCUAAUUUGAAAAUGUGUACAUCAUUACACAACAGAUUAUGGGGUGAAACAGGCAGGUCAAUUUGUUACCUGAUGAAUUUAUUUUAUUUGUCGUUAACCUAUUGGUUUUGAGAUUGAGUGAUCAAUGGUGACUGAAGUUAAGUCCAGUCCAUAACAAUUUCUAACUUCAGAGGCGUUACUGGCACAAAAAGUUUUGGAUUGUAAUCACAUUGAAAUCACAACACAGGAUGAGAGCCAGGAAAAGUCAUUGAAUAUUGGAUUGUAAUUUGCACAUUACAUCGACAUGAAGACUUCACAACAUUUGAUUUUUGCAGUCUUUUUUUUUUUUUUUUUGCAAUCCUGUGGUACAGAUCACACAGCCCCAUUCCUUUACAACAUGUGGAGUGAUGAGGUUAAGCCUCCUAGCAUCUUAUGAUCUGAACUAGUUUUGUUGUCCUCUGUAGUUUAUGGCAAAGUUUAAAAAAAAAAAAAAAGACCCCUUAAAACAGAAUUCUUCUUCAAUUGCAAUUAAGCAUUUUUUUGCUAAAUCCACUGGGAUUACUGUCCUAAUUGGUCUGAAACAUGAAGCUGAAGUUCAGACAGUUCUAUCCUGCCUCUAGGUCUCCACCCCUGCACUGCGCCAUGCCGAAGUGUUUGAACCUGUCUCUGUAACGGCAUUGUGCUAGGCGAUACGCUUGCUGUUUAAAUCAAGUUAUAUUGUGUUUUUGCAGAGAUUUAAAAACCUGAUGCUAGACAACAGUAAAAAGUUCCUUACGGGCAAAAACAUCAUUUUUUCUUCUUCUUCUAAAUGUAUAGAAAGAAAUGCUUGCAGCUGUGUGAUUUGUGAUAUCUUUUUGCACACCUGUGUGCAGAUAUCUUGGACAGCAGAUGCAUUAUUUUUGUGUAAUGGGUGUUGACAUGGUAAUUACAUUGCUAUAGAGGGUUUCUUGGCAGGUUUUUUUUUUUUUCGUGUUUCCUCCUCCUGUGCAGUGAUUGAUAUUUUUUUCCAGGGUUCCCACCAUCUGGCUGUGUAUAACAAAUUUAUUACUCAUUUCAAAAUAUUCUGAAUAUUUGCUUCACUGAUUUCACCCUUUUGCUAGAAGACAAAGUUUCAAAACCAUCUCACCCUUUCACUUGGAGUAACAUCAGAAUGCUUGAAAUUUAACGAAAUCUAUAGAUAAUUAUUAAAGGUCUGCUAUUGGCAGACAAAUGCAUAUUAAGUUGUAUGGUUGGGCAUUUUUUCUUAUUCAUAGAAACAUAGAAUGUGACGGCAGAUAAGAACCAUUCGGCCCAUCUAGUCUGCCCAAUUUUCUAAAUACUUUCAUUAGUCCCUGGCCUUAUCUUAUAGUUGUGGUAGGGGCAUAAAACCGAGGCAAGAGUGUAAGGAGAGUAUGAAGGUAUAGCAAAGGUGUGAGAAGAGGGCAAGUCGGUUGAAGUGUGCCGGAACCGACGUAGCAGUAGGCCUGUAAAUAAAGAGGGCAAAAAUAGAUACGAACUAGAAUUUAUUACAAUCAACAAGAGAAGAGCAAGUAUUACAUAGACAUAGUAUGGAAGGCGUGUCUGAGUUCCUGUAGUGGUUGUGGUAUGUACAAAGAGUAUGCAGAGGACUUCCAGCGACCUAGGGCUUUGAUUAUAUGUACAGGAAUGUUCCUGCUAGAGGCAGUGGAAGCUGCCCCUAUUCUGAAAGAGUGGCCAGAAUAGUCAGAAGGGUUAAGACCUAGCCUGGUGAUCAAAGAUCGGACAUAAGUCAUAAAUUUAGAUGUGGUAAGGACUGACCCAUGUAAAGUUAGCAGUGGUUGGGAAGCUUGUAUGUUAUAGGUCAGAAGAAAGGUGUCUAGGAUCUUAACUGGGCACCAUUUGUUACCUGUCGGGUAAUAGGGUAUGUUAACAUCUUGACCAUCCUGUGUGGUUUUAGUGUGGGGAAGUGUUAGAACAUAAUAAUCCCCCAAUUUAGCUAGAUGAGACUUCCUGAGGCAGUAUUGCAGGUUGGUCGUGGAAGUUGUUGUAAAUUCUCGUGGUCUAAGAAAACCGUAAAAAGCCAGGUAAAUAGCUGUUUUGAGAACGUGGUCGGUGUGGGGAUCAAACGGGCCCGCAUCUAAAAGGUCUGAAAGGGAGUGUAGUAAUCGGAUGUCAAUGGGUAACCUCCUAUGUGAUGGGGUGUGUCCGGUUUUCUGUAUGCCUCUAAGUAUAGAUUUGAUUUGGUAUGAAGACAUGAAGCUGUGUUUGUAGGGGAAUAAAAGCAACAUGUGGUGUUGUAUACCUGAUAGGUACAAUUUGAUGGUACUAUGUGAAAGUGCAAAUUUAAGGUGGCAAAAAGAAGCAAAACCUACCAGAGUCGACAUAGCAAAAGAAUCAGUAAUACCAUAUCCCAAUAAAAACUUCCUAAACAAGGAGAAAGCCCGGUCAUAAGCCCUGCGUGUAUUAGUGGACAGAGACAAUCGGGCAAGAUGACGGCCGUGAGACAACAAAGCGGUCAGUCCAUGAUCAGCUCCUGAAACGGAGGGGCAGCAGUGGCAGUGGGGGAGGCCGAAGGCAGAGCAGCAUGGAAGGCCUGAAAUUGAAAUCGAGACAGCCUGUCAGCAGCAACAUUCGUGACACCUGGCACGUGAACACAAGUCAGAAAGAAAUGGUGACAAGCCGCCAGCCACGUCAAUUUCCUGAGGAACCUCAUAAUAAUGAGAGAGGAAGAACGCCCUUUAUUAACGAUGUGGCAUGUGGCCUGGUUGUCCGAGAAACAGCGAAUCGAACAACCCGACCACACCCGACCCCAAACGACAGCGGCCGCUACAAUGGGGUAAAUUUCAAAUAGGGCGGAGGUAGUGGAAAAACCCUCGAUGUCCAGGACCUCCACUGGCCAGGCACCCCAAAGCCACUCAGAAUCGUAAAUGGCAGAGAAGCCGGUAGUGGCAGCUGCAUCUGUCCAUAGUGCGGGUGAUGUCUCUGAAAUCUCGGGAAGGAACAUACACUUCCCAUUCCAGGAGAGCAAGAACCUCCGCCACAUGAGCAGAUCCGCCGUGGCUUGGUCAUCGAGCGUGAUCCGGCUAUCAUCAUGAGGGAGAGAGGGAAACAGGGAAAGCAGCCGAGAUAUAAAAGCCCGACCCUGUGGGAUUAUCCGCAUAGCAAAAUUUAAUGACCCUAGCAAAGAUUGUAGCUCCCUCCGGCAGCAAGACCUAGUGCGAAUAUAGUCAUCAAUGGAUGAGAGUAUGUGCACUAUUUUGUCCGUGGGAAGACUGGCCUGCAUGGCAACAGUAUCAAGCUGAAUACCCAGGAAAGUGAUGACAGUGUCCGGGCCUUCCGUCUUGUCCACGGACAACGGAACACCCAACAACUCAAAAAGGGCAGAGGCUUCCUUCAGACUACGUGGGGGGGACUUGUUCUCCUCAAUCAUAAGGAAGUCGUCCAGGUAGUGGAGGACUGCGGGACACCUAUUGACAUUAAGGAGCAACCAGCACAGGGUCUCAGCAAAGAUGUCAAACAGUUUCGGGCUACUCUUGGAACCAAAAGUAAGCCGGGAGAAAAAGUAAUAUUGGCCCUUCCAUUUAAUACCGUGCAGGUGCCAGAGCGUUGGGUGUAUCGGCAAGAGCUUAAAAGCAUUAACAAUGUCAGUUUUACUAAGCCAGGCACCCACCCCGGCUUUAAGGAUGGUUGAAAUGGCAUUAUCAAUCGUGGCAUACUGCAGCGAAAAUUCCUCAGAUGGAAUCAAGGAAUUUAAACUAGGAAUUGCUGCCGGAGAGAUCAACUAUCAACCUCUGCUUCAUGGAGGACUUACCGGUCACAAUACCAAUAGGGUUAGUCCUCCAUGCAGUAAAAGGCGGAGCCUGGAAAGGACCUAGAAGAAAACCCCCCGCGACCUCCUGUUGUAUGAGAGAGUCAACCGCCUCAGGGUGAGCCAGAGCCGAUUGCAAGUUCUUACACUCAAAGAUACCGGAUGGCAUACGUAUGAUGCCUGUAUGGAAACCCUCCGAAAAGCCAGAGACCAAGAAAUCAACCAAGUGCCUGGAUGGGUGAGAGGACAACAAGGCCGACAAGGCAGACACAUUAACAGAGGUCAAGUAAGGUUUGGGAAACAAUUUAUUGGGGCACAUGGUGAGCGCAUGGGCCCGGAAGCAUUUAGAACAAACAUGCAGAAGCCUACAGGCGCUAAAACUGCAGGUACCAGCAUUAAAAUUAUUACAAACCUGGGACUUCCCCAGGAAGAGAAUGGGGCGACCCAGUUUGUCCUUGACAACCUUGUCAGGCUGCUGGAAAGGGGAGGGAACAAGGCCGGAGGAAGCCUCGGCCGUAUUAGGACAGAGGUUCGUGGAGUGAGACGUGGAGGAGCAGACGGCACAAGCUGGUGUCCUCAGACCCGCAAAGUGUCUGCAGAACAAUUCCGUGUCCAGCUUACCCCAGUUCAACCGGGCACCAAACUGGGUGAAAGCAGCAGACACUUUGGCGGAGAAAGACCGGUGGUAGUCAUAAAAAGACGUACCACCGUACUUGUGGCCCAAGUCCACAAGCUUAUGCAUAUAAAGGUCCAACUCCUGCCUCCUAGCUGGGUAAACCGAGCACAGGACGUCCCUGAAAAGCCCAAAAGCCAGAACAAACUCCGGGACAGAGAGCUUCCUGUUAAGCCUGGGGUCCCGGGCCUUGAUUACAACUGACACAUCCCCAUAGGCAUAAGUCUUGUUCUCAACGAUAUCUUGAGAGGCAAUAAGGAGCGAAACCAAGUUCACAUCCUUGCCGUCCAAGAUAUCCUUCCGAAUAUUGGCCGGGACCAUGUGAGCAGGGUCGACAUCCAGAGGGGUAUCAAUGGUACCUGAUAAGUUACCCUGGCCAGACGAGGGAGUGUCAGCCGGAGCUGGAGCGGGGAGGCUGGUUGACAACUCGGCCUGAGAGGCAGUCUCCAGUCUGUCCAACCUCUGGGUGAUCUGCCCCAUGGAUGCCACGAGAGAGGACAACAUGGAGCGCACAUCAGAGGGGUCAGCGCCACUAGGACCUUCUCCGGCGUCCUCUUCAAUGACUGCGUGGGCAGAGGAGGAAUGCAGCAGCCGAAACAGUUCGGUCUUCCUAGCUGAUGCGGGGAACGGGAUCUGACGCCUCCGAAGUUCUGCAGCGAGGGACGGACCAAGAUCUGAAGGAGGCAGACGUAGCCGAAUUCCCCCUGCGAGAAGGGGUGCCAGACCUAGCCGGAGUGCCGGGCAGGACCACCUCUUCGCCACCAACAGCAGACACUGGAUCCAUUAGCACCGGGAAGCAGAGCAAGCGUGCGGCGGACAGCGACAGGAGACCGGAGCUGGGACACCACCAGACGGCACGGAGGACGCCGGAACGGGAGCCACGAGUCAAGUGACGGUUAGGAAACGAAACGGGACAGGUGGAGGUGAAUAGUGGGCUUAAAUAGGGGACCAUGCCCUUCCUAUUUAGGAUAGUCUUAUGCCUAUCCCACGCAUGCUUAAACUCCUUUACUGUGUUAACCUCUACCACUUCAGCUGGAAGGCUAUUCCAUGCAUCCACUACCCUCUCAGUAAAGUAAUACUUCCUGAUAUUAUUUUUAAACCUUUGUCCCUAUAGAAACAUAGAAAAUUACAUCAGAGAGAGGAUUAAGAACAGAAUGAAAGGUACAAUAUGAAUAUAGUAUGUCACUAUAACUUUAAUAAUAACAAAGUAUUUAACCAGGAAAGGUGCAUUCAGAUUACUCUGAUUUCCAAGUACAUACUGGGGAUGUUACGUUUGCCUAACAUCCAGGGGAUGUUCCUAUUACCCAAUCUAAUGGUACUUAUUUUAUUUACCUCAGUGGGAUGAAGGGCUGAGUCAACCAUGCCAGGAUUUGAACCUGAGUGUUGAACAGAUUCUACUGAUGACUCAUUAGCCCACUGAGCUAUGCCAAUGGCCUAAUCAGAGUUUACUAUGAUAAUGCGCAAAGAACGCAUAAGAAGUGAUCUCAAAAGAACCUGACCAUCACAUAGUUCAUAUUAUUAUUGUUAUUUAUAUAGAGCCAACUUAUUCUGCAGCACUUUACAAUAUUAUGAAAAUAGAAAAUGUAACCAUAAAUGAAACAAUUAUAAAAUGUUACAGGAGCAGUAGGUAGAUGAGGACCAUGCUCAGACAAGCUUACGGUCUAGAGGAGUGGAGUAUAACGACACAGUAGAAAGGACAUCAAGGGGGGCAGCAAACCACAAGGUGGAAAAGUAGAGACUGGAGUGUGGCUCUUUAGGAAAGGGCAAGUUACUGGUUUGUGACAGAGGAGUUACUAUGGGAAGUCAUAGGCAUUUAUGAAAAGGGGUUUUGAGGGACUUCUUAAACAAUUGAAAACUAGGGGAAUGUCUGAUGGGGGUAGGCAGGCUGUUCCAAAAGAAAGGAACCGCCCGUGAGUCCUGCAAGCACGAGUCAGCAGUAAGGGUGUGAGGAGCGGGCAGGCGAAGGUCACAUCAGAGCGGAGAGACAGAGAAGGGGCAUAUCUACGAAUCAGUGAAGAAAUGUAACGGGCUAGAGUUGUUUAGAGCUUUAUAGGUAAGGUUAGUAUUUUAAAUCGACACAUAUAGCAUACAGGAAGCCAGUGUAAGGCUCGGCAGAGGGGAGAGGUAUGGGAGGAGAGACAGGUGAGAAAUAUCAGCCUGGCGGCAGCAUUCAUUACAAGCUGUUUGGCUUCUGGGAAGACCAACUAGGAGAGUAUUACAGUAAUCCAUGCAAGAGAUUCAGGGCCGGUGCAAAGAUUUUUGCCGCCCUAGGCAAUCCAAAAUUUACUGCCGUCCCCAUAUGUUUUGCCCACCAUGUGACAUCACAAUGCCCACCCAUAUGAUAUGCCAUAUGGGCCAGUGCCAGUUCAGCACAAAGUGACUUUUGUCUGAAACUUCAGUGUGUUUACAUUACUGGUGACUAUGGUGGCCCUUUAAUGUGAGGUAAAUUAGAGAUUAGUGCCACUAAUAAUAUAUUUGAUUGCCUACUUGCCACCAGAUUAGGACAAGAGGAUGAUAAUGGGCUCAGGCUGCAGUCUGGCUCCACAGGUCUGGUGUAGAAGAGGCUCUCUUGAGACUGUUUGUAACAGUGCUUACAACAAUUAACGAACUGGAAGCAGCUCCAUUUUUGUGGCCCCUUACACAGCUCAAGGUCUGGGCCCCCAGGGCCUGACCGUAAGUAUGCCUACAAGGCCCGCCCAUAAGUCCACCUACAUGCCUACAUGGCCCACCCAUGAGUUUGCUCACAGGAAGUGGAGUGUAUGUGUGUAAGGGAUGUGUUAUGUGUUAUUGUAGAGGAUGGAAUGUGUGUGUUCUUAUAGAAUGUAGUGUAUAGGGAUACCAAUGUGUGUAUAGAGGAUGCAGUGUGUGUUUGUGUGUAAGGAAUGCAGUAUGUGUUUCUGGGUGUGUGUAAGCAAUGUAAGGUGUGUUUCUGUGUAUGUAAUUUUAAUGCAGUGUGUGUCUGUAAGGGGUGCAUUGAGUUUGUGUUAGAGAUGCAUUUUGUUUCUGUGUGUGGAAGAGAAGCAGUGUGUGUGUGUGUGUGUGUGUGAGCGUAAGGGAUACAUUGUGUGUUUCGGUGUGUCUGUGUGUGAGUAGGGAUGCAUAGUAUGUUUCUGUGUGUAGGGAUGCAUUGUGUGUUUCUGUGUAUGUGUAGUGUAAAAGAGAGGGUUUGUGGGGUAGUAUAGGGGCUUAGUGGUCCUCCCUUUCCCUCUCUCUUAGUGGUCGUCCUCUUCCCCCAAAUCCUUAGUGGUUCUCCCUCUCCCCCCCCCCUCUUAGUGAUCCUCCCUCUCUCCCCCCGUCUAGUGGUCCUCCCUCUCCCAAACCUUUGGGGGUCCUCUCUCCCAUCCCCCCUUAGUGGUCCUCCCUCCCUGUUGUGCCUCUUACCUAUGUAGCGCCAGCGGACUGACAGGAAGUGCUGACUCAGCAUGCUACAUUGAGUGACUGGCAGGAAGGAGCGAUAUGCGCUUCUCUCCUGCCGCUCACUUAAAUCUUGCACCCCCUGGGCCGGUGCGCCCUAGGCAACUGCCUAAGUCGCCUUUAGGACGCACCGGCCCUGAAGAGAUUACCAGAGAAUGAACAAGCUACUUGGCAGCAUCUUACAUGAGAAAGGGGUGGAUGCGGGCAAUGUUUUUAAGGUGGAAUCGACAGGUUUUAACAACGGACUGAAUAUGAGGCACAAACGUCAGGCCAGGAUCAAAGAUAACACCAAGUUAUACCUCAAGAUUCUAGAACUGUUCCAAUGACCUUUCCUAUUCCUACCACUGAUGUUCCUUGACCUGAUCAGAUAGAGAGAAGCAGAAUAGGAAUGUAUCUGGAGGAAUGCAAAACACUGUUAAAAUAAAUAUUGUUCAGAAUGUAAUUCACAUCUAUGUAUUUACCAUAAACUCUAGUACCUGCAUUAUUCCUUUUCCACCUCCAGGUGGAGCAGUCAUUACUAGCAAUGUAAGUGUAAACAGGCAUAAUACAGGGUUCCUUUUGUAAUUUUGUAAGAAUUAUGCACAAAACAGAAAACAUCCUAAAUGGAUGGGUUUAACACACGAUCCGGACCAUUCCAGAACAUUGCUAGUCAUGGUUUUUAAAAGGCUGUGACAAUAAGAGGCAUGCUCUUAUGGCAUAAGUAACGGAAAACAUGUUGAAUACAGACAUUGAAUUAAAUAUCAGACGAGCGAAGAUGAAGUGAACUCAUUAGGUUCAGAUUGCUCCUCAUUAAAAUCUUUUGGUAAUGGUGUAAACACAUUUACAGGUGUGUUUGUGUUUUUUUUUGUUUUUUAGCUGUAGACCAUGUAAAGCAGAUAUUGGCAAGAUAAGUAAUUGUAGUUCUAUGUAGUGAUUAUGGAAGUCCCAGUAAUAACUGUUUUUUGGAUCACCGUUCCUGUAUGUACGAAUGUCUCAUGCGUCUUAGCACCCAUUGUACAGGGCUUUAGAAUAUGUUGCAGCUUUAUUAAUAAUACUAUCUGUUAGAAUUGCCCAUAAAGGCUUGUCCCUGUAGGCUUAUCAAUGUAAUGCUGCGUUUUCAUAGAAAAGGCAGUGUUUACUUGGUUUUUAGGAUCACCCCUAGUGGCAGUCACUCUGACAGCCACUGGAGGUGAUUCCUGUGUCAGUGCACAGUGUGCAGCACUGGCUCUUAGCGUCUCCACGCUCUGCGUGGAUGUGGUGAACAUUCCCCAUAGAACCUCUAUGAGGAGAUUCUAAUUGGUGCUUGCACGAUAGUCUCCCAUUGCUUUGCAUCAAACUGAUUCUCAGCCACGGAGGCGGGACAGGCCCAGCGUGGGAAAAAAGGUGAGUAAUCACAAUUUUUUCUUUUUAUUGCCACAAGAAGGUUUCAAUGUUGGCUAUAAGCAUACCCCCUCAGAUAUUGUGCAUGGUGAUGUUUACACUUCUCCUUGACUGUCGUAUUAUUUAGGCGGUGGUUUGCAUAUUUUGGCCCUGAGAAUGCAAGUACAAAUGAAUGGCCUUCUUUUCACAUGACUCUCACAUGACUCUUCCUGAUCUACUCAUGCAGAACACACAAUACGUGGGUUUGACAGGCAGAGGCUGCUGAGUCAUAAGGUCCUUGUAGUUUCCAUCAGUGUGACCUAGGCAGCAGGAGGGGUAUUUGAAGAGCCAGGAAAGGGCAAGGGUCAGAACAGAUUGUAUGUUUUUCCUUUAUCAGGGAGUUAGAGAGUUAAGUUGCCUAAGACAUCUUUUUAGUUGGAAGAAAAUACAAAUAUCAAACCACGUCACUAAGAAAUCCAAUUGCAAAGAUUAUUGAACAUUUCUGCAAAACAGAAGAGGUGAAAUCACUCUGUUAGCAUUCAUUAUUGUUUAUACAUGCCCUUACCCCACAACGUUGGUGUCCUGAGCGGGCUAGUGAUAGCUGCGAUUGUGUCACUAGGUCCGUUAAAAUGAUGCAGACCGCCUGGAAAGGGGGCUGGUCUGCCCACAUUAUUGACAGGUCAGCCUGGUGUGAAUGCAGGUCAGGCUGCUUGCCAGUUAAGCAGAACAGCCCACUGAAGGCAGGCAAUGUAGUGCUCUGUGCAGGGUCCUAGUGCAAUGAGCGCAGCGCAUGUGUGUCAAAUGAUGUACUCAUACUAAACAUUUUACAGGACAGUUUAGGGAAACCAGGGAACAAAGUCAGGACAGCAAGACAGGACCUGAAUAUCGGGAUUGUCCUGCAGAAAUCGGGAUGGUUAGAAGGCCGCCUUGCCUACUGGAUUUCAAACCAGACUUCUUGACAAGCUAGAUACAACACCCAUCCAAUGAUUCAGAAAUCUCGCCUUUUCAGAAUUCUAAAUUUGACCUUUCAUCUAAAAUAAUUUUUAAAUGAUUUAUUAGAAACUGAAAGGAUUUUUUGUUACAUUGUUACCCAUUAAUCUCCUCAUCUUUCCCCUUGCUUGCUUAGAUCACCACAGCUUUCAAUUUAAAGGACAUCUGGGUACCAACACAACUCAAAUGGUUACUCCAUCAGCUUUCUUUACUCUAUUUAUUUCAAUAGCAAUAGUCUUAAUUAACAUAAUCCUUGAUGGUGUCUGCACCUCUUACUAUGUCAUCAUCUUUAAGAAGCAUUGAUGGCACUUUGGCACUUGCUGAAUACAAUACUUUUCUAUAUAAAACUUUGAACAGAGGGAGGGAGGAUGGACAAGGAGUUAAGAAAGCUGAAGUAGUGAGAAUUAGUGUGAGAGAGAGCUGGCACUGGGGAGGGAGGUUAUGUGUAUUGUGCACUGUCAUUUAGGAAGUGAGUGCUGUCACCGUGGAGGGAAGGAGGGAUCAGAGUUACAUUGUGUGCUGUCACUGGUGGGGGUGGGUUACAUUGAGCUGUCACUGGGGAGGGAAGGAGAGAUAGAGGUUACAUUGAGUGCUCUCAAUAGGGAUGGAAGUUACAUUGAGUGCUGUUACUGGGGAGGGGAGUUAUAUUGAGUUCUCUCACUUGAAGGGAAGCAGCGUAAGGAGUUACGUUAAGCAUUGUUACUGGGGAGGGAAGGGGGGAGGGCAGUUACAUGGAGCGCUGUCAUUGGGGAGGGAAGAAGGAAUAGUAGUUACAUUGAGUGCUGUCACUGGGAGGGGAGUUACAUUAAGCGCUGUCACUUGGGAGUGAAGGUGGGGCCUCCCUUCCAAGAUAUGCAGAAUAAAUAACGGUUCAGGCACUCCAGGGUAACAGAAAUAGCAGCUUUAUUGAGGCAAACGUAGCAACAUUUCGACCCUGCCAGGUGUUUAUUAUUAUUAUUAUUAUUAUUAUUUUAUUAUUAAUAUAUCAAGCUUUAUAAAGACCUGGUAGGGUUGAAACGUUAUUUAUUCUGCAUAUCUAGGAACCAGAAAGGAGUCCUGGGCUGCCUGUCAUGUGGGCCAGAGGUGCAACUAUGUCCCGGCACAAAAGUCAAGAUGUCUCUGCAUAGGCAGCAUUCUAAAAGCCAAAGUGACCAUGUUAUUUAGAAACACACUUUACUCUACUCCAAAAAAACUUCAGUGGUUUAAUAAAAAUUGUCCCCUUUAAAACUUACCUCUGGUCAGGUGUUCUCUCAGUAGCUUGAUCCUUUUUCUGGGGAUCCCUUCCCUAUACGGAAGAUAGGCUGAGUGCAGGAAUUUGGGUAAAGAACAGGAGGUAGGUGCAGUGCCUAAAUAGUCCACAUAUGGGUAUAUAAAAGGAAAAAGGGAGAAUAUUUUACUUGAAUUAUAUCUUUUUAUGUUGUUCUGAGUGCAGGACUUGGAAGUGGAGUUACACUUCUGACAAACAAAGUGCUGUAUCUGUAUUCAUAGUUAAACAUGGCACAUACAGACUCAGAGCUCCAUGACCACUUCAAAUCACUGAAGGGGUCAUGGUGCAUUUAGUAAAACUUUAAGUUCAUUUGGACUCAUGCAUAUUUUUCUCCACAUUCUAAUUUUUUAGAGAAUUUUUCCCACUGUGUGCAGCAUAAGCACAUCCUCUUAGAGAUAAAACCUAUUUCUGAUUGAAACUUGCACUCAGUGUAGCUUAGCCAAUGGGAGAUUCGUGUGAUCUGAGCUGCUGGUUUGACUCUGCUAUCACAGCCUAUCCCCUUAUUUUAAAUCCAUAAAUGGAAGGGGGCGGGAUCAGUUAAUAUGAGUGUGAUUGGCUGAAACGGUUUUGUGAAAAGUUGCACUACAAAAGGGGCAGAGUUACACUACAAAUGCUACAUGGGUGCAUGCCACAAUUGACCCUGGUAUGACAAGCAACUGGAAUGCCAGUGAGAAGGAGGGGGCACAACACGUGUAUUCAAGCCAACCGUUCAAUGGAAAUUUUGUUUCUAAAAACAGAAUAUAUUCCUUUUUGUGCGUGAGAAUUCAGAACUAUAUACUUUCCGUUUCUGCACAUGCAGUAUCUAAAUCAAAGGUUUGGCUAAAGUAUUAUAAGUUUCCAUGUAUUUGAAAUCAUGCACAAUGCAUUAUGGAUGCUUGCAUAAUAAUUUAAAACAUCACACAUAAGCAGUUCCCUUGUUCCUAGUAGGGAAGAUUAAUAAAAUUGUUGUUAAUAGAAAAGUUGGUUAAAGGGACACACCACUGACCAAAUACCCAAAAAAAUCACUGCUUUUAAGGAAAUUAUGCAUUUCAAGGAAAUCAUGCAUUUAAAGGACCACUCUAGGCACCCAGACCACUUCAGCUUAAUGAAGUGGUCUGGGUGCCUGGUCCAGCUAGGGUUAACCCAUUUUUUUAUAAACAUAGCAGUUUCAGAGAAACUGCUAUGUUUAUUAAUGGGUUAAGCCUUCCCCCUAAUCCCCUAGUGGCUGUCUCAUUGACAGCCACUAGAGGCGCUUGCGUGCUUCUCACUGUGAUUUUCACAGUGAGAGCACGCAAGCGUCCAUAGGAAAGCAUUGUAAAUACUUUCCUUUGCGACGGGCUGAAUGUGCGCGCAGCUCUUGCCGCGCGUGCGCAUUCAGCCCAGGAGGAGGAUCGGAGGAGGAGAGGAGGCAGAGAGCUCCCUGCCCAGCGCUGGAAAAAGGUAAGUUUUAACCCCUUUCCCCUUUCCAGAGCCGGGCGGGAGGGGGUCCCUGAGGGUGGGGGCACCCUCAGGGCUCUAUAGUGCCAGGAAAACGAGUAUGUUUUCCUGGCACUAUAGUGGUCCUUUAAGUUUUCAAUGGGGGUGAAUCUAAAGACUGCUUGUAAAAACUGCAAAUCCCUUGUCUUUUGCAAGCCCUAACACAGCUCCUCUUUUCUUUGACGGUCUAAUCAGACUUCCCAAUCACUGCUCACUGAGAAGUCUUUGCAAGUUAGAUGCUAUGAGUUAUUGCUGCCUCUUGAGUUUGGCUCCACUGAGCUAAACAAACCAGGAAGUAACCAGGGUUAAUGUAACAGGGUUAAUUUAAAGAUGCGCCAAUUUCUAUUGAAAUCUGAAUUUCUUUGUAAAAUGAAAAUCCAUUUUACACAACACUUUUUAGAAUGCUAAGGGGCUUUAGAUUGUCCCUUUAAUGUUGGCUUCAAAUUGCCCCUAUUUUAGAACAUCACUUAAAUUGUAUGUUAAUUAUGGAAAUCCUAAUAGAAUUAUGACCCCCAAGAAGACAUAGAACACAUAACAUUGCUAUUGUGAUUUGUGACUCCAUUCCCUAAAUCUAGAUUUAUGGAGAAUUCUCAAGGUAAUCUAAGGGCUGAUAAAGCACAGUUGGAGAUUUUUUUAUUUUAUUUUUUAUUUAUUUUUUGUGAAUUUGGCCUAUAAUUUAUUUAUUUAACUCCAUAAUACCCAUUCAAUUACUAAUGCAUAAGCCCUUGUGGCUGGUCUAGAUUAAUGUGAGCUACAGUCCAACCAACCCUGUUCUAGGGUAUAAUGAACAGGGAACCUUUUUAGCUAGAUUUAUGGCCUGUGACAAAAUCAUUAAAGCUUUAGCUUUCAGUGGCCGUGUGAAGGUGAUCAGUACAAUGGCACUUUCUGUAUGUUGUUGUCCUUUUAUUUGUGCAGCCGACUGCCAAUAAGCUGUUAACAUUGACUUUCAGGCUUUGAGGUUGAUCUGCCGAUGGGUGUGUGUAACACUGGGUACAGGAGGGAGAGAGAAGAAUCAUUCUUCUGCCCUCACUUCCAGGGCUCUCUCCUGCCCCUUUUGAGCUGGAAACAGUGACCGAGGACAAAAGCUGUAUACACUGUGCAAACAGUGAACCAAAGCAGCAGUACACUGACUCAUUCUUCACUGUGUGAGAAUUGAGGGGGACUCUAUUCACUUCCUUUGUGCUGGUGUCUGUCAACAGCGCUGUUUGAGGCAAGGCCUAUUGUGCCGGCCAGUGUUUCUUAUUGACCUAAGUCUGUGCCUGCAAUGUUCCCAGGGUCGAAGUUGGGAGCAAGGGAAUGUUCGCAAGGAGAGUGGGAUAGUAUGUGUUUGUAUGUGUAUAUGGGGAACAUGGAGGGGGAGAGAUGUAGGAUAAGUACUGUCUUUACAAUGAUCAUCAAUCCUAUUAAAUCUGAACAAUAAUCUAUAUUAAUAGUAGCAGGUAAGUAUUUAUCCACAACUGUCUUCCUUCAUUGAUGUCAGAAUAAAAUGCGCUAUCGGACUUCAGCAGACAUUUUAACAGGAUUACUGUUAAUAUACGAGACGGACUGCACAAUUGGCUGCACAUUUUAAAUUCUUUCAAUGCCCCUGUAAUCUGCUAAGUGAUAUGAUAACGUAAUCUGUAGAACAAUAUACAUCAGGUGACCCUGGUACUCCACCUAAUGAGUGAAUUCAUUGAACCACUUAUUGAAUUAUACCAUGGCAGUUAUGAGUAAAAGGUCUGCAAAGAUACUAAAUUUGCAUUGCGAGCAUUGAUUACUGUAAUUAAUGUUCCCAGUUGGGAACUUGGUGACUGGUGGUACUUGUCCACACACCACAGUUACAUUCACUGAAGACAGAGUUUUGUGCAUUUAUAACAAAGGUUCACUAUAUUCUAGAAAAUGGAGUUAAAGGGACAGUUUGCACACAAACACAAGUGCAUUUGGUAGAUUUUGGCCUCACACACGCUGUGGUUUUAUCCACAUUCCAAACUCUUUAGAAAUAAUAAAAGAAUAUAAAUAUCAAAACCCUGCCUAAGUAGCCACGCCCUACUUUUCACAGAAAGUAUUUCUGAUUGGACGUAUGCAGUGUAACCAGUGUGAGCCGAAUUACUUACAUCUCUUUGUCCUACAGCCAAUCACUGGCCCCAAUUAUUUAUAUUGUAUUUCAAAGCUGACUUCAAGGUGCUAAUGAAAACAGGUGCAGCUAAUACCAGGAAAGCGAUUGGCAGUGGGGCAAAAUCGCAUUCACCUGUCUCACACUUUCAUUGGCUGAGCAUUGUGCAUAUACUGCAAAAAAGGGGAGGUAUAGAUAAGGGGGGUUGGAUAUUUUUUUUUUUUUAUUUUUUUUUUUGCUACCUCCCCAAAACUAAAAGAAAAUUGAAUGUUAAAGGGACACUAUAGUCACCUGAACAACUUCAGUUUAAUGAGGUUGUUCAGGUGAGAACUAUAGCUCCCUGCAGCCUCUCUCAUGAAAACACUGUAUUUUCUGAGAAAAUACAGUGUUUACAUUGAAAGCUAGGAACACCUCCAGUUGCUGUCACUCAGAGUGAACCAGAGGGACUUCGGAGUUGAUGGAGGCAUAAUAUGCCUACAUCCACUCAGAUCUGCUGUCAGCAGAGCACAGGGCUGCACUGUGCACAGCAUCCUGUGAUUCAGUAUCUCCUCCCUCUGCAUGCAGACACUGAACUUUCCUCAUAGAGAUUCAUUGAUUCAAUUCAUCUCUAUGAGGAGAUGCUGAUUGGUCAGGGCUGUGUUUGAAUAAUGCUGGCUCUGCCCCUGAUCUGCCUCUUUGUCAGUCUCAGCCAAUCUUAUGGGGAAGCACUGUGAUUGGAUCAGGCUACCACAUGUCAGCAGACUGCUUGUUUUUCUGAGUCUAACAGCAUGCAGAGUUACAGCUUGUGGCUUGAAUAUAGUAAGAUUUUUACUAUAUUUAUGGAGGCAUGAGGGGCCCAAGGGGGCUAGAUGGUGGUGUUAACACUAUAGGGUCAGGAAUACAUGUUUGUGUUCCUGACCCUAUAGUGAUCCUUUAAGAAAAAUAAGCAUUAAUAUGAGGCCAAAAUACAUAAAAUGCUCUUAAUGAGCACUGAAGUCAUCCCGGUGCCCUGGAUGAUGACACAUAAAGGAAAUUUUCCAUCUUGACUGACUCUUUUUUUCUGAAGCUAUUUACAUGCUGGUACCAUAUAAGAGCACUCUUUGACAUAUAUUAUUUGUGGGUAUGAAGAAGAACCAUCUACUGUGAACUGGUUACUAUUUUCUGAUCUCUCUCCUUCAAACUUAUGAAGUAGAGAUGCAUUUGGCUUUGAUGGUGUGCCACCGUGGAGUGCAGGUAUGAAUGUAAAUACGGAAGAACCCUUAGUGUGGCUCUCUGGUUUCCAAAAUUGGUCAGGGUUUUGUUCAGUAGGAGAGGAAUAGAAUAACUGACAUGGAGAAGUGGUAUGGUAAGAUUUCUAGCCAGGCACCAAGUAACAAUGUUUGUCAGUUUUAGGAACGUGUAAAGCUGUAUUUUUGCUCAUGUAAACUGGGAAGUCUACUCAGCCCCCACAGAAAAAGAGAGGCUAUACGUGACCAAACGAGUAAUUCUACCGGUCAACAGUUACGAUCCUGAAAUAAUGUCAUCUGGUUAAUAAAACUGUAACCAUAACCUCCCUUGUAUGUUUAUUUUUUUAAUUUUUAUUAUUUUUAACUAAUUUGUUGAGAAAAUUGCCUUGUUAUGGAGUGUCCUUGUUAAAGGACCACUAUAGUGCCAGGAAAACAUACUCGUUUUCCUGUCACUGUAGUGCCCUGAGGGUGCCCCCACCCUCAGGGUCCCCCUGGGCUCUGGGGGUGGAAGGGGUUAAACUUACCUCUUUCUCCAGCGCCGAGCGGGGAGUUCUCCUCCUCUCCUCCUUCUUCUGCCGUCAUCAGCUGAAUGCGCAUGCGCGGGAAGAGCCGUGCGCGCACUCAGUCAGUCCAUAGGAAAGCAUUCUCAAUGCUUUCCUAUGGACGCUGGCGUCUUCUUACUGUGAAAAUCAUAGUGGGAAGCGCCUCAAUGAGACAGCCACUAGAGGCUGGAUUAACCCUAAUGUAAACAUAGCAGUUUCUCUGCAAAAAGGGUUAAUCCUAGGUGGACCUGGCACCCAGACCACUUCAUUAAGCUGAAGUGGUCUGGGUGCCUAUAGUGGUCCUUUAAAUGAAAUACUUGACUAACAUAAUUCCAAAAUCUGUCCCAAAUUCAUUGUUUGCCAUUGGAAAGCCAUAUUAGAACUCCCAUGGACAUGCAGUAUAUAUGAUAGCAAUCCAUUUUUUAAAAUAAAAAUUAGGUUUCCAAAUGCUGGAAAUUCUGAAGCAAUGUGUGAUAGAGACAUAAAGUAAGCUUGUUUGAACAGGGACUUUAUUUUUUAUUUGUAAUUGCUUGUUGCUAGAUUGUAUACUUUGAAAGCAUUAUGGAAAAUGUUGGCACUAUAUAAAUGCUUUUAAUAACAAUAAAGUGACAAAUGGUUGCAGAUCACUUGCUUAAAGCCAGCAGUUUUUGUUGCUAAAGCCCAGCAGGACAAGUUAUCUGUUGGUUUUCGGCAUGUUAAAGAGCUAAAAGAACUCUAGUCACUACAACCGCUACAGCUUAAUGUAGUGGUUCUGGUGUCUAUCGCAGGCUCAGCAAUUUAAAAGCUGCCUUAUCAGAGAAAAGGCAGUAUUUACAUUGCUGCCUUUAGCCACCUGCAGUGGCGGUGACUCUGCCACUAGAGGGACCUCCUGGAUUAGGUCAUGCAAUGCGUGCAGGACAUACAUUCAGUCUCUCCAUACUCAAUGCAUCCCUGUGAGGCGAUGCUGAAUGGCGCAGUGUGUUGUUUUGCUGCGCAUGUGCACUUCCUUAUGGGAAGCAAUGGGUUGACUGAGAUUCAAGAUUGACACUAUCACCCAUGAAGGCUGGUGAGUAGUAAAAGUAAGACGGUGGAGUAAAGCAGUUACCUUUUCAUUGAAAAGUAGAUUUGACAAUUUAUGUUCCUUGAAAUCCUCUAUUGAAUGCAGGUUAAAAUAGGAACACCGUCAGUAAUCUCUAUUUAGAGGCUAAAUGCCUGUUGAUGUAGAGAGGAGGGCAACUAUCAUAACACUAUUCAAUCCUAGAAAUAUUCCAGUUUGUGAUGAGGCUUGGUUUGGGAACCUCCACUCCAGCAGACUGGUUUUAUGGAAAAAGUUCACGAACAAAAUUCACGUACAAACACCAACAUUUUGUGUUUUGUAGAAAGCAACACUGGAAGGCCCAUUUCCCUCUGUUAAAGGACCACUCUAGGCACCCAGACCACUUCAGCUUAAUGAAGUGGUUUGGGUGCCAGGUCCUUCUAGGGUUAACCCAUUUUUUCAUAAACAUAGCAGUUUCAGAGAAACUGCUAUGUUUAUGAAUGGGUUAAGCCUUCCCCUAUUUCCUCUAGCGGCUGUCUCAUUGACAGCCACUAGAGGCGCUUGCGUGCUUCUCACUGUGAUUUUCACAGUGAGAGCACACCAGCGUCCAUAGGAAAGCAUUGCCGCGCGUGCGCAUUCAGCCGACGGGGAGGAACAGAGGAGGAGAGCUCCCCGCCCAGCGCUGGAAAAAGGUAAGUUUUUACCCCUUUCCCCCUUCCAGAGCUGGGCGGGAAGGGGUCCCUGAGGGUGGGGGCACCCUCAGGGCACUAUAGUGCCAGGAAAAUGAGUAUGUUUUCCUGGCACUAUAGUGGUCUUUUAAGAGGGCUCAAUUGCUUGCCAUUUUCAGUAGCUUAAUUGUGUGUUACUAAGGUCAGGAGGGACAAAAAAGUUUAGAAUUCUAGACUACAAAGUCUUAUAUUCAGUGCUGCAUGCCUGUAUCUACCUGUUCUAAGAAACUGUCUAGACCUGACACUAGAAACCACACAUUCUCCUAUUUAGUCUCACUUCACAGAAACGACAGAGAUGAGGGAUUUAUUAUUGAUUUACCUUUUUUCAUGUGCUCUCUGUCUUAACCUCUUAUGCACAUUGUGGAGUGUGGGGAAUAAUGCAUAGUAUGUAUGCGCUGAGGCUUGUACCUUUGAAUUAUGUCCUUAGGCAUAUCCGUAAUAUGCUUUCAUGCCAGUAAUUACAAUCAUUUCAUAAGUGGCUGCCGUCUAGUGUUUUUAUUGUCUGGCUUAAAGGGUUACUCUAACCACCAUGACCACAGUGAUUUGAAGUGGUAAUGGUCAUGGAAGUUAAUAUGCGCAGUGUUUCAGCUUGAAAAAUACAGAGAUAUUCUUAACGGUAUGCUGGGGGCUAGUUGCAUCCCUAGCACACGUGUUCUGGGCUGCCUAAUGUAAAUUCUGUGCAUAAAUUACGCCUGUUGUUUGUGUGCACUGCACAGUGGCUUCACUAGUGGGAGGGCCAGAGGGGGCCAUGGCCUCCCCUACAUCAUGCAGUGCCCCCCCAAUUAAAAUUGAAGUCGGGAGCACUGAGUCUCCCUUCACAAGCUGCAGCAACACUGUCACUGUGGAACUGUGUUCCACCCUUUUUCCACGUGUGGCCAGAUGGGUCACUGUACUGGGAGGACUUCCUCCUGGGUCAUAGAGAGCAGGGCAGAGAAUGGAAGAGGUAGCUCAGCUCUGCACAGAGGUGUCCAGAUACUGCUGAUAAGUGUGAGUCUGUGUGUGUGGUUCAGUCUGGGUGUGUGGGGUGGGUCAGUUUGUGUGUGUAUGGGUGUGGGUAUGGGGUCUAGUCGGUGUGUGGGGAUCAGUCUGUGUGUGAUGGUGGGGGCCUCAGUCUGUGUGUGAGGGUGGGGGCCUCAGUCUGUGUGUGUGUGUAUGGGUCAGUCUGUGUUUGUGUGUGGGGGGGGCUCAGUCUGUGUGUGUGUGUUUGUAUGGGUCAAUCUGUGUGUGGGGGGGCGGGGUCAAUCUGUAUGUAUGGGUCAGUGUGUAUGUGUGUAGGGGUCAGUCUGUGUAAGCGCUUGAGCUAAAAGAGAGAUACCUCUCAUCUCGUGACCUCCUCUAUACCAGACCAAUGCUAAUCCUAGCAUUCUGUAAAGCAAGUGGUUGUUGUACGUAGGGAGGUAUUAUCGUAAAAGCAAAUCACUUGCGUGGUGAUAGAAAAUGUGAAAUACUAAAUAAUUCACAAGUGACAUGAUUAAAUAGACGUAUACCUGGAUGAUAAAUGAAAGUUGGUAGUAAUAAGUGAAUAUGUAAUAAAAGGGCAAAUAAAUACUUGUACAGUGAUUAAAUUAACCAAAACCUGAGAGUUACCCCAGAGAACUUGUGUUCACAAUUACUAAUAUUGAACAAUUGUUUAUCAACAGCCUGUGCCAGAAAAGUAGAUAAAAUAAGUACUAUGAGCUCAGAACACCAAAUUACUCUAGUGACAACAGUUGUCAACCUAACUGAACGAAAUUGAACAGCAUAAUAAAGACACAGUUGACCAUAUGUGACAAUUGGCCCCAGAUAUGCAACGACCGGGAAGAAGUAGACAUGGAGAGACUUUACGUAAGGAUAUGCACGUAAUUCGAUAUGAAUUAUGUAUGCGAAAGAACAGCCUGAGAAUUUAAACAACAAUCACAUAAAAAUCACCUGCCUAUCGUACUAGCAUGAAGCGAAUGAAGUAAGAGGCUGAAAUAGGAGGUGAGGAGAAUACUAAUACAGUUAAAUUAGUGACAGAUCGAAGAGGCCAGGAUAUUUUAACUGCUACGUGAGAGGUUCUGAGAGAGGGCUGUGUGAGAAGAACGUAUGUGGACCUACCGAGACAGUGUGUAAUAUUGAAAUGUAGAAUGGAAGAUUUGUAUUUUAUUUAUUUUUUUAAUAGUAAAUGUAUUGAUGUGCCCUGUUGAUGUGUGGUAACAGUCGGAGCUGUUGCCUCAGAGGGCCGUGUGUAACAUAUGGAGUGAUGAGUGUGUGUAGAGGUUCCGUAGCAGAAGACAGAGUUUGCCCAAAGUAAGUCAUGAGCUUCAGGAAGGAGAAAUAAUGCUGAAAAGGGGUAACGGAUGUAUGGAGUGAACAAUUUAGGUAUGUUUAGAAUGCCAUUAGAGAUGUCCUGUUGUAGACCUGUGCAAAUGUAGAGGUAGGAAGAGUAGUCAGACUGAAAAGUGGCAACAUGGAAUGUGGUGGAGGGUCAUCUAUAAGACUGAUGCCAAAUGAUGACGAGUAUGUAACCGACACUAAAUAUAUUUUAUAGUGUCAUGAAGGAGGUGACUAAACACCCAUUACUUACAAAUACUGUGCAAUAUCUAGCUGCCCAAUAUGAGCAGUAAGGAGAAAAUAUUUAAGAAGAGUGAAGCUGGAAAAUAGGUCCUGAGAGGCAGGAUACAGAAAUAGAGCUGUUUAAGGGGAAUAGAUAUAUGGAAUGAAGAAAUUAAGGAUACUUGUAUAGUGGUAUAGAAGUUGUGUAAUACCUGUGUAAGGUCAGGUCUAUAGGAAUGGUAGGAAGAUCAGUUAGGCUAGAAUGGUAAUAACAAAGUAAUUUGUGUAGGGCAUCUAAGGUCAAAGCCAAAGGACACUCUCUUCUGUGUCACUAACGCCGAAGAGUAUGUAGUGUCCUGAUAUAGGUGACUUGAUACAUAAUAAUUGUUAUUACUGUGCCAUAAUAAAGUGACACAGUGCUUAGAAUAAGGAAUUAAUUUACUAAUGAGUGGCGCCGGCUGUGAUAGGGCCAUAUAGGCUGGUUGAUUUAGGCCUAGCGAGACUAAGUGAUGUAAUGAAAUGUUGUUAGAAUGAUUAGUGUAUAUAUACCACCCAGGUAACCAUAAUGCCGCCCACAAUGGGCCAUUUGAUGGUAAUGUAAUGAAGGCCUAGUAAGGCCACGUGUGAAGGCUUAGGACCUGAAACAAGACCAGUAUAAUCAUAUUUAUUACAACUUUAGCUAUGUGCACAGAUACAAUCUGAGACUUAUGAAGGAGUUAAUGAAACCACCCAAAUAGAUGCUGGUGGAUCGAAGUGCAUAAUGUACGUGAUGAUGGAAUUACAGUUACUCAAUGAGAAUGCCUAAUGAGGGCCUGGUGCGUUCUUGACUGUAACGGCGCAAGUUGGGAGCACGUAAGACCACUGAGAAACGGAUUACAGUAGUCAAGGUGAGAAAGAACAGUGGAAUGUACCAGAACCUUAGUCGCAUCUGGCGUUAAGUAGGGUCGGAUGCGUGCAAUGUUUUUGAGAUGGAAACGACCGGAUUUGGCGAUAGACUGAACAUGAGGCUUGACGGAGAGGUUGCAGUCAAAGAGAACACCUAGGCAGCGAUCCUGCGUGGUGGAGCUGAUGGUAGCACCGUUGACUUGGAGAGAGACAGACACAGGAGUAAUAACACAUGAGGGAGGAAAGACCAGAAUUUCAGUUUUGGUCAAGUUGAGUUUAAGGAAGUGGGCAGCCAUCCAGUUAGAAACAGCAGAGAGGCAGUCAAAGACAUUAGUCAAGAGGGAUGGGGAGAGAUCAGGAGAGGACAGGUAGAUUUGCGUAUCAUCCACAUAGAAAUGAUAUUGGAAGCCAAAGGAGCUAAUGAGUCUACUAAGGGAGGCAGUAUAGAUGGAGAACAGCAGGGGACCAAGGACUGAACCUUGGGGGACACCAACAGAGAGUAGUUGGGGAGAAGAAGCAGAGCCAGAGAAGGAAACAAUAACAUAAUAAUAAUAAAAAUGUAGAUAUGAUUAGCCGUAUUAGUCCCGUAGACCAGAUUCCAAAAUACAAGAGUAUUGCAGUAUGCAAUGAUACCUUUUUUUAUUGGACUAACAUAAUAUUUCAAAGAAAAGCUUUCGAGAGAUACCUCUCUUUCUCAGGUAUGAAGCAAUUGCAUACUGCAAUACUUUGUUAUUUUGGAAUCUUAUACAUAUGUGUGUGUAUAUAUAUAUAUAUGUAUAUGGUCCAGGACAAUAAGCUGAGUUAUAUUAGUGGUGUGUCGAAACCAACAUUUGGGUAGGCCUGUAAAAAGAGGGCCCACUAACAUUGUAAAGGCCUAGUGAGGGCCAUGAGUAGGAAAUUGCGUAUAUUACCAGAAGGUGUCCCAAUUUGGUUCCUGAGUUACAGGAUGGCUGUGUUGGGAUUAAUGCAGGUGAAGGUAGGAUGUAAAUCAGAGAAUUGUUGUGGAGAAGUUGUAUGUAACCAAGACAUGUUGGUGAUGAGAUGGUAGAGAACCUGAUAGUUACAAAUAAUCAUCUAGUUAUGAAUAGAAACCGUAUGUAAACACUUCUAAAGUAUCAUAGAAUACAUACCCACGGAGCCAAAAAAACGGGGUGUCGGUAGACAGAGUCAAAAAUGGGAACAGAGUCCCAUGCCUCUAGAAUGCUACAGUGGCUGAACAGGCUAGCGGCCGUGUCAGCCGUACACAUACAUAGGAAGAGACAGGAGAUAUAAGAUAUACAUAAAGACCUACAUGCAGAAUGCUUAGGAGUAUAAUAAACACUUAUGCAUACACAACUGGCAUGGGAGAAUAGGGUUGAAAGCAACAGCAAAUGCUAGAACAAUGGUAGAAUAUCUCAGUAAUAUCGACAUCAGCUAUAACUUCGUGCUUGAACUGAACAGGACUGAAUGAGGUUUACGUAAUGCAUUAUUUGUAGACCCUACAAAUAGGACGGUAAAAGUAAUCAAAUUACCUGAGCCAGCUUAAUAUGGCUAAAUAUGAUUGAUUGUGUUCGUACAACCUUUAAAAUGAGCUGCCUAAGUGGGCCGAAAUGUUAACCACGUCUAAAAAUUGGAUGAGGUUGUACUGCAUAAGUACAACUGUACUGUAAAACCUGCGCGGUGGCAUGUGGACCAAAUUUAUGGAAGGCGGAAAAUGUACCAAGAAGUCUGCGAUUGGACAGCCACAAAAAGACCGGGCAGGGUUAGAAGGGUAGAAUCAGCAGACAAGAGAACUGCAGAUUUUGCAAGCAGUUUUAGAUUAUACCCCUAUGAAAAAUGACUUAAAGAAAAGUAUGGAUCUUGUCAUUCGGGGCACAUCCACUAAACAGUGAUUUACACUUAGUAUUUGGGCAGUGGCGUGACUCUUUAAGUGCAUACAGCAUAAUUAAUAUCAUACAGAGUUGUAAGAAGAAGGCAAUACAAAAUGACCCAGGAAUAACCUAAAAUAGCAAACUCAUUAUUAAAAGAUGAUUUUUGCAGAAAAUUAUGAAAGUAACUUCGGGCAAACGUGAGAAAUCAGGACAACAUUAGCGAGCCAGAAUUUGUAAAGGCCUAAAUAUGCAGGGAUGGCUUAGCACUUAGUAAGCAUGCAAUAAACAAAUCCCAAUAACCAAAUACUAAACAAUGUAGGCCUAAUGAGUGUAUGAAUCCUUGGAGGGAAGACAAAUGAAACAUAAAAAGAAGGGUGACAACUGAAUUGCAUAUGAUAAAAGUCGAUAUGGCCAAAUACAGUAAGUAAAAGCAUGAACCUAAUUGAGGCAUCGCCGUGAUGCUAUGUACGAUAGGCUGAAUUUGCAUUAGUAGUGGAAUUUGCCAUAUACGAAUGAAGAAACUUACAGUUUUGUAGAGGAAAAAAAUAAAAUAAAAUGUGUGAAUAGUAACUGGCUGGGCCAGACACAGAGGUGCCCCAUAAGCUUUGAGGGAAACUAGAGUGAGGUAAACCAUACACACACACACUUCACCACAGCCCCUUUUAAACACCAUGGAAAAGUAUCUUGCAUCUCCUGAAAAAGUUUUCCAGUCUCUAUGAAAAGGUGUCUUGCCUGUAAUAAGGACGGUGCAGCGGUGGAACUACAGUGAUUAUCGGUGUUGCGGUUACACUGGGGCCCAUCGAGUGGCCCGUGCAAUUAGGGGAACCUGAUGGGCAUGUGUUUUCAGGGGCCCAAAACAGUUUUUGCACCAGGGCCCACUCUACAUUCGUUCUGACACUGUGCAGAAGCACACAAGCUCUGCCCCUGCAUGGAAGAUCGCCUUUCCGUACGCAAGCUCCGCUCCCAAUCUCUGACCGAGACACACACUGACAGACAUGCACACAUUCUGACAGGCAUACAGUGACAGGCACACACUCUCUGACUGAGAUACUUACACAUAUUUUCUCACACACUCACAAAUUGCUAUUUUUAAUUAAAUCCACCCAGCCUCCCUACCUUUGGGAGAGCUGAGUGGAUCUUUCCCUGGCAUCCAGUGUGUCUCCUCAAUCUUCCUGCAGUUUCUCUCUGCUCCCCUGCGCACUCUCUGUAGUGAUGCCGGGGCCGGAGCGUCGUCAUGUCACUAAACAGCGCAAAAGGGAGCAGAGAGGAACUGCAGGAAGGUUACUGCUCCCUCAUGUGCCGCCUCAAUGCUCCCCGCGGCAGCUGGCUUUAGUGUUUCCUGAGCGGCUUAGCAAAGGGCUGACAAUGCCAGGUGCCAGGGUGAAAUGUCUAGUUGCCACUAUAUAUAAUAUAAUAUUUGACAGAGUCCUUGAAAUCAGACUAACCAGCUUUAUGCCAGGUGUACAACAGCCGUAGCCAAAAAAACAUAUAUAUGCAAAACAAAGGCUGGCACUCACGGUCUUUGAAGUAAUUAAAAUAUCAAAUCUUUAUUGAAGUCUAUCUAUAAAAUAUCAACGUUUCAGCCCUCGUUCCGGGGCUUUCUUCAGGAUCAGUGAUCAUCAUUGAUCCUUAGGAAAGCCCCGGACGAGGGCUGUAACUUCCAUUAUUCCAUGUAGUAUGUGGUAAAGCAAGUGUUGUGUAUGAUUAGUUGUGUGGCAUUAUAGGCAUUGUGGGGUCAAGCAGAGCUGCCAUGUUAACUCAUCUCUGUUUACUCUGAGGCCUAUCGUAACCAGUCCUGACUAUCACGGUAGUAUUUCUUUCUCAGGUGUGUCAACGUCACUUUCCUUCAUCAGUUAAUCCAUUGUAAUAACCUUUUUUGAUAAUUAACCAUGCCGUAUUUUUAAAUGCAGUCUUGGUGGUGUUCUUAUCAGAGACACUGAUUUCCGUCUUCAUCCAGUUCUCUAAACGCGAUUCUCAUAUGCUGAAACGGCCAAUACUCUGCCCUGAUUGUUAACUAACAAUGUGUGCAAUUAGGACUGUAAAAAUAGACAUGUUUGCCUUCACGACGCUGCAGUCUUACGUUGUUUUAACUUGUCUGAGCAAAGUUUAAUUCAUGGCUUGACCCCUUGUAACUGUUUAUAUCCAGAAACUUAAAAAUAGAUAUUCCAGUUGUUAAGAAUUACUCGAUGAAAUAGGACAAUAAAUGAAAUGAGGGGUCUGGUUGUAGAAACAGAUGUUUGUGCUUCCAUUUGGGAAAUUAGCAGAGUAUCCCUCCUAGUAAUUAUUUUAGGUUUCACAAAUUCUAAUUGUAGAGUGCAGAGGAAUCCUUCAAAGUGGACCAAUUAUGCACAGACACCAUAAAAUCUAUACAUUGUACCGUCAAAAUCUUUGCUAAAUCUUAACGUGGAGUUUUUGGACUAAGGAACCGUAUACUCAUCCCUGUCCGGCGCACCCAUAAUUCCUUGGUGCGUCUUAGGCUUCUCUGGUGCAUUCUACGCGCAUGUACAAUUCAUAUAUCUUCUUGAGGCAAAUAUAAAUUUUUUAGAACUGUAGCUAACAUAACAUACUGACUUAUCAAACGGUCCUUCCAUACUUUUUGUGCAUUACGGAGAUAAUGUGUUAAAAUAUAUAUAUAUAUUCAAGAUACUUACCACUUAAUAUCCAGUGUUUUCCAUGCAUCCUCAGGGCUCGCAGAGAACAGUCAUCAACGUUUUCCCCACCCCCUCCGAUUGUUUUAUAGUUUGCACAUCCCAUAGACUGCUAUGUAAAAUUACAUUUUAUCCUGCUCCAGCAGACUCAGAUUGCCAGUGCUUUCAUUCAUUAAAAUAUUAAGCUACUCGGCAAAGUAAUAUAUGCCAUGCAUGCAUGAAUGUAAACAUGCAGAAUAGUUUAAUGCAUAUUGCCCAUGCCCAACACAAAUCUAAUAGGUGGAGGUGCAGAGUGCUGCCUGGGCUGUUUAUUUAGAUUUAUACACGUUUCUCUAUGACCUCCAGGUUUAUACAUAGCAACAGAGGUAAAGAAAGGCGCACUGCGGCUUUACAAGACACAUACAGACAUUUAUAAAAUGUAUCUCUGUACCCCAUGAAAAUGUUGAGAAAGAUUAUGAGAUAAAAAUAAAACAUAUACCUACUUACAAUGGAAGGGUGAAUAUGUGCUUUACAAGGGAAAUGUCAUCCGUGUCAUGUAGGUGAUGCCUUUAUAUUUUAUUUAUAUAUGCAUUUGUUCAGGUGGAGCAGUAAUGAAUUAGGAUGAUAAUAAGGAGUACAUACCGAAAAAGUCACCCCUGCCGCUCUGUAUGCAUGGACAGUUAUGACUAUCUGGCCUGCCAAGCUGCUUGUCAUGCAUGCGCGACUGACCCUUCGACUUUUUGGGGACUUGGGACACCACCCAAGUUUUUAUAUAUUUGUAUUCCUAGUGAAAUAUUUUCUAAAUAAAGUUAUUAAAAGACUAACAUUCAAGGAAUGUUAUUCUAAGUUUCCAGGCAGAUCUCUUUCAGUCUUAUUAUUUGAUGGUUUGGAUAUUAUUUAACAUGCCAUUUGUAUGCCUAUGUAGUUAGGUGAAAGGAAGCAUUGCUCGUGGUUAUAUUGUUUUAUUUAACGUGUUCAUUUACAAAGUUUUUUUGCUAAAUAAAAUGUGCAUCAGAAUCCAGUUUAUUUUGGCAUCUCUGUAAAGCAAUCUGUAAAUCACUUCUUAAUGCCAGUAUGCAUAAAUACCACGUUACCUAAUGACAAAACAACACUACCUUAGUUGAUCCUUGUUUAACAUAUAGCAAAAACAUGUCAAAUUAGUUAAAAUGAUGAGAAACAUGUAUACAAGGCCCGGAGUACUGGUGCCUACCUAUGUCCGCUGUGUAUACAUGUUAUUGGGGGUGACGGGGUUAAUAAAUAUACAGCUUAUGAAGGGGAUGUGAAUGUUUCCGGUCCAUUUCAGUUUCCCUAACAUGGAGUUCUUUUUCGAGUGCAGUAACCAUAGUGUCCCAUUGUUCAUGUAAAGGCAUUUGUUACAUGUGAAUCCCAGCCCACUCCAUAAAUCGUUCUAAAGUCUUCCUUUGCAUUGUUUCUGCAAAGAAAUGGUGUGCUUUUGAAACCCCUAAACAGCAGUAAGUAUGAUCACUGGCACAUAGUCCGCAGAUUAGUUCCAGAGUCUUUACAUUGGUAGCCUUGAGUGUAAUGUUCAUGCUAGAAAUAUGUCUUUUAAAGAGAAAGUAUGUCUAAAACUAUUUUUUUUUUUUUUUAUUUGUCCCAGAAAUGUGAAAGGAAGAAAUGUUUAGUAUAGAUAUACAAUACAUGGAAAAUAAACCUGUCCCAAAUAACUUACCAAAAGUCAAAAUAUAAGAUGUGAAACACGGUAAGUGAUUUUUAUAAAUAUUUGGGAUGUCGUUAACCGUUGUUAUUGGAAACGCUGGCAUCCUCCCAUUUGCCAAUGGUUUGACAACUUACUUGGCAUCCACCAUGGUGACGGAAGCUCCUGCUUUCAUUAGCUCUGCUGCAGUGAGCCCUCUUGGGCCAGCUCAUUGGCAGAGCGUGUGAGCUGUGCAUGCUCAGCCAAUGAGUGUCUCGCUGCACUGCCAGGCUUAGCUCAAUUCAAGAUCUUCUGGGAGCACAUGAGUGGGUUCCUGGUGGACCCAGGUAAGUUGUCAAAAUAUUUUCAAACUCUUUGAUUACUUAAGAAAUACACAAUGGUAGGCGGAGCACUCAAAGAAUCUGUAAAACAAUCGUCAUAUGGCUCGCAUGGGAAGUGCUGUGGGACUCUUAGUAGGAUGUCCCCGUUCUUUCUGUUGUUCUCUUUCUAGUGUCUCCAAGUGGUGGUUGUAGAGAUGAUCCAGACAACUCUUUAGUCAGAGAAGGUAUACUUUAUUUGAUUCAAUAAAAUAAAUAAAAGCAAAUAGGUGGAAAUAUCCCAAAAAGUGGAUUAAUAGGUCCUUGGAUAUUGCCAAUAUUAGUCCGAAAUGCGUUCUACCCUGUACCUAGGUCUUUUUCAGUCGGUAUGUAUACUUCCGGGUUUGUUGACCGCUUUUAAUAUCCCAUCAGGUUAGCAUCUUCCGAUUUCACUUCCUGGUUCUUGGAACGCAACAUGCGUUUCACAUUUGCUUGCAGCCAUGGUUUCGCCGCGUCACAUGAUAAAGUUUACCACGCUAUGCAUGGGUUUCUAGAGGUGUUUCCUUUCCGUCAUUCUGUGGGAUGUGUCUUCUGUUGGAACGCUCUAUGCGUUCCACCGAUUUAUAGUGUUAGUAGAUGGACGCUCCAAGGAUCUCUCUCAAAUUGUCGAUACUGUGAUGUGUGUAUUUUUUCACUAAAAUCACUUUGUCGCAAAUGUAUGACAUUUUGGAAAAGCCUUAGUUACUAAGGGUUAAUAUUACAAGAAUUUGUAAUAGCAUAGAAAGCAGGGACUGACUGUAAGAUUGCAGCCAGUUUGUUCCUGCUGUGUCUGAGAAUCUUUAUGGUGGGACUCUGGAAAAAUGCACAAAUGAAGGAUAAAGAGUAGUAAAUAUUAUUUGUAUUUAUUUGUAUUUCCUUUCUUUAUACAUAUUUUAUUAUAUUAAAAUGGGUGGAAAUACCCACUGUAUAUUUAAACAUUCAACAGGGUCUAUGAAACAUCAUAUAGUUUAUAAUAUCGUCUCUGAUUAAAGUGGAACUGUCAAAAAUAAAAAAUGAACUAUACCCUGUGUAACUUUUCCUAAACCAACAGUGUGCUCUGCCCCCACCCCGUAUGGCAUUGAAAGUUGUAAAAACCAUUUAAUCAUCCAAUUCCAUUGCCAAAGUCCCUUGGCGCUGGUUCAGUCUCCGCCUCCUCUGUCAGCGUCGAUGGGGAACCCCUCUGCUUUCCUAGGGGGAUUGGAAGACGGACAUCCUCAUGGACAGCGUGAGGUUGUCCAACAUAGUUUCAUGGAGUUAAAGGAACCCUGUAGGCACCCAGACCACUUCAGCUCAUUGAAGUGGUCUGGGUACAGUGUCCCUAUUGUACUUAGUGCUGCAAUGUUAAACAUUGCAAUUCCAGAGAAACUGCGAUGUUUACGUUGCAGCCCUAAGUCUGCAUCCAGUGGCUGACUUGACGCUCUGCAUGAGGACAUCCAGCGUCAAAUUUUUCCCCAUUGAUUCAAUGCUUUGCUAUGGAGAGGUCUAAAGCGCACGUGGCAUUAGCGCACUAGCACCUACUAGUCACAGGACAUAGGAGGAGGUGGUGGAUCAGGUAAAUAAAUAAAGACCCUUUAUUCAUGUCAGUGGGGGAGGGGGAAGGCAGAGGGAGCUAUAGUGCCAGGAGUACAGCUUUGUAUUGCUGGCACUUGUAGUAUCCCUUCAAACUCAGGGAAAUCGCAGGAAGCGCCAUUAGUGGUUGUCUAACACACAGCCACUAGAGGCAACCUUAACCCUGCAAUAUAAACAUUAGUUUCUCUGAAACUGCAAUGUUUUAUAUUGCAGGGUUAUAUGGACAGGAACACUGCACCCAGACCACUUUAAUGAGAAGCAAUGUUCUGGGUGUCUACAUGGUCCCUUUUAUACUGCUUAAUGGAAAUAAACCAUUCAUAGCAGGACCUCUCGCGGGUGGCUCCUCUCCUAUGGAAUAGCUUGCCUACUGCCAUCAGACUCUCCCCUAGUCUUCAAUCAUUUAAGAAGGGCCUUAAAACCCAUCUCUUCAGGAAAGCUUAUGGCCUCCCAGAGUAAUCUCUACCUUACAUACCUGUCUCCUGCUCUCUCCUAUGGGACAGUGCUUUGCUCUCUCCCCCAGCUCUGCUUCACUCCUACUUGAUAUUUCCUGUCCUAAUGUUUCUAAUACCCCACCUCCUAUAGUCUGUAAGCUCGUUUGAGCAGGGUCCUCUUCAACCUAUUGUUCCUGUAAGUUUUCUUGUAAUUGUCCUAUUUAUUGUUACAUCCCCCCUCUCAUAAUAUUGUAAAGCGCUACGGAAUCUGUUGGCGCUAUAUAAAUGAUAAUAAUAAUAAUAAUAAUAGCAGAGACAUUUUGUUUUAUUUUCCUAUGGCGUUCUUUCUUUAAAGUUGGUGGUUGAUACUGGUAAUACGCAGCUAUGAACACUAGAGAGCAGCAUAUCACAUGAGGUAUUGAAUGUAUUAGCCUGUUAUGUGAAUCUCAUAUAUACCUGCCAUCUAUUGUGCAAGCCUAGGCAGCAUAGAAUAAUAAUUUCAUUUUGUACUGAACUUAAAAGUUAUGGACUUUUAAGUAGAUUACAAUGACUGUCUUAUGUGUAAUGCAAAAAAAUGUCACUACGUUGAAACCAAUAAAAUGUGAGAUACAUAUCACUAUUUGGAGACAUUCUUUUGCAUGCAUAUAACAUUUUGACCCACAUUCUACAUAUAAAUAUGUGGGUAUUUAGUUCACCAGUCUCUUUAAUAUCGUGCACCAGAGUUUUUUCACUUAACUGCAAGUUUUGUUGACAUGGUAACUAUUGGCUAAAUGAUCACAUCUAGAAUAUUUCCCCCAACUCCUCUAUUUUCACCCAAAUUUCACAAGUCUGUUUCAUCAGUUACCUUAACAUGCGUUUCAGUGGAUAGAUCUCCGUUUUUGUUCAGAAUGAGGGACUCUUUGAUAGGUGAGGCAAUUGCAGAUGUUUGAGCAUUAGCACAUCAUGGUUAAAAAUGCAACAACAACAAAAAUGUUCCACUAGUUGAUAUACAUUUAUUUAAUGCACGUUAUCUAUCCCUAGUGGUGAAUAAUUUCAGAUCUGUGCUACAAUGUUAUGUUUCCACAUUUGUUGUAAAUCCCCAUCUAUUGUAGCAGUGACCUGUUACCAGACCGAGAGAGGAGUCUAUUGAUCCUGACCCUCUUAUAACUUUGAAUUGUACUAACAAACUAUAAAUUACUACAGCAGAACUUAUAAUGUGCUCAUAUUGUGCUGCUCUUGACCAUAGUGCUUUGCUGUUGGAAAAGAAAGAAGAACGAAAAAGGGUUAAAGUAUUAUUUGCCCCAUAUAUUUUAAAUAUACCUGCUAAUGUUCUUAAUGCUUUUGUUUUAAGUCUCCUGCAGCUGAAACUGGUUUGUAAUUGAGAGUUUUACCGCUGUUGCUGGGCCUCAAAUCAUCAUUUUAUUUUUUUUAGCAAUAAAGUGACAAAUAAAUUAUAUUCAUGGUAAGUUUGGGCUCCCAAGGCAAACACCUGCGCAAGCUGAUAAUGAGGAUGGUGCUGUAUGUGAUCAAUCCAUCACUCCUUCUCAAAACAUAAUAUCAAAGACGCCGCAUUCCCCUGCAAAUCCUGGUACUUACUUCAUCUAAAGUGAGGAUGUAAAGCACCCAACUUGAUUAUUAACCAGAUGAUACCUUGUCAAAAGCAGGAAAUGUUGGGAUUUUAAAUAUCUUCUCAUUUAAUCAUUUCUGUUUUGUGUAUUUUUAUAGUUGUUACCAGUUACCAGUGGUUUAUUCUUCAUUGUAACAAUAGGUAGACACAAUGUUACAGCAAUACUGCACCCAACAGGGUGUGAUGUAUUCUUGUACACAGAAAGCUGUCCAUUCUUCAACAGAUUGUAAAUGGUUACACCAGCCAAAAAAAGUGUUUUGUAAUAAAACGCUGUUUUUGGGUAGAGUAAACCCCUCUUGUCCUCUGCUACCCCCAACACACACUUUAAAAAAAAAAAAAAAACGUUAAAACUUACCUGUAUUCUAGCGCCAAGGCCAAGUUCUACCAUCCUCCUCGGCUGAUGGGAAUCCAUUGUCAGCAUGGUGACAUAUGUACAGUAUGCACAGAAUUGACAUUAGCCAGCCUGGAGCUCUUGUUCCAGUAUGGCAACUGACGCCCCAAUGAAGCUGCCGGAGGCGGAGAUACAUUUCUAUAGCAACCUGAAAGCUGGCUUUUUUUUUUUGUGGAAUGGCUUCAAAAAAUUUGCAUUUACCAAAAACAAAAUACACUUUGCACCAAACAAAUCUCUGUUAUGGGUUUGUAAAGGGAUCUGAUUUUCCUCUACUGAAGAUCACUCCAACCAGGAACUGGCUGAGGACAAUUAGACAGUUAAUGGUCUCACGUGGCUUACCCGGUGGGCAAUCCGUAAGAAUGUGCACAUUCUCAGAGGAAAAUCAUGUGCAGCAUAGACUCUUACAGAAGCUAAUUCACUUAAUAAAAAUGAAUAGAACUUCCAUGCUCUAGAACAGGCAUAGGCAACCUUCGGUACUCCAGAUGUUUUGGACUACACCUCCCAUGAUGCUUUGACAGCACUAUUGGUGUCAGAGCAUUAUGGGGGAUGUUUUUCAAAACAUCUGGAGUGCCGAAGGUUGCCUAUCCCUGCUCUAGAACGCGAUUCUCAGUUUUUGUUUUAUUUUUAAAUUCUCUUCUGACACAUAGGGCGCACAACCUCCUUUAUCUCCAUAAGAUAGUAAGCUUUUUGGCCGACUUCCUAAUCAGGAUGCUACAAAUGAUGCUUUUUGUGUAUGACAACUUUUCUAUUCUUUCUGUACCUGUAUUUCUAAUGACAUAGUUAAUUACAAGAAUACACUGCGCUAGUCAAAGGUACAAAGGAGAAUAAUGUAAAAUUGCUUAUCUUCAUUUAACAUUUUAAGAAUUCUUUUAAAACUAAUUUAUUGAAUUUGUCAUAUCCAGUAGACAGACCAUCUGAAUUAUUAGAUUGUUUUGUUUUUUUACAGCAUACUUUAUCCUGCAAUCAUUUACUAUAGAGCACCAAUCCUCUUUGUUUUCACUCUGCCUUUGACCUUUUUUCCGUGCCCUAGGGUAGCAAUUUGCUGUUCUGUCUUGCUUGUGCUCUGAAGGUUAAAGUUAUUUGUCUGCGGUAUGAAAUGAAUGAUAUUGAUAUGUUUUUAACAUUACCUGGAGCUGCUUUGCAUUGCUCAUACUCUGUGUUCAAUGAGAAGAUAUUUCUCUGUAGGAUCAUGCCUACGUAAUCCUAGUCAGCUGUGUUCUCCCUACUUUGCUUGCACCCUAAUUCACAUACCUUCAAGCUGGCGUAAUGUCCAGAUUUCUUUUUAGAGUUGAAUUGGUUAUCGAAAAAUUUCUAGAAUCACAAUUUCUAAGUCGUGCUGUAUCAUAUGUGUAAACCAAAUCGUAAUUUUCUUCUUGUAAACCCUAGCCUGUCAAAAUUGAAGUGAUAUUGUACAGCGCUACGGAAUCUGAUGGCGCUAUAUAAAUAAUAAAAUAAUAAUAAUAUGGGUUUUUAGCAAACACCUUACAAAUAAGACUUGUUACGUAGUUCUGUCCAUACAAACCACAGACAACAUACACAUCGAAUGUCAAUUCUGUCCUUGAAAUCAAAACUUUUCAUGUGUUCAUUUUAUGCAGAACUGAGCAUUAUGGGAGAUGUAGUCUAUAGAGACCUAGAGCACUGAGGUUGCGGCAGUAUGUACUAUAACAAGAUUACUGGAUUCUGAUGUUUGUGUAUUACCUGCCCUAUAAUGCCAAACUGUAGCAUGUAAUGUAUAAGAUAUUUAAAGGGGAAUUUGUUGUUUAGUGAAAUCAAUGCUGCCUUGGGUUAUGACGUAAUCCGUAAUCUACAUGACCCUUAGUAUUUGAUGCUUUGACCCACCCCCCACAUGUAAGUAGUCAAACAGUUUGCUAACAUCACUGCAUGAGCUAAAUGCAUCGGUGCAGGUCUUAACUCAUUGGCUGAGAGCAAUCAGCUAACACUCUUGUGAUGGCCCUGCACGGAAUAGUUUAGCAGAGGAGAGCUAGCAGAAGCGCCUUAUGGGAACUUCCAGCUCUCCAUAUAGGAAGUGAAGGGCUACAGCGCACUGUUUGUUAUAGUUAUGGUGCUUGGAAUGUACCUUUUAAUUAUUGAAUUAUUGAAAAUGGUGAUGAUCGGUUUGUUUGUUUAUUUUAGAGAAAAUAUCAGUGUGUUCCUUGUAGCUCGGUGAGAAGUUGACAUGGACCAGGGAAUUCUACUUUUUCUUUGUGUGUAGAAAUGUUAGUUACAUUUUAAAACAUCUUUGUAGAACAAGUAAGUUUUGUCCUUAGAGGUAUCUAUUUAAUGGCUAAUGUCUGCGAUUGAUAAUUGUGCCCACAUCCACGGUGUACAUACGUUUUAAAACUUUCCCUAUAUGAGAGAUGGCACACCUUAGAGCAACAUCUUUUGUGUUGUUCAUCCAUUUGAUAACUUUAUUCCACAACAACAGUCCCAUAUUUCAGCCAUCACUGACAUGAUAAAAUGAUCCAGUCUAACAUCUUACUGUACUACUUGACAUUGCUUCUAGAAUUCCGGUUACAAACUGCAUGAAUGUGUGCUCUGGUAACAUAUCAACCCGUGACUUUAAUCGAGCAAGCGAGGAAUAGGAAAUAAAAAGGAGAAACCGUAAUAACAAUAAGGAGAAUCCCUGCACGCCAGUGGCAGCAGCUCGCUAAGCUCGAACAGCUGCAGCAUGCUGUCUGGGAUUGUGAGAGCACCUUCCUGACAAGUUCUCAGGCUCAGUUCUAAGGUCAAAGCAGGAUUAGGACAGAGAGCCUAGUUUACCCAUGCUGACAGCUGCACUUCUCGGGGUCUCUGGUCAUGCAGCCUGCCAGCACAGAAGCAGACAUGUCCUGACCGGACCAACCUUAGCUGCACCAUUCCAUUUGGAUGGUUUACACACUACACUGCUCAUUUAUAAUUGGAACCAGACCCUACACGGCUCAGGGCAAAGAACAGACACUCAAACGUGUCAGGUUAGCAUCCUGCCAUCUGUCAGCCUGUCCUGUUACCUGGUACAACGAAUGGCACGUCCCUGGCUUGACGUUACACAGGGUUAAUGAGCAGGACUGUGGACGUCUAGCAGUUGUGGGCAAAAACUCCCAUCAUACCAAGUCAGUCGGUAUUUAUAAAACAAACCAGUCGGCACCAACCGCAACCACUCGAUUUUGAAGAAAAUGUACGCCUAGUGGCUUAUUAAAACAUUUUGAUUAGAAAAUGUGUUUAGAAUCUUAUCAAUAAAUGUAUUUAUUAUUAAAAUUGAACCUAACAUAUGCAUUUUUAUUUACGAAAUUGAGAAGUCACUUUAGCCAAAUUGGAAAACGUAAGUUGCGCUUUCGGUUUGACUACUCUGGCCUUAAAUUUGAAAUUCACUUUAAAUUCACUUAGAAUUUUCACUUUAAUGAAAGACCCUGAUAGUUUUUUGUUGUGCUAGAUUUGUUCUGCAUUCCAUGGUUUUAUUAGCAGCAACAACCAUACAUUUGUUAUUGUGAAGUAGCGGUAAUUAGUAUAGCUCUGUGUCAUAGAAUGUGGGCUGUUUAUAAUCAAAGAACAGAAAUAUAACAGAGAAACACGACUCUUAGAGAGACUUGUUGCAACAUAAGAUGUGCUUAUUUAUUUAUUUUUGCAAACACGUAGAUAAAAAUUUAUGGUAAAAAUAUUUAGUGUCUACUGUAAUGUGCCAGUCCAGCUAAAUCGUCAGAUAGUCUGCUGUUUGUUGUGAUUGCUGCUGUACUUGUGGUCUGUGGGAGAUAUAAUUCUACAAAAACAUGAAAAAAUCCUUGUUGAUCCCACUUGAAUCAUCAGGACUAUUUUUUUUCACAAGGAAACAAAGGAAAUGUAGAAAUUAUCAUUUUUCAUAAAUUUUAUUAACCAGUUCACUAUACUCCUUAUACAUGUAAUGCAAGACUGCUCUGAAAUAACAGGAUUCCCCUUACCCCUCGCUAUAAAAAUAAAAAGAUUUAAAAUGCAGUUUAAUUUAUCCUUUUCUGAAGCGGGAAAGUUGGGAUUCUGUGUUGAAAUUAUUUUAUUUUUUAUUUUUUUUAAACUGCCUGUUGGUGAUGGGUGUUGUAGCUUUUAUAAAAGAGCUAUGGGGCUACCUUAUCCUACCCUAGUCUAGGAGUUGUUCCUGCUCCUCUUCACAGCUGUUGCCAUUAAGUAGGGAGGUAAAGAUGCCUUUGAGGCUGCCUGUCACUCUCCUGAGUGGGCCUAAAAUGUCUGUCUUGUUUUGCUUUCAUAAUCACAUGUCACUCUGCUACGUGGAGUAUUUAUUGGCUCUCCCACUCUGUAGUAUAUCAGUAUUUUACCGAAAAUAGCCCUAGUCGUUUCGGUGGGAUCAGCAGGGCUUGCACCUGUAUUUCAGUACAGUAAGGGUUGAAUGAACAGCCAGCUCAUUGUUUUUGGUAAUCUGAGAAGGCUCCUGAGGAAACAAACGGUUCUGUAUGAGUAAUUGAUAGCCUGCCUCACUGAUUUUCAUUGUUGUUGCAAGAAAAAGCCGUAGUUUACAGCUUAUUUUGUAUUUCGGACACGUGGAGUGCUCUAGUUUAACCUUUUAAAUGAUUCCAUGGUCUCUCCCAGGAUUAUAUAGAUUGCACAAGAAUGUGCUUUAAACUGGAACAAGCCACGGCUCGCAGCUAUAUUUCUAAAGAUUUUAAAACUACUUUUUUUUCUGUGUUUAUUUUCUGAAUUAUAAACAUUUUCAUCUUUGUAUUUUAUGUAGGCAUAGAAUUUUUAAUUUAAAAAACAAACAGAAUUUGGACAAAUGUGAGGUUGGUGGGAAAAAUACUGGGUUUAUCUAGGGAUAUGUAUCAAUAAUGUUGCUAUCUCCAAUGCUUAGCUGCAUUCGUUGGCCCUUUUCAGUCUCUGUGCAAUGUUUUAUACAUUUUUAUUGUAGCAUUGUUACGUUUCACACUGUCUAGAGAAUGCCACAUACAGGAUGGUGGGAAUUAGUGCAAUAAGUUGAUCUAAACCAGGGCUCAAGUCCCACUUCACUAGCCAGGCCUAAAAAUUACUCACCACCACUUACAAGACCAUGACAAGAGGGUCUGUGUUACACUAACCCUAGUUAAUUCCUGCUUGCAAUGGCUUAUUUUUGUUUCUCAUCAGUGGCUAGUGGGCAAGCGGACCAUUUGAGCCCUCAUUUAACUAUAGAGGACUUUUUGUUCCUCAGUUUAUACAUUGUUUGCAGCAACAUUCCUUUGCAGUAAUUGGAUCAGAUUUCGGUUUUCAUGCAGCUCGCCCACCGGUACCUAUUUCUGGUGGGAAACAUUUUACACAUAAGCUCGGGCAUUAAUUGGGUCGCAAUUGCUGCUUGUUCCACAUGGGAAUACUUUUAUAAAUAACCUCUUUUGUUUUAGGGUUAACACGUAUACAGCCAAGAAAAGUGAACCUGUCAAUUAUUUAGUCUCUGUGCGUUUCGGAGCAGUUAACACAUUUGUUGCCUAAUGCUUAUUGCGGUGUAUUGCACGUCCCACUCUCAAGACUGGCGCUACUUUAACAGCAAAAUAACAAUAAGCAAGUCACAACCGGACACUUUGCUGCAUCCUUAACUAAUGAUUUUAUUUAUUUAUUUCAUGACUGCAGACAGUUCACAUUUUGAUUUGGAUAGCAAGGUGAAGGGUCAUGAGAUUAAUUAAAUAAAAAUCCUAAUGCCAGCAGUUUAAGGAUUGUUUUAGCAUUGUCUCUGCAGUUGGGUACUGUAUGUUCUGUGAACAAAAUGCUUACACAAGGCAAAUUUGAUGGUUUCUUACCAGAUAUUAUCUACAGCAUUUGUAAUCUAUUUUAGAUGAUACUCCCAAAGAAUAGAUGCAUUAAAAUAGGCAUGCAUGUAUCCAUUGGGGGGUAUAUCUACUAAACUGUUUUUUUUGGGGGAUGGGUAGGAAAAUUGAAGUGGUCCUUUCAGUGACAGCAGAGAGCAGGAGAACCUUCUUACAGGUGAUUCUCCUGCUCUUUUCACGACCGUUACAAUACAUGCUUUAUGGCUGCAGUGAUUAUUCCUUUGGCAAGCACACUUUGCUACAGGAGUAAAAGAGCUCAGUUCAUACACAGAUGUGCUGUCAAUGGUGCCAGUGUGUUGGCAUCAUGAGGGAAGUGUGCCCUGCUUGAGGAAGUGUGGGUAGGAUGUUGGUGAGACUGGAGGAAGGAGGGGUGUCAUUGCUGGAGAAGGGGGUCUUCAUUCAUUUCUCUAUGUAAUUUACUAUACUAAUUAUAUAAGGGGUUCCAAGCCUUUCGGCAUAGUUUAAUUUGUACAGUGUAUAUUAUUAUUAUUAUUGCCAUUUAUAUAGCGCCAACAGAUUCCAUAGCGCUUUACAAUAUUUUGAGAGGGGGGAUGUAACAAUAAAUAGGACAAUUACAAGAAAACUUACAGGAACAAUAGGUUGAAGAGGACCUAAAAGCAUCCUGUUGACCUGGUGUUAGUUAUGAAGGGCUCUGUGGACGUAUCGUAUUUGUAUUAUUUGCGCUUCAUAUGUAAUAAUGAAUGUGUAUUUAUGGCAUUGCUUCAUUGGUUUUUCCAACGUUAACGGAUGUUAACGGAUAAAACCUUUGGGGACUGAGCUAGGACUGGUGGUUUUCUUAGGGUAUUAUGGUGUUAUUCUCGACUAAUAACUUAUGUCAUUCUAUUCUGAAAUAUGAAUAGUGUACCUACUACAGAAAAUAAAACAAAUAUUGUAACUAUAAAAAAAAAUAUGCUGGAUAUAAAAUAUACAUCCCGGUAAUUAUGCAUUAAAAAAACUAUUGUAAUUCAAUUACAGUAUUGGAAAAUGAAAACAAAUCGAUAUAAGUGCAGUUUAGCAGUUUAAAACCUGAGCUUAUACUACCGUCGUUUUUGGGGUGGCUUCAAGGACUGUAGUAUGCAUCACCAAUGUAAACACAGAUUUUAGUUUUGUGUACAUAUUGGUGAUGAAUACUACGGUCCUUGAAGUUACCUUUGCAUUCUACCAAACCCCAAUGUACACUUGUACACUUGUACCCAAUGUACACUUGUAAAUAGUACAAUCACAUGGCUCAAAGUGUAAGCUCACCUGCCAAUAUUGAGGCAAGCCUCUUAGUUGAGUACUAUGCUAAAAUUUACAUUGGCUGUUUUCAAACGCAAACGAGGGUUUACGUUGAAACCUUGCAAAGUAAUUAACCCGAAAUAGUGAACACAUGGGGUUUGUGGCUAAAGCAGUUAGUGAUUAUUUUUGUUUUUUAUUUUUUGGGGGGAGGCGUGAGGGCCUGAGAGAUCUGCUGGAUCUGUACCUUCUCUGAGCUGGUGGGGAAGUGAAUGGCAUUCUGUAUUCCUGUAGGAAUAGAGGAAAAUGAACUUGAGCACUUGUCAGUGGAUGAAUAACCUGAAUCAGAUGCAUGACAAAUUAAGAGCCUGGAGUGAAUGAAAGAGGUUUAGGUCAUAUGUGUGAAUAAAUAUCGCCUGCCAUUAAUACAUGAAUGAAGUCUCCACGAAAUGAAUAGAUGAAUGGUUUUAAGUUAGCUUUUAGUGGAUCAGUAAGUAUCGGUGCUGUGUGAAUAGUUUCGUCACAAUCUAAAAUCUGAAGUAUCGGGCUGUUUCAGGAUGUCCUGCUGUUGUCUGAAAACACAUUCAUGUUCUCACACUUGUUUAGAUUGUUUCUGCUGAGAAUAUAAACAACCUGUGUGCAACAUCUGUAUCCUUUAUUCCACAUGUGCCACUUCAUGCAAAGUUUGAGUGUUUGUGCAUUUUUAGAAUUAUUUAUUUAGCUUAAGUAGUGUAGAAAGAACUGUGUGUUUUACAAUUUAAUGUGGCUCUGUCUUGUUUGUUUUUAGCAGAAUAAAUGUCAUUAAUCAGAUUUUGUGUUUUAUUUUUCAAAUGGUCUCCUUUUAUUGUGUAAAUGUUGACUAUUUUAUCUUUGCUAUUCAUAACUCUUCCUGUUUGCAGUAACAUCGUGUUACUUUGCUGUCCUUAGUUGGUCAUCAGCAGUAAGAUAAAUUGUACAGUGAUAAAAUUGGGGGGAGCCCCCGCUAUUUUCAGUAGGUUUGGUACAUAUUUAUAUUUGGGGCCCAGCCAGAUGCACAGAAUAAUGCUUACAGUAACAGCACACAGCAUUCCAGUGGCAUUGAAUGGAUACAGCAUAGUGGCUAAUGACGGUGCUUGACUUUAGUGUAUAUUAAAUUACGACUAAAGAACUGCGCUCGAAGUUCGAGUCACUUAAAUUUUUUUUUUUUUUUAAAUCCUCUAAAUUAUAUAAUAUGCAUGUGUAACUGUAUUUACAAGUAGGUGUAUUUUAGUAUUCUAAAUAGAAACUUGGUUCCACUUUCUGAUGGUAUAUUAAUAUAUUAAACAUUAAAGGGACACUCUAGUGUUAGGAAUACAAACACAAGAGUAUUGUACUAUCUAUUUAGAUUAGCUAACCCCAGAAUUAAUUUAAAAAAAACAAAACUUUUACUUAUCUUAUUUCCCCCUCCACUGCACCUGUCUUGCCAUCACCUCGCCUCCUUCCCCAUAGUCAGGCAUUGGGAGGCUCCAAUCUGCUGUUCUUCAAUUUAUUUCCGAUCUAGUUUUCUUGAAAACAUAAGAUAACGUAGGGACUAAAGCUGACUCCGUUGGUCAAAGAAAGUCAGACGAAGAUAAAAUACAUAAGUAGUCCCUACUUUAUCUUACAUUUUAAAGAAAACGAGAUCAGAAAGGAAGAAAAGAAGAACAGAUUCUGAGAAGAGGAAGAGAAGAGAAAACAAUAGGAGAAAGGUAAGUUCAGCAUGACAGUGCCGCUUUAAGAUGAUGGGUUCUGGUGCCGAGUUCCCUUUAAACUUGUGAAGAAACUUAGUACCUAUAUUUGUGAACAAAAUGCAAUCUUAAAUUGACUUCUAGCACCACAACCACUGCAGCUUAUUGUAUGCUGCAAGAAGGCUACGGGUGAUGUCCCUGUUCUUUUCCUUUGUUGAACACUUUAAAAAAGCAAAUCGAAAACUUUCGGAGAUGCUGCCUCUUGUAUUACGUGCAUUUCAAUGGUUUUACUAGCUAAAUUCUUUAUGUUCACAGGACAUUACUCCUUGGAAAGACCUUAGUAUACUGACAUAUUUGUGUUUUUUACUUUUCAACUUUCCUAAUCUCUUCAGGUACCAGAGAACCCAUAUAAAAUGCUUGCUUUGUUAUAAUGCCCAAAUUGCCCAGCCAAAGUUACACUCAUCAGAUGCAGACACUUGGUGUUUUUUGCCUAAGUGAUCCAGUCCUUUUGUUACAUUUUCAAAGCGUUGAAUUCCGUGCUUCCUCUGAUCAAUAGUGAUGAUGUGCAGACAAUCCGGACUACUUGUGUAUACACUUAGCAACAUCUUGCAUACAGCUGCUGUCUCCUGUGUAAGUACAAGAUAAUCUGGUGAAAUUGGAUCUGAGGGGGAAAGUUUGUUGUAGCAUAUUCUGUCCUGCACUCAUCACUCCCUCUUUCCUGCAAAUACACAGAUUGCUUUGAUAUUAUGGUUAUGUAAUAUAACUUGCAUUCUUAAAGGGACUCUCCAGUGCCAGGAAAACAAACCUGUUUUCCUGGCACUGCAGGAUCCCAUGUUGCUGAAGGGGUUAAAAUGCUUUCGGUGACUUACCUGAAUCCAGCGCCGAUGUCCCUCGACGCUGGGUCAGGUUCCGCCCACGCUCCUCCCCCGCCAACGUCAGCUGGCGGGGGAGACUUAAUGCAUUAGACCUCCCCAUAGGAAAGCAUUUUUCAAUGCUUUCCUACGGGGAUUCCGGCAACGCUGGAGGUCCUCAUGCAUAGCUAAGAAGCCGGAAGUCCCUCUAGUGGCUGUCUGGUAGGACUUAACCCUGCAAGGUAAUUAUUGCAGUUUAUGAAAACUGCAAUAAUUACACUUGCAGGGUUAAGGGUGAUGGGAGUUGGCACCCAGACCACUCCAAUGGACAGAAGUGGUCUGGGUGCCUGGAGUGUCCCUUUAAUGCAUCACCACAGUCUGUUCUGGAGAAGAUGGGCUAGAGGCAGGCUAAGGUACGAAUUUGGGGCAAUACAGAUUUGUUUAAAAGUUAUCUUGAUUUAGAGUUCUCUCUUAUGUUUUGGUGUUUGCUUUGAUUAUUCAAUCUGCCAGUAAAGCUUAUAUAUUCAACUAAAGUGUUGGGAAUAUGAUCCUGUAUUCCUAACCUUUUUGUAUCCUUGCCCAUUGUUUGAUAUUGGUCCCUGUGUGUGUGCAAUAAAUUUUUUAACAGAUUUCUUCCAAUCUUUUUUUCCAGCGGGAGACUGCAUUGUGUCCCUCUGUGCUUCCUGCAUCAUUGUUAGUUCAAUCCCAUGCCCCUCAUAAAGGGGCAUUGGGGACCUGAUUUGCAGUGAGCAGCACAUUGAAUGAAUACUCUCAUACGGGGACUUCUGUGUCACAUAACAGAGUUUUACUAGCCACUAGAGAUGGAAUUAACGCUGUGAUGUAAAUACUAAGUUUAUUAAAAAAAAACUGCAAUGUUUUACACUACAGGGUUAACCAGGUCCGUCAUGCUGGAGAAGCACUUAAAGCCGAAUGACGGACCCGGUCCAUCAUGCGCUAAAGUUAACCCCAGAUCGCUGCGGGGUUAAUGAUGUUGCUGGGUGCCUACGAGUCAGGGCAGACUAGCAACAUCAUAUUAUUAUGUCCCAGCCCACGUGAUUGCUGUGAUAGCCAGUCACAGUGGUCACAAUGCUGCUGGGAUAUCAGAUCCGCCUCCUUCCACCUCUUGUGGGUUUUGGAAGCGCAGAGAGAGACGGAUCGUUGUUACUUUGUGUCCCUGAAGAGAAUAAAUUGUGUCAGAAAGGGUUCCAAAUCCCCUUUACCCUGCUGAUUGAUCACUGCAAGGAGUGAUCAAAAUACAGAUCACAGUACUUUACUGUGAUCUAGUUUUUUUUUUGUUUUUUUUACCCUUUGGUUAAAUUUGAUUUCUUUUUAGUAACCCUAAGGGAUUAAAUUUUAAUAUUUUAUUUUUAUUAAUUUGUGAUUUAGUUAGUUUGGGUGGGUGGAAUUUAGUGGAAAUUGAGGAAUUUAGUAAUAAUCUAGUUAGAGGUGAAAAGAAAAAGUUUAAAAAAAUGAAAGUUUAUUACCAUAGAACACAAUGCUUAGGAAGUAUGGCGCAGAGGAGGCUUAUGCCCUGUUAGCGGCCGACAGUGACGCUGGGGAAUUAAACAGUUCUCUGCAAGAAUAAACUGCUGGCACUAAAGUACCGCGAUAAAAAGGAGGUGUUCAUCCCAACCGCCAUCCAUGGUGAAAUGCACUUCGCAAGGUCGCAGUUCGUGGCAGAGGGGAAAUUAAACGUGUGCCAGUCUGCAUAACACAUUACAAUCAUCAUAUGGGGGAAGUUGACCUGUCCGAUUAACUGAUCAUGUGAAAUACCAGGACAUGGUAUAAAAAAGUGGGCAUAUAUAUAUAAUGCAGACGGCAAUCCACAAGGCCUUUGUAAAUUUUAAAAAGGCAAAUGCUGAGCUGAAAAGCACCUUUUUUUUCAUUUCAGUUUCAGCUCAUUACUGGGCUGCUUGAGUGCCACAGAGGAGGGUCAUCAGUGGAGCCUUGUUGAAGAAUGGAGGCAAGUCACUUCUGCUUCAGAAUUCCAAAAACCCCCAGAAAUGGUGCAGGGUGUGUUACAAGAGGGGCGCAAGAGCGGGGACCAGUUAUUACUAUUGGCCACUGUUUUAAAAUUUUCCACACCCAGGCGGAAUAAGUAGACCGUUUUGGGGUGGGAUUUUAGUCAUCUGUCUGAUUGUUUGGUUACCGAAUCUUGGCUCUGUCUUCCGUUUAUCCUGUCUUCUCUGAUCCUUGACCUCGGCUUGUCCUAUCGUUGUUUCGUUUCUCUUUGCGGCUUGUAACUUGACUAUCCUCUGCUUGUAUAGCCCGGCCAUUCUAAGGACCGGCAUUACAAGUUUAUCUCUCUGUGCUCUCUCUCUUUGUUGUCUCUGUGUUUUGGUUCCCGGAAUCCGUGACAGCGUUGCCUGUGACUCAGAUGACUGGGUACUACCCCCUAAUAAUUUUAUGCUCAAUAUUCCCCCUUUCACAGCAAAUAGUAUGCACUUGUUCAUAAUUUGAAUUGAUGAGCUGCUUAUAUUUAAAAAUAGGUGUGGCCUUUGAGAGGUAAUUUGCAAUCAGGAGCUGCUAAAACGAGACAUAAAGGACCGUUUUCCUGGCACUAUAGUGCCCUGAGGGUGCCCCCACCCUCAGGGUCCCACUCCUGCCAGGCUGAAGGGGGUUAAACACUCACCUUUCUCCAGCACCGGGCUCCCUCGGCGCUGGGGACUCUCCUCCUCCUUCGGUCGUCAUCGGCUGAAUGCGCAUGCGCGUCAAGAGCCGAGCGCGCAUUCAGCCAGUCCAUAGGAAAGCAUUCUCAAUGCUUUCCUAUGGAUGCUGGCGUCUUCUCACUGUGAAAAUCACAGUGAGAAGCGCUUAAGCGCCUCUAGCGGCUGUCAAUGAGACAGCCACUAGAAGCUGGAUUAACCCAUUUGUAAACAUAGCAGUUUCUCUCAAACUGCUAUGUUUACAGCAGGCAGGGUUAAUCCUAGAUGGACCUGGCACCCAUAUCACUUCAUUGAGCUGAAGUGGUCUGGGUGCCUAUAGUGGUCCUUUAAGCCCAGCAUCCACUUUUAAAAAAAAAUGAAAUUGGUGUGUCUCAAAUGUACCCCUUCAACAUCCACGUAUCCCUGAAAAAGGUACACAUGGGGGUAUUGUUGUACUAAGACAACAUAGCUGAGCAACAUAUUAGUUGUUAUACUGCCGUAGCACACAUAAGGAUUACAAAAUAUACAGUAACAUCUCCAAGUGUGUGUCAAAAAGGCAGAAAAAAUGCUAAUUGCAACUAGACUUGGUACAAACUGGCAAAAAAAAUUAUCGUACACCAAGGUUUAAAAUAUGCGUUUUAAAAUACCCUGGGGUUUUUUAACAGUCAAACUGCUAUAAUGCCCCAAAUUGAAACAUGGGCCCAUCAAUUCCGUCUCUCAAAAUUCUACAAUAAAUACUGAAAUGGACAGGUCUCCAAUAUGGCACUGUAGCUUCACAAAAUAGUGCCAAAGACAUUCAUAGGGUGUAUCAUUUUACUCAGAAGACUCAUCUGAUCAUCAUUUUGCGGCUUUGAUCAUAGCGGCACAUAUCAAUUAUAUAAAAUGCCCAGCAAAUAUGUUAUCCAUAUGUAAAAAAUGCCCAAAAAUUGUUUUUUUACCACAUGCUUUGACAUAUAUUGGUGAACAAAUAGGGGCAUGUUAAGGCACAAUAUGCACCAUAUGAGAUACCCUGGAGUGUCUACUUUUACAAAUGGUAGGCCUUUGUGGUUUGUUUGUUUUUGAAUAGUUAAACUGCUAUAAUGCCCCAAAUUGAAACAUAGGACCAUCAAAUCCAUCUUUCAAAAUUCUACUGUAAAUACUGAUAUGGACAGGUCUCCUAUAUGGCACUUUAACUUUAUGAAAUACUGCCAAAAACAUACAAUGGGGGUAUCAUUUUACUCAGCAGAUGUAGCUGAACACAAAAUGAAGUUUUGUACAGGAGUAGCACACACCAACUUUACAAAAUACACAUGAGAAGAUCUUUGUUAUAAGUUUGGGUGUCAAAAAUUUAAAAAAACCCCCACAAUUUUACCCCAAUAUUUAGGAGAGAUUGGCGGCGAAAUGGCAAAAGGUGUCAAAAUAACCUUAGGACAAUAACCUUUGAUGUCUAUUUUAUAUAAAUAUAUACUUUUGUGUGGCAAAUUUGUUUUCUUUUAUGGCUAUUAAGCUUAAAGACAAAUAUACCAAAUUCUAAAAUCGCUCCACAUUAAAAUUUUAUUUUACUCCUUGUGCUUUGUGACCUGGAGCUACCAAAAGAAAAUCUUAAAAUCCCAGACACAUUAUAUAUUCUGUAAAUCAGAACAACUAAAUUAAUUUCUUUGUAAUUACUUUCCUUAACCUGCACUAAUUAUUCACACAUUAUUAUUGCAAAAGCUGUAAAAAAAAAAAACCAAAACGAUAUAUUAACUUUUAAAUAAAUUUAAAUUAGUAAAAUGCAAAUUGCAGUUGAACACAAACAGCCAAAAAUGCAAAAAGUGCAAGACAUGCUUUUGAAGCUGUGUCCUUAAGGGCUUAAAAGGAGAGGACCACAGCACGCAGAUAACUUAAUGAAGUGGCCUGGGUGACUUUAGUGGUCCUUUAACAAAGGAAAGAUGUGGUGUUUUCCGUAGAAAGUGGAGAGCUACAAGAGGGCAUGACUUGGUAUUGGAGAGGAUAACAUACUUUUGUGCUUUGUUUUUCUCUCUGAAAGACUUGUAGAUACAUGUAAUUGCUAUCCCAGCAAACAUGGUAUCAUUUAAUAAAAUAGAAUAAUUGAAUAAGUGUUAAUUACAGCCGUUGACACCAGUACAGUGUUAUUUGCUCUGAUUUUUGAUGAAAACUGGAGAAAUGAAAACAUUUUAACAAAAUUAUUUUUGUAUUGUGUGUUAUUAAAGGGACAAAAGAUCUGUUUUUUGUUUUUUUAAUAAUGCGUGGCCGUGUAUAUUGAUAGAAACUAAUAAACUGUAGGAUGUAAUGUAUAUUAAUAGAAUUAUGAAACCCUCAAUUGCUAUGAUAUGGAAUAAGGGAGACCUUGACUGUUCAUCUGCUGUAACCUCCAAAACUCAUAAUGUUCAGUGAGCAUAGCAUUUCACAAUGUACAUGACAUUACCCAUGCACAAGGAUCUCUUCCACAGACUCUGUUUUGCACACGUGAGUGUGCGCGCCUUUUUCCAGCGCCGAGACUACCUCAGUGCCACUCACCGCUCAGCUUCUCGCGAUGUCAUCGAGGAGGCAUUGCUUCCUCUGACAUAUCCCCGGACAUAUGUUUAAUUUGUUAAAACUCUGGAUUGUAAGCUUUUUCAAACAAGCUCCUCAUCAACCUAUUGUUCCUGUAACAUUUUGUAUUGGUCUCAUUUAUUGUUAAAUUUACCCCUUUAUAAUAUUGUAAAGCGCUGCGGAAUAUGUUGGCGCUAUAUAAAUACCAAAAAUAUUGUAGAUAUCUCAUGAUAAGAUUAGCAAGCUUUCAAUUUUUUAUUUAUUUAUUUAUUAUUUUUUACUGACGUAGGCCAGUGUGGACCCGAUCAAAUCAUUCUAUAAAACAAACAAAUUCAUAUAGCAAACCAGAACUUCAGGAAUACUUUAGAGAUAGGGAGAAACGCAUUUCCACACUUUGUCUAUCCUUUGAAUUUGUGCCUAUAUUAUUUUGUGAUUUAAAAAAAAAAAAAAAAAACAUUUUUAAUUACCAGUACCUUGUUUCAGCUCAGGUGAAAUUAAAAGGAAUUUAUUUGCUUAAUUUAAGAAUUUGGACUAAUAGUAAUUACCUUUUUAGUGUGUUUCAAUUAUUUACUAGUAAUAUCCAAUCGAUCUCACAAAAAAUUACAUUUCUGAAGACGGAUAAGAUUACCCUUUACAAAACAGCUUGUUUCUGAUUGUGGAUAUUUGACUGUUUUGAUUACCUAUCCAUGGCGAUGAGCAAACGUUUCCUCUGCGCAACUUUCCCUCCGUUUUAUUUUUCUGUGAGAAAACUUUGCUAACAAUCCUUUCCACCCUCGAGAGGGCUGCGGAUUGCUUGCAGUGUCAAUACAUCUCAAGAAGCCUUUGUGAAGUACAAUACACCUCCCUGUUCUUUUCUCAGUAGAGGCGGUAGAAUUUCAGUCACUAUUUCAGAUGCAGAUAAUACCUUGUUUGGAGAAGUUUGUUUGAGGGAGGAAAAAAAAAAGUGGUUUAAAUUUGAGUGAAUUAUCACCUAGGAUGGCUGGCUGCGUGUGUGUGUUUGUGCCAGCAAUACGAUACUGUGGGAAAGUCUCUAGCCACCUUGGAAGAUAAUGAGAGACACACAUACAAUGGGCUAUGUUCAUUGCAUUUGGUUUUUAAUAGGUACCUUGGAUAUUUCAGCCUGAAGAUCAUGGCAUUGUAGAGGCAAUAUGUUGUCUACUGGAUCCAAUAUAUAGCUCCACGCUCAGGAUGUCUCUUAUAGAUCAUCCUGUUAUUCUGUUAAAAAGAUUGUUUCCGUCAUCACAAUUUCAAAAUCUUUUUAGAUUUUCUCAUAAUAUGGGAUAUUUACUAUGGAAAAACAAUGGCACCAUCUACCACGAAAAAUUUAAUUCUGCUUGUUGUGUUUAAGUUUUUAUGACCACUACAUAUAAGGCUAUUGUAAUAGUUCAAAACAUUAAUUCAGAUUCUCCCCUCCCCAUCACUCUUGAUAGAAUGUUUUGAUGUGGUUUUGGUACUUGUUGUGCCCUACCCAUUUAAAUACAAUCAGUUAUAAUAUAUCUCUAUAUAUUAUAGUCUACACUCUUUUUUCUGCACUUUAUUUAUCAAUUGAUCCGGUGCUCUCCAUAUUUUUAUGUAAUGUUUUUGUGUUUGAUAGCCUUUCGUUUUAGAAUAAUAUGUAGUGCCAUUUUUUUGUGGUGUCGUUACUAUUCAAAUUCACUCUGGGUAUCAUUUUGAUCUUAUUCACUUUUCUUGUACACCAGUGCUGAAAAUAUUGGCACAUUAUAAUGAAGCUCUAAUACUAGUGUGACGUUAUCCAUCCUUAUAAUAAAUGUAAAACAACUUUCAUGUAGAAGUCCAUCAAGGUUCCGUGUGCACGUAUUCACUUCUAAUAAAGAAAUAGCAGUCCCUCACAAUAUUGUGCUGGUUCCUGCUUUAUUUCCCGUGAAACUUUUUGAAUAACUCAAUGAUCCAAAUUACUUCUUAAUGUCUGUAUGAACAUGGCAUUCAGUAAACCACAGCAGUAUAGCCUGGUGAUUAGGUGGCGGUAAAAUAUCCAAUCCGCGUGUUUGCCAUACUGUGCUAUUUAUACAUAUUGCAAAAAGAUUAGUGCGGAGACGAGUCUCUGAUGAAUGGUUAAAUUAGCAUAAAAUACAAACUCCCAUUAGAAAUCUGCUUUACCUUAGACCUGUGGUUUCCUUGAUAGUAUUUUGAAUGCUUUUUCAAUUUUUAAUUACCUCUUUUGUCUGAUGUACACUGAAUAGUUCAUUAUCACGUUAAUUGUGUGUGUUUCAUUCAUGCCUGUCUAGCGUCAGUUUUCCCAGGGCACCCUUCAUAUCUAGAUGGAACUAUAAUGCAAGCUACACUUGGAAUCAUUAACCAUGAUUGAAAAAUGGCUUGUCAGAUUGCAUCUACUAAUCCACUGCAAACAGGUAGUUUAUUGAAAGAACACUAGCAGUUAGCCGGCUUAGCACACAAUUUAUUACACAAACAAUUGACAACAAAAGCCCAAAUGUUUCGGGUACCUAUGUCGCUGAAUGACUGUGUGUCCGUCUCUUCAUGGCCCACGUAUGCCAAUAUAUUUUAGCAUUUUAAUGAUUAAGCCUUUAGUUCAGGACACCAGCGCCUCUCUACUUUAUAUAAUUUAAAAUACUCAUAACCAUUUGUCCUGCCUUUUACCAAGAAUUAUAUACAUACAUGCAUACACAUAGAUACCCUCUCAAAUCUGCUGCUUCUGGGUUGGGAUCUAAAAUAGCAUUUCCUAUCCAUUAAACAGCUCAGUUUCACCCUUUCGAGACUCUUCACUGUGCACUGUUUUAGAGUCGGAAUCUCUCUUAUAGCAGUGAGUGAAGUGUUACGUUGCGGAAAUAUCAAAACUUCAAGGGACACUAUAGUCACCAGAAGAACUACAGCUUAAUGUAGUUGUUCUGGUGAGUAUAAUAGUUCCCUUCAAGCUUUUUUCAUGCAAACACUGCCUUUUCAGAGAAAAGCCAGUGUUUACAUUGCCCCUAGGGACACCUCCAAGUGGCCACUCCUUAGAUGACCACUGCAGGUGCUUCCUGGGUCAGUGCUGCCAAAAAAGCAGCCCUGAUGUUCAGCGUCCCCACGCUCUGCAUGGAGACUCUUUAUUUUUCAUACAGAGAUGCAUUGAUUCAAUGCAUCUCUAUGAGGAGGUCCUGAUUGGCCAAAACAGCAUUCGGCCCGCCCCCGUGCCGAUUUUAGCCAAUCCAAUGCUUUCCCAAUAUGAAAGCAUUGGAUUGGCUAAAAAUCUUCCAUUUUGAUACUAUACUACUGUACACAGCUGAAUGUAUAGUAGAGAUAAAUAAAAACUGUGGAUUACUACUUUUUAAAAACUAUACCUCCAAAUAAAACAUUUUUUUUUGUUUUCAUGUUUUCAUUGGAGGUAUAUAAAAACAAAAAGAAAAAAAAACAAAACGCUUGCACAAGCUGCAGGUUAAAGUGGCACUGUCACCGAAUCACGUUUUUUUUUUUGUUUUUUUUUUAUUAUUUUUGUUGUGCUGGUGGUUACAGAGUAAUAACAAACGCCACAACAGCGUAAUUCAAGUUUUGCAAAAGACAGACAGUGGCAUGGUUAUUCGCACAUUUUUCUUUAUAUAUAUUUCAAGCCUAACUAAAACAACGUGUUAUCAGGGUAGGGUUAAGUAGUCGCUAUGUAACAAUGCUAGGUUAACUAUGCUAGUGGAGCUAUAGCGUAAAAGCACAUUAUGCUGUGUAGUGGUAGCUGGAUAAUGCGUGGUUCACAGAUAGAUUAUGCUAUUGCAGAUUGGCUAGUAUGCAUUAGUUAAGGACUGAUUUGCUACCCAUGUACUAGGUAGAAUAACUAUUUUAGACUAUGCUAAACAGCUGAUAAACAUGCUAAAGCUUGUAAUAUGUUCACUGGGGUCUUGGGUGGCAUGCCGUCCUUUAAGCUUUGCAGUCCCAUUUGCGUGGCAUGGUUGGUGCAAUGUCUCUUCAUCCUAUGCCUUCCUUCAGGAAGCGGCAGACGCCCUGCAGUGGGUCUCGGCUUUCCGCUGCUGUGUGGAUGACAGUGAGGGCGUCCCUCCAGCCCCAGGCUGUUGUGCAGUCCUGCAUCCUUUGGCCACAAACUCGGUUACCUCUAGGGCCCGUGUUUACUCCACUUUCGGGAGUGACGGAGGUUCUGGUCCUCUGUUUUUUGCGGUGCUUGCGUCUCCGUAAGUGUGGGCGAUGCUUUCGUAUGAUUACCCCUGUGGUCUGCAGCCUGGGUGGACCAUGUCUUGUAUGGGUAGUUGAGAGGUGAGGUUUGGUGCCCUAGGGUCUGCCCCCCGUAUCCCGCCGCUUGCGGCUCGUCUCACCUGCCAUCCGUGAGUUAAGUGUGUCGCUUUGAGCCGCCAGCUGCCUUUCUCUGAGGUUGUCCCAGAAGCAGGUGAAGAUCUCCUCCAGACGCUGCAGGAGGUCCCUCUGAAGCGUUCGCUUUGGCAGUAUGCCCUGCUCUUGUAGUAUGCUUUCAGCCGCCAUCUUGGGUGUGCCACGUGUGGGGUUGCAUCUCCAUACUUUGUGGUCAAGCUUGUGGUUCAGGCUUGGCUGGCUUCUCCAGACGUGCAGUGCAGACCGGGAUGACCCCCGCCGGUCCAUGGGGGGGGGGGAGGUAAGAAUGCUGAGUCUGUGCGUGGCUUUGCCGAUGGGGAGAGUGGCCGCCAUCUUUGUGUGGGAAAAGGAAGUCCCUGCGGGACACAUCAUCUGCUCACACUAGAUAGCGCUGUGAGAUUCCCGCACAUGCCCAGUUAUACACUUGGGCAUGCGAACGGGAAUUUCAUCUUUCUGAGCCCCCUGUAGCGGAGCGCAAGUUUAACAUAGACUUUUUCCGCUGGUAUUCCCAGAGUUGCAAAGGAUCAAGUAAAUUAUCAAAGGAAGAACAGCAUCUGUAGUAAAUAAAAUAAUCCACGAAUAUCCCAUCACCUUUCCUAAGGAGCAGAACUGAUGUUUAAUGCCACACACCCUGCUUUUAUGCAACUCUCCCACAGAAAAUUAUACAAAAAAUUAUACAUUCUCCAAUCACAAACUGGUUACAGCCCACACAUCCCCUUCCCCUCAGCCAGAGAGAGCCCAAUUAACAGUACAGUUGAAACAUACAUUUUCCCCCGUUUUCUGGAUGUACCCCAAGACUAUGCCAUACACCCCUAAAUUACAUAUCCCAUGAUAGCCCUGAUCUGGGUAAGCAACAUACUCAAUCACCCAUAUCGGAUCAGGGGUUCGGGAAUUUCAUGGAGGUAUUCGAUUUACCAACCGCACACGAGGCAGUAGCCGAAAGGAGUUCCAUGUGUUUUGGCCUUGCGGUCAGUCUCCGUUCAUGAGGUGAAAAACACGAAAAUAGUUAAUAUAAUGGGCUCUGCCUGAAUUCGUCUGAAUCCCCUUGUUCAGGUGUAUCUUUUUACCGAACACCGGGCCGUUCGCGUGUUUUCCCACGAACGGGUGGAUGUAUGGAGGUCUCUGCGGUGUUCGUGUGGUCGAGUGUCCGAUUUGGGUUCCAGACACUCGACGACCAAACACCGCUGGUGCGUUCGUAUGGCAAGAUGGCAGCCGCCACUUGUUCGCUUGUCAAACGGCGCCCUCCCAGGGAAUACGCAGUGCGUUCGUUUGAUUCUCAAUCAGGAUAGUGUGAAUAAUGAUGGGGAGGUAAAUUAGAGCCAUGUUCCUCUCCGGGGUGGUCUGGUUGUUAGGUAUUUUGUUCAUUUUGUCGAAUGGAGCUGUUUAACAUGUUGACAACGGGAUUCCUACCGAACAACCAGACGAAUGCUUCAGCAACUCACUUGUUACUACUUUUCCUUAAAGUAACGAACCAUAUGAAAUUGAACAUAACGUUGUAGCAAUAAAAGUCAUGGACAGCCACAAUUAAAGCAGGUGAUUAGUAGCCAAACGCAAUCCGCUACACCCCCCAUGUCCUCCCUCCCUCUAUGGGGGUCAAUAUGACCCCCAUAAUAGCAUAAGGGAGAUUAAAAUCUCCUGAAUGCCCCUACUCGCUAUACCGCGAGUAGGGGCAUGUCUACUAAACAGUGAGCAGCCUAUUGUCCUCCCCCCUGGCCCCCACCCCUGUGCGGCGGGUGGGUGCCCUAAAUAAGAAUGUUAUUUAGGGCCCCCACCCGCCACUCAGGGGUGGAGGCUGGGGGGGGAGGACAAUAGGUCCCCCCAGCAUUCACAUUUAGGGGGGCUCUAGGGAUAGUAAGGUGUUUUUUUUUUGUUUGUUUUUUUUUAACAGUGAGCAGCCAAUGGCUGCUCACUUUUUACUAUACAUGCCCCUAAUCGCGAUAUAGCGAGUAGCAGCAGAAUUUACUAAUACUAAGUAAUCUUUACCGUGGGAAUUAGGGAGUUAUCUACUAAGCGGCUGCAAGAUGCAGCCACGGCAUUGAAUAAGAUCGGAGUUUCAUUCAUUCAACAGUGAUGCAUUUGGAAGAGUUUUACAAUACUGUUAUGUUUUCACCCAACUCAUUUAUUGUGUCUGCCAAUUCUCAAUUUACUGUGUAGCAAAUAAUCCCCAUAGCAUGUGAAUUGAAAUAUAGACUCGUCUUUUUAUUUGCUGAAAGAGCACAUACAUUACAGCAUAUUAUUUGUAUGCGCAGAACACGUUCCAUUUACACAGUACAUUUUUUUCCAUGACUGCAAAUUACCUUUUUCUUUUUUUUCCUUUUAAAUAUUUAGUUUAUUCUAUGAGUUUUGCUAUCCGCAAUCUUCCUUCAGGUGCUUAAUUGGUGUCUCAUUCAGAAUUGCUUAGCUGAUAAUUCACAAAAACAGAACGACAAAUUUAUUUGUUGUUAAGCACAGUACGGUUAUUAACAAAAACAUCUCCUGCUUCUUAAAGAUUCCUCCUUUUAUGUACAGGAUGGGCUGCGUUGUCCUAAGGAUUAGUGCGGUGGUGCCGGGGUAUAAUAAUGGAUUUAUGUAUGAUUACGGUGCCUACAGCAGUCUGUCAUUUAUGUUCUCUUGUGAACUGGGCUGAUGAGAGCCUGUAUAAGCAGUAUGUAUGUUUCCGCUUCGCUAUUACCGUACUCCAUUGAUCUCUUACCCACCAAAGUUCUAGCCGCAGGGGACAUCUGUCACGGAGCGCGGUGUUUAUAUCCCACAUUACCUGACAGACCUGUCAGAAGCCUUUUUAAAAUUAUGAUUUUCCAGGAUCUCUCUAUAGGCAGGUGCGUCGGGACUGUUAAAGAAUUCCUUUAAUAAAUUGGAUUAGGUGUGAUUAAAGUACCUGUGAGCUUGUGUCCAAAUGAUCAGGAACAGCAGUUAGAGCUUGUGACACUGGGAUUAUGACUUAGCUCUAUUCUUUACAUAUGAGCUUCCCCAGAGGCAUGCUACAUGCUAAAUCACAACUUUCGCUGGUAUUAUCCAAUUCUUUUCAGCCUUUUAAAGUUUUAGAAUGGUGGGUGUUUCCCCCCUCCCCGGUUAUUUGACAAAAACUAGACCCUUUGAGUGCCAGAGCAAAACAAUGCGCUGCUCACUCAGUGUUAAAAAAAAAAAAUGUAAAGCGUAAACCUUUUUUUCUUGUUAGAAUUCUUCCUUUGUAAUUUUUUAAUUUUUGAAAAUGUACAGUUUAAAAACACACACACUGAUGAGAGCUAAUUAAGGGGAAAAGGAAAGGGUAAAAUUUAGAGGGAGAAAGAGAGAUGAAAUUUUAAAAAUCCAGGCAAUUAAAGUUCUUUCAGAGAUAAAAAGUUUUGGCAGGGUUGAGGAGUAAGAGAAUUAAUAUAACAGGUGUAAGAUAUUAUCAGAGAUUAGUCUUGAUGGCUUGCUCCCUAUGAUUGAUUGAUAGAACACUCAUAGUGUUAUUCAGUGAAUUGAGAAUUCAAAGUGAAUUUUAAAUUUAAAACAGACUUGUCAUGUUUUUCUUUCUUGUGAUUUUUCCAUUCCUUAUGCCUCCUGUAUCUUAAAGGGAUACUAUAGUGCCAGGAAUACAGGUUUGUUAUAUGCUGUAGGUUUCUCUGCCUGCCCCCCUCCCCUCCCCCCGCCCGGCCAGGUAAGUUAUGGGUUAAAAAUCCUUUAUUCACUUGCCUUGACGUGCUGGGUCAACGCUUCGCCCCCUCCUCCGUCCCGCGACCAGUGGGAGCUAAUGCGCGUCAAAUGCCGAAUUGAAUCUAUGCUUUCUUAUGUGGGGAAAUCUGACUCUGGAUGUUGUCAUGCAUAGCGUGAGGACGUCUAGUGUCAGAUACCGGACCAAAGGUCUGUUACGAUGCAGGAAGUGGUAGACAGCCACCGGAGGCAGACUUAGUGCUGCAAUGUUUUGCAUUGCCGCACUAAGUCCAAAAGGGACACUGCACCCAGACCACUUCAAUUAGCUAAAGUGGUCUGGGUGCCUAUAGUGUCCCUUUACUUCCUAUUUGCCACUUGCCUUUAUUUCUUUAUAUUCCUUGUGCUGGACCUGGAUACCCGGGUGCAUCCAUUUUGUUCUCCUCUCUCCAUGAUGUUAUAUAUUUCUUACCUGCUCUAUGUUAUGUUUUGUAUAUAUAGUGUAUUAAUAUUGUUUUUGUAUUUUAUUGUACCCAAUUGUAUCAGUGCAAUGUUUUGUGGACCCGGGACAUACAUGAAAACGAGAGAAAUCUCAAUGUAUCUUUCCUGGUAAAAUAUUUUAUUAAUAAAUAAAUGUCGGCUGUUUGCCCUUCUGUGGGAUUCAUUUACUGAUGGAUGGUGGGUAAAUUUGAUUGACAACUGAAACAGCAUCUGUUCUAUCUAUUGUCAAGUUUUGUCAUUCUGACUGCUAUACAUAAGGGAAAGUAGUUCAGGAAAAACAUGGAGCUGUAUAGAAGCAGAUUAGAUAAAGUGUAUUUUUUGGUGACACUUUAAAAUAACACAGCUGAAGUGGAGAAAUCCCCUAAGUCAGCUAUGCAGUCAGUUUGACUACUCUGGCCUUAAGUAAAUUUACAGUAGACCAAUAGCCUACCAGUCAAUGAGUUGAGGAAAUCCGAUUAUAGCCCAGUACAUGACAGUAGAUUAUUCACUGUCUCCCCUCCGUGCCUUCAGCUGUGCGUCACAUGCGGGGACUCACAGGGAGGGGUGACGUGAGGUCGUAACAUUGUGCUUUAUUGGCUGGCGGCUGGAGUUUCCUGAUGCAAAACAUGCAGUGACUGGGAGUGGUAAAUUACAAAAACAAUUACGAUUAUCAGAAAUGUGCUAAAUAUCCGCUAAUAAUAGGUAGAACCAACAAUCAGUCUAUCCCGAACUUGAACCCCUUAAAAUAAGAAGUUUUGAUCCCAAAUAGAUACUCAUACCCAUAACCAUAACCAUAUUCAGUUAAUUCAUAUUUCUCAUCUGGCUCUGAAAACAAAUGCCUUUAAACAUGGAAUUUCAAAGUAUUGAUAUCAUCAUAUUUGUACAGUGAAAAAGUCCAUUCUAAUAAAAUGUGCGUUAAAAUAAUGCCAGUGCACACUGAUUUAUAUAUUCAUCAUACUGCAUCGGUUCCCAGUUGUAGUAUUACCUCAUCACAUUUUAGCAAACACAUUAGCAUCAUUUUGUUAGUUAUUUAGUUAAUCCACCAAUUUUCAAGCAGGUAUAACUUUUAAAACCUGAGCACUUGAAGGCACUUUAAAAAAAAAAAUAUAUUAUGAACAAUUCAGUGGAUUUUCUGCUUCAAUGACUGUCUCAACUUGGCAAUUAUUUACUGAAGGUGUGCUGUCAUUCCUCAUCCCACCACAUGUUAGCAUUGGUUCUAUUCUGUGAAGGUAACUUUACAAUUUUGUUUAUGUAAAGUUUAGUUUAUGUAAAAUUUGCAUAUUCUGAGAGCAUCACCUGGUGCUCUCCCAACUAUCUCUGGUACCCAUUGGAAAAAGGCAUCUGUAUUGAAGCUUGGCCAGGAAGAAGAGGCAGAGGAGCUGAGAGGGCAGGCGCCGUUAACGGCACUUUGGGGUUUAAUUAUUUGAAAACUGUUGAACUCCAUAAGGUAAAACAGUGCCCAGGACCUCCAGACACCAGAACAACUUUAUUGAAAUGAAGUUGUUAUGAUACCUAGAUAGGUCAUAUAACAUUUGUGUCACAUUAAAAAAUAUUUAGGCUGUGCUAUGUAAAUCAAAUGGUAAAAAAAUCCAGUAAAAUACAUUUUAAUUCCAGGUUACAACAUUCUAAAAUAUGGAAACUACCAGGGAGAAUACUUACGCAGGGUACUGUAUAUUAUUAUUAUUAUUAUUAUUAUUAUUAUUAUUAUUGCCAUUUAUAUAGCACCAACAGAUUCCGUAGCGUUUUAAAAUAUUAUGAGAGGGGGGAUGUAACUAUAAAUAGGACAAUUACAAGAAAACUUACAGGAACGAUAGAUUGAAGAGGACCCUGCUCAAACGAGCUUACAGUCUAUAGGAGGUGGGCUAUUAGAAACAUUAGGACAGGAAAUAUCAAUCAAAUAGGGUGGGAGUGAAGCAGAGCUGGAGGAGAGAGCAAGAGACAGGUAUGUAAGGUAUAUAGUAUCGGAACGAACAUAAUUGUGUCUGUAACGGGAAGAUAGUGAUGUCACCUUCAAAAAGGUAGCCGUUCUUAUUUGCAAGGACAUAAAAUGUAGUGGUUUGGUGCAUAUAUGCUGUCCCUUCACCUAGAUAAUCUAAGACGUCUGAGAAAUGGUAGUGUUUAUAUUUGUCAGUAAACUCCUCUAGUGGCUUUCAGACUCAUUUUCCUCAUUCAAUUUCUAAAGGUCUUCAUAUUGAUGACGCAAAACAAUAAUUAAUCAUUGUAUUGUUGGAGUACAGCGAUUGCUGCACAUGUGUCCUAUGUCACCAAUGCUUUUGUUUGGAUUUUUGUUUUUUGUUUUUUACUAUAACAAAUGGCACAUCCUACAUCUAAAUAAAAAAAUAAUAAUUUAAAAGUGGUUUUGGUGACUUGAGUGUUCCUUUAAUUAUAUUUGUAGGGAAAAAAAUGUACAUCACACAUCUAAUGUUAAUAGUUUACUAGAUAGUUCACUAGAAUGUAGGUGAUUUGCAGAAAGCUGAAGUUAGCACACUUGUGUAUAUUUAUAUACGUGUAUAAUAAUGUGUACAUACAGUGUGUCUGUAUAAGCAAAAGACUGCUAAUUGCCUUUCCUCCAUAUGAGCAAAACAAUGAGAAAAUGCAUCCUUUGUCAUCAGGUGUGAGGAGCAAAAUACUCUGUAGUUAUGUAACAGCUCAAGCGCUGAGAAUCCAAUUCUGCUUUUUGAAAAGAUAAUAGUAAUAUUUCCAGUAGUUUCGUGCGUUGUUGUCCUCCCCUUUAAUGAUGGGUUAGUAUUCCAUUUAGCAGAAGCAAGACUGCAGUAGACAAUUACUUUCUAAAGGUAGAACCUCUUCCCUCCUGAGACACUUGGCUCACCUCAAAUUGCUCAAACACUUAAAGAGGAACACCAUGCUCCAACGCCUUUUAAUCGGAUGCAAACCUCAUUCCCUUUCCUUAUUCAAGCCAUCCAAUAUUAUUUCUGUUUAUUAUUCUAACUAAUGUGAUUAAUCAGACCAUUAAAUUAUUAUAAAGUCUUAUUGCAUAUCAAGCUGCUAUCAGUAUUCCACAAAUAACAGCUGUCUGUUAAAUACUCCAGAAUCAAAGCAGUCUUAGACUGGAAUAUUACAGGAACACUUCAAGAACCAUAGCCACUGCUGGGCGCAGUAGUAGUUGUGGUGCCAUUAACAUUCACUGUGUCUCCCCCCUCUUCCUUUUUAAGUGGUUUGACUCUGGGCGCCGCUCCCUGCAAAUGAAGGUGAUCAGCUAAUUGUUCUCAGUCUACGAGCUAAUCGCUGCUCAGGCAGAGAGUGUCUGGCUCUUACUGAGUUACAGUGGUGGAAACCAGGGCACACAUUAAACCAUAACUACUACAGCGCUACUACUAAUCCGUAACACGCACCUAAAUACUUAUAGACCCAUAAUCCUAAAUACAUAAUGACACAGUCUAAUAUUGAAUGGGUUGGGGACCACUGCUCCUGGAUUUUUUUGGGAGGAGCACUUGUGCAGGGCACCAAGCAGCACAUUUUCCUUUGUGCAAUGUAUGGCUUCACAUAAACAGGAAGUGGAUAUUGUAUCACUUAUUUGCACCCAAUGCUAUCUCAAUGGCACUACAUGAUGGGUAUAAAUUACAGAUCGUAAUUCUGUCUGUAACAAAGCCACAAUGAAGUAUUCGAGUGCCAGGCAAUCAGUGUUUAACACUUUGUCCCACACCCAAAGAUGUGAGUAUUAAAGCUGCACCAUCGUUUUACUCGUAUUUGUGGCACUCCCAAAGUCCAGUCACAAAGUUACAGUACCAGUUUAGGGUGUUAUCUGCUAAAUUGCUGAAAGAUCAAAAUUAAGAAAUGGGACACAAUAGGCACCCAGACCACUUGAUCUCAUUGAAAUAGUCUGGGUGCAGUGUCCGUGUCCUCUUAGCACUGCAAUCUAAAACAUUGUAAUUUCACUGAAACGGCAAUUUUUAUAUUGCAAUGUUCAGACUGUCUCUCAGAGAGGCACUAGUGGUGCUUCCUGCAGUUUCAUAGAGUUUAACCCCAUGAAGUGAUGCUGGAUGCCCUUAUGCUUUGCAUGAUGAUCUCCAGUAUCUUCAAAAUCCCCUGUAGCAAAGCAUUGAUUCAAUGGUUUCCUAUAGGGAAGCCCUAAUGCACAUGCAGCCCUCGCUGUGCAUUAGGUGUUUGUCCCCAAUGCUGAUGUUGGAGGAGGCGGAGACAGAGGCAUCUUGGCGCUGAAAAGAAAAGUGUUUAAAGAGUUUUUUUAAUCCUUACAACACCAGUGUGCAGACAAUAGUCCCUCCUCUCUAAUAGUAAGAAUGCUAUCACCCAUUGAAACUUCUUGAACUGUUUGAAAACCGGGGAUUAGCGUACAUUUUCAGAAACUUUACGGGCAUUAUAUCAGUGACUAGUGACUAGUGGCUUCUGGCAGAGAUAUUUUUCUCUGUAGGCUGGUAAUCCUAACUAGAGUGUAAAUGAUGGUGAGUAAGACUUUAUGGAUACUUCAAAAUACAUGAACAUAAAAUGUUUAUACUUGAUUUAGGUGCUGAAGGGGUUAUUUUUACGAAGGACUAAAGAAAAAAACUAAACACAAAGUAAAAACAAGUGAUACUUCCCUUUGUAAUUGUUUAAUUGAAUGGCUGCAGGGACACUUGUGAAAAUCAUAUGUUGGCUUGGUGCUAUGUUCAGACCCAUUGACUCUUUGAUGACAUUUAGGCUUAUAUACUGCUCAGCUUGAAGAAUAACCCCCCCCCCUCCACUGUUGUUAUUGCACCAUUUCCACUUGUGGGCUUGUUUUGAUUUGUCUAAGCAUCAAGGCACUUUAUCAAGAUUACACAAUAAGUACUGAGCCAGCCAGGGCACAUAUUAAAUAUCAUUGGCACCAUGCAAAGCAUCAUCUCUUCAGUAAUCACUGGCUUUAAAUCAUGCAUCUUAUAUUUACACAGUAUUACCUUUUGUCAAUAAAACUCAAUGCAAGCAAUGUGAACAUAAAUGCACGUAGUGCCCAGUGCAAAGCUGGCACCAAGCUGUAACAAACAACAUUGUAGCUUUGAAUGUGGCGCCUUCAUGAUGAUGCAGCAGUGGCCAUGUGUCAACUAGCCAGCCCAUUCACACAGAUCUCUGCAGAAGAGUGGCCAGCUUCCAACCAACUGGCCUGAUCGUUUAUAUGUGGCAUGAAUGAUGGGUAAUGAUCCUUUGGCUUCCAAUAUCAUUUCUAUGCAGAUGACACGCAAAUCUACCAAAUCUAUCUGUCCUGUCCUCUCCUUAUUUCUCCCCGUCCCUCUUGCCUAGUGUCUCUGACUGCCUCUAUGCUUUUCUAACUGGAUGGCUUCCCACUUCCUUAAACUCAACUUUACCAAAACUGAAAUUCUGGUCUUUCCUCCCUCAAGUGUUGCUACUCCUGUGUCCGUCUCCCUCCAAGUCAAUGGUGCUACAUCAGCUCAACCACGCAGGCUUGCUUCCUAAGUGUUCUCUUUAACUCCGACCUCUCCUUCAAGCCUCAUGUUCAGUCUAUCACCAUAUCCUGUAGUUUCCAUCUCAAAAAACAUUGCACGCAUUCGACCCUACUUAACGCCAGAUGUGACAAAGGUGCUGGUCCAUUUCACUGUCCUUUCUCGCCUUGACUACUGUAAUCCGCUUCUCAGUGGUCUUCCGUGCUCCCAACUUGCGCCGUUACAGUCCAUAAUGAAUGCGGCGGCGAGGCUCAUCUUCCUGUCCGCCCACAUCUCCCACGCCUCACCCUUCUGUCAAUCCCUACAUUGACUUCCUGUAAGAUAUAGGGCUCAAUUUAAAAUACUGGUUCUUGCUUUCAAAUCUCUACAUAAUGCUGCUCCCACCUAUCUAGCCUCCCUAAUACACAAGUAUGUCCCGUCUAGGUCCUUACGCUUUGCUGAAAAUUUACGUCUAUCUUCUGUCCGUACUCCCACUUCUGAUGCUCGCCUUCAAGACUUCUCGAGGGCUGCACCGUUCCUGUGCAACUCACUUCCCUCCUCCGUUAGAUGCUCACCCAGUCUCCUCUGCUUCAAAAAAAUCAUUAAAAACCCACUUCUUCAUAAAAGCGUAUCAAUUAAAUUGUUAAUAGCUCCCGACUGAUUCCUCUCUUGCAACUGUCAUUAGUCUAAUACUAUCCUUACCUUUUUGUGUCAUUUUACCCCACUCCCUCUAGCAUGUAAGCUCAUUGAGCAGGGCCCUCCAACCCUCUGUUCCUGUGUGUCCAACUUGUCUGGUUACAACAUGUCUGUUUGUCCACCCAUUGUAAAGCGCUACGGAAUUUGUUGGCGCUAUAUAAAUAAUAACAUAAUAAUCAUAACAGUCAAUUAGGGUUGAUUCUGGUAGAGUCGUGGAGCCUGUAUCCCACAUGAGUUCACUUUCUAGGGACUGAAGCUGUAGCCCAAUAUACUCCGUAACAGCACCUAAAUACUUAUAGAUCCAUACUCCUAAAUACAUAAUGACACAGUCUAAUAUUGAAUGGGUUGGGGACCACUGCUCCUGGAUUAUUUUGGGAGGGCACCAAGCAGCACAUUUUCCUUUAUGCAAUGUAUGGCUGCACAUUAAACAGGAAGUGGACAUUGUAUCACUUAUUGGCACCCAAUGCUAUCUCAAUGGCACUACAUGAUGGGUAUAAAUUACAGAUAGUAAUUCUGUCUGUAACAAAGCCACAAUGAAAUAUUCGAGUGCCAGGCAGUCAGUGUUUAACACUUUGUCCCACACCCAAAGAUGUGAGUAUUAAAGCUGCACCAUCGUUUUACUCGUACUUGUGGCCUACUGUUCUAGAGUGGUUUUUCCUUCGCUAUACACUAAAGGACCACAAACAUGUAUUUCUGUCACUAUAGCUGUAAUACCGUAUAUACUCGAGUAUAAGCCACAUAAUUUUACCACAAAAAAAUGGGAAAACUUAGAACAUAGAAAACAUAGAAGAUUCAUCACACUCUCCAAACACCAACUUCAAAGCUCACAAAAUUGAAUAGGUUUAAAAACAAAACAAAAACAACAUAUCCUCAUAUUAGGCAAUAGAUUAUUUGGAUUUAGUUACGGUAUAAGAUCAUUCACUGCGUAAGCCUGCCACAACUACAAUGUACCCCAUUUUUGACAGGUCCUAUCCUAGCAGCCUAAUGCCUGCCUUUAUGAGAUUAAUCCACUUGGGAAAUCCUUCCACUGCAGUGCUAGAUUAUAUAGGGCCUUGGAAAGAGGCACCUGUGACAGGCUCACUCAUUGAGCGCCAUACCGCUCAGACACUCUCUGCCUUGGAUCCAAUUUUCUCCGACCAUUUAAGAGCAGUCCUGCCGCUUGCCCGGGCAGGGCUAAGAGGCCAAAUUAAUUGCCUGCCCAGUGCCUAGAACUGCAUGUCCCAGACAUUGGACGAUAAGAAUUCCUCAUCCCUGAGUCACUACAUUAAGCUUUAGGUACUAAAACUGUCACUCUAAAUACAUCAGUCAUCGUCUGUGCUUUAAAGUUUCACACGUGUACAUUCUACCUAAAAAUGCGUGCAUACAAAACGCAUCCAAUAUUACUGUUGCAUUAAGGGAUUACUAUUCUGUAGUUCAUAGUUGCCCUCAUUUUAUUUGAUUUAUAAGCACACCUCCCAAAUACCCCUCCUGCACAGUCUACAGGACUUUUGCAUCCACGUUGGAUGUAGAUUCCCUCAUUCCUCAAAACUAUGAUGUAUCUAAGGUUAUCCUGAUUUGUAGAUUAAGUGUUUAAUCCACGACAGCCGAAAGAGGAAAGAUCAAAAACUUACUUUGUAUAAAUAUAUAUAUAUAUUAUUUAUUUUUUAAAGGAAAAUGCAUAUUUUUCUAAAAUCAGCAUAUAAGUGCUGUAACACUUGAGGGUGUUGAAUAAUCCUAUAAUUCGCACCCUAUGCAUGUUAGCCCUUGCUUAUGGAUCAAAAGCGAAGCGCCCGGCAGGACUUUGAUCAGUUCCUGUUAAAAUGUACAUUCUGAAGGGAGAUGUAAAAGUAAUUGACUCUCAUUCAUGUUCCUGCGUUGUGUUUUGCUGCAAAACAACCAUGUUUUGAUCAUUGAAUGAUGCAGAAAAAUGUCCUUAGUAGACUCGGGAGAUGAAAGCCAGCAGCGUACUAAAGUAAUCCCUUCUCUAAAAUAUCAGACAAAUUGUUGACACCUCUUAUUGCAGAUUCAUACACAUCACUCACUUCAAACUUCCCGAUACACAAGUCAUAUGGGAAAAGUUAGGGCUUCACAUCUAGUCAACAGUGCAGAGUUUUAAGGCUCUGUUCCACCUAAACAAACUAUUCAGUAUAUGCUUUAACAUGUUAAUGUUGAGAAUCUACGUCUGUGUAUCUUUUCCCAUAAGGUUUAAUUUCAUAAAGACACAAAGACGGAAAGGGAUAUUCCAUGCUGGAAUAUCUUGUUUGUAAUGUGUCAAUUAUUUAAUAUGUGUCAAUUAUUUAAUGUUUUAAACGCAUAUCUAUAUGUCAUUAAUGAUCAAUAGCAUCUCCAUUGAUCUCAAAUGUUCUCAUUGCUGUCUGUAGGAGUGGUGUGCAUAUCCCAUUGUCAGGGUACCUGUUGGUGAUGUAUCCAGGGAGGACAUCCUCUCUGCUUAGGGGCUCCCUUCCCUUAGCAUUUCGGCAUAUUCCGGCCGUUUUCGCGCCGGCCGCGCUAGCUCCUCCCCCUUUUAUGACGCGACGGCUAGCGUCGACGUCAUGACGUCGGCAUUUGCAUAAAGUGCCGGGAACCGCUAUUCCGGACCUUUUGGGGGCGUGGUCUCUAUUUAGGUACAGGGUAUUUAAAGGAAACCUUUACUACUGCUCAUUGCCCUGUCGUGGUUCUAGCUUGCUAGUCACUCAGCGCGUUCUUUAUCUUGUGUUUCCGGUUUUGACCCUUGCUUGUCUUUUGUCCUGUUGUCCUCUCCUCUCCUUUGACUCGGCUUGUAUCUCGCUUACCUGUCCUCCGGCUCCCUUGACCUCGGCUUACCUUUUGACUAUUCUUGCUUGUCCUUACGUUAGUCCGGCCAUUCUAAGGUCCGGUAUACGUACCUCCUUCUGUGCGCACUCUGCGUAUUGGAUCCCUGUCAGUUUCCUGACAUUACGACAGGGCCAUGAUGGAUCCUGCAGGUGCUAGUCCUCCUGACCCCAGAUUUGAGGCCAUGGACCAUAGAAUGGACCAAAUGGCUUUAGCGUUACAAACUUUGUUGACACGCUCCAGUACCCAGUCUGAAGAAAUACGUUCCACUGCUAGCCACUCGCUAAGUACUGGUUUGGAAGUAGCCACUGUAGGCGCAUCUUCCCAUGUCACGUCACCAUUACGAUAUGGGGGUUCGCCUGAUGCUUGUCGUGGUUUUUUAAACCAGAUAAGUAUACAUUUCGAACUACAACCCCGGGCUUACCCCACUGACAGGGCUAAGGUAGGCUUUAUUAUAACCCUGCUAAUAGAUAAAGCACUUAGAUGGGCCAAUCCCCUUUGGGAGAAUGACAAUCCUUUAGUCUACAACUACACUGCGUUUGUCACGGCUUUUAGAAGAACCUUUGACCCCCCAGGGAGGAAGAUUAAUGCGGCCAGAUCCCUGUUACGCCUUAAACAACAAGAUAGGACCCUUGUAGAAUAUGCUCUAGAGUUUAGAUCAUUGGCAGCAGAAGUGAAAUGGAACGAACAAGCUUUUAUGGAUGUUUUCUUGAAUGGGUUGUCUGAUGAAAUUUUAGAUGAAAUUGCCACAAGAGAACUUCCGGAAAAUUUAGAGGAUUUAAUAUCCUUCAUUUCCAGAAUAGAUGAACGCAUGAGACAGAGGCAGAACACUCGGGAAAGAGUUACUAGACUUCCUGUAAGACUCGCUCCCUCAUUUCAGAACCCUGACUCCUAUAAUCCUACUCCACCAGAACCUAUGCAAAUAGGUAAUACUCGCUUAUCUGAGGCUGAGAGACAGUACAGGAGAAGGGAGGGUCUCUGUUUAUACUGCGGGCUGAGAGGUCACUUACGUCUUAGUUGCCCUAAUCGUCCGGGAAACGCUCGCACCUAAGUUCCCUUAGAGGACGGGCCUUGGGUGUUUCAUUACUGUCCUCUAUGCAUAAUAAAAAAGACCAUAGGCUUCUGAUUCCUGUCUCUCUAGCUUGGGAAAAGGGGUUUAUUGCUACGAUGGCAUUAUUAGAUUCUGGAGCAGCAGAAAGCUUUAUAGACCAAACUUUCGCUAAUAAGCAUUGUAUCCCAUUCCAAUUGAGAGAUACACCCUUGGCCGUUGAGGCCAUAGAUGGUAGACCUUUAUCUGAACCAGUAAUAUUCCAUGAGACCGAACCCGUUAAGCUUACUGUUGGUAUUUUCCACGAAGAGUUGAUUUCCCUUCUGUUAAUUUCCUCCCCGGCAGUCCCAGUGGUUCUAGGAUAUUCUUGGCUCAAGAGACACAACCCUCAGAUUGACUGGGAGGGUGGAGAAAUCGUUUCUUGGGGUAUGGGUUGUAGGGAAGAAUGUCUGCAGAGAGUUACUUCUGUUUGCCCCAUAAACUCUUAUGCUAACACUUCUCAAUCCACAGACGUUCAGAUACCAUUACAAUAUCUAGACCUCAAAUCUGUAUUUGACAAGGGUAAGGCGGAUACUUUACCUCCCCACCGGUCUUAUGACUGUUCUAUUAAACUUUUCCCUGGUACUAUGCCUCCCAGGGGUACGGUAUACCCUCUAUCCACCAAGGAAAACUUAGUUUUAGAGGAAUAUAUCAAGGAGAAUUUAGACAAGGGAUUUAUUAGAAAGUCUUCUUCUCCGGCGGGGGCGGGUUUCUUUUUUGUAGAAAAGAAAGACGGUACCUUACGUCCUUGUAUAGACUAUCGGGGAUUGAACAAAAUUACUAUCAGAAAUGCUUACCCUAUUCCUUUGAUUACUGAACUCUUUGACAGACUAAAGGGCUCGAGUAUUUUUACUAAACUUGACUUAAGAGGAGCAUAUAACUUAGUGCGAAUUAAACAAGGAGAUGAAUGGAUGACAGCAUUUAAUACCCGUUACGGGCAUUAUGAGUAUACCGUAAUGCCGUUUGGGCUUUGUAACGCCCCGGCCGUCUUCCAAGACUUGAUCAAUGAAGUUCUUAGAGAAUUCCAACAUGAAUGUGUAAUUGUAUAUUUGGAUGAUAUAUUAAUCCAUUCUAGAGACAUUAAUUCACAUCAUAGACAAGUCAGAAAGGUAUUACAGAAACUUUUACAACAUGGAUUGUAUUGUAAAUUGGAAAAAUGUAGCUUUGACCAGUCUCAGGUAACUUUCUUAGGUUACGUAAUUUCCAAAGACGGGUUUAUGAUGGACCCGACCAAACUAAAAUCGAUUUUAGAUUGGCCUUUACCUAAGGGACUCAAAGCCAUACAAAGAUUUCUUGGAUUUUCUAAUUAUUACAGACGUUUUAUUAAAGGGUACUCCUCUGUUAUCGCUCCUAUCACUAAUAUGACCAAACAAGGAGCCGAUACCAAAACCUGGUCUACUGAGGCUUUAUCUGCUUUCGAAACGCUCAAACAGUCUUUUGCCUCAGCACCUGUAUUAGUUCAUCCUGAUACCUCUCUACCCUUUUUACUUGAAGUUGAUGCGUCUGAAACAGGGAUAGGCGCAGUGUUAUCCCAAAGACAAAGUUUAGAUAAGCCGCUGCACCCUUGCGGUUUUUUUUCCAAGAAACUAUCACACACUGAAAGGAGAUAUGACAUUGGUGAUAGAGAACUUUUAGCUAUCAUUAUGGCAUUAAAGGAAUGGAGACAUUUGUUAGAGGGCACCGUCCUCCCAGUUACUAUCUUGACUGACCACAAGAAUUUAUCGUAUAUGGGGGAGGCCAAAAGAUUAUCUGCCAGGCAGGCACGUUGGUCUAUGUUCCUUACACACUUUAAUUAUGUGCUUACUUACAGGCCUGGUUCUAAGAACACUAAGGCAGACGCUUUGUCACGUCAGCACGAACCUACCACCUCUACAGAGGAUACUUUGUUCCCUAUUAUUCCUGAAGUCAAUAUUAUCGCCAACACCAAUGUCAAAAUACACUCUCCAUUGCUCGCUGAUAUUCAGAACGAACAAUCUCUUGCUCCCGAACGUACUCCUGUGGGCCGCUUGUUCGUGUCUCCCAAAUUCCAAGUGGACAUUAUUCGCUGUUUCCACGAUAGCAAGAUCGCUGGUCACCCCGGCAUCCACAAAACUUACUGCCUGAUCUCCAAAGACUUCUGGUGGCCCGGUUUACGUAGGGAUGUGGAAGACUUUGUCAAGGCUUGCAAUGUUUGUGUCAGGAAUAAACUUCCGCGGGAUCUCCCUUGUGGUUUAUUGCAGCCCUUAGUCGUUCCCAACAAACCUUGGGCUUGUUUGGCUAUGGAUUUUAUUGUUGAUCUACCAGCUUCCAAUAGGCAUACAGUUAUCCUCACGGUCCUUGACAGGUUUACUAAAAUGGCUCAUUUCGUUCCCUUGCCUAAACUUCCGUCCUCCCCCGAACUGGCCGUGAUAUUUGCUAGAGAAAUUUUCCGUUUACAUGGUAUUCCCAAUGAGAUUGUGUCAGACAGGGGUUCCCAAUUUAUUUCCCGUUUUUGGAGAUCCUUCUGUUCACAGUUGGGCAUCAAACUGAAUUUUUCUUCGGCCUAUCAUCCCCAAUCUAACGGAGCAGCCGAACGCACUAACCAAAAAAUUGAGCAAUAUCUACGUUGUUUUGUUUCUGAACACCAGGAUGACUGGGUCGGUCUGAUUCCUUGGGCGGAGUUUGCUCACAACAACCUUGUUUGUGGUUCCACUCGUAAUAGCCCCUUUUUCUUGAACUAUGGCUUUAACCCUACUGUUCUUCCGUCGGUGUCUCCUUCCCAGGGUAUACCGUCGGUUGAUAUUCAUAUAGCCAACCUGAGAAAGUUGUGGGAUCAGACUCGACAAAUUCUUGAACGUAGUUCCGCGGUGUUUAAGUCACAUGCUGAUAGGCGUAGACGUCCUGCUCCUAUUUUUUCUCCGGGGGAUAGGGUCUGGUUGUGUACCAGACACAUUCGCCUGAAAGUUCCUUCCUUGAAGUUUGCUCCUCGUUACAUUGGUCCUUACAGGGUACUGAGGAGGAUCAACCCGGUUUCUUAUUUGCUGGAUCUACCUCCUACUCUACGCAUCCCUAACUCUUUUCAUGUGUCGUUAUUGAAACCUCUUGUUUGUAACAGAUUUUCCUCCCGCUCUGCUCCUCCAUCCUCGGUCCGUGUGGAUGGUCAGGAGGAAUAUAUCAUCAAGUCCAUCCUUGAUUCUCGUAUUUCUAGGGGGAAGCUGCAAUACCUCAUAGACUGGAAAGGUUAUGGUCCAGAAGAGAGGUCUUGGGUUCCUGGUAUAGACGUGCAUGCUCCUCGUCUUCUUCGGGCCUUCCACGUUCGUUUUCCUUCUAAGCCAGGUCCCAUCCGCCCGGUGGGCGUUUCUAGAAGGGGGGGUACUGUCAGGGUACCUGUUGGUGAUGUAUCCAGGGAGGACAUCCUCUCUGCUUAGGGGCUCCCUUCCCCUAGCAUUUCGGCAUAUUCCGGCCGUUUUCGCGCCGGCCGCGCUAGCUCCUCCCCCUUUUAUGACGCGACGGCUAGCGUCGACGUCAUGACGUCGGCAUUUGCAUAAAGUGCCGGGAACCGCUAUUCCGGACCUUUUGGGGGCGUGGUCUCUAUUUAGGUACAGGGUAUUUAAAGGAAACCUUUACUACUGCUCAUUGCCCUGUCGUGGUUCUAGCUUGCUAGUCACUCAGCGCGUUCUUUAUCUUGUGUUUCCGGUUUUGACCCUUGCUUGUCUUUUGUCCUGUUGUCCUCUCCUCUCCUUUGACUCGGCUUGUAUCUCGCUUACCUGUCCUCCGGCUCCCUUGACCUCGGCUUACCUUUUGACUAUUCUUGCUUGUCCUUACGUUAGUCCGGCCAUUCUAAGGUCCGGUAUACGUACCUCCUUCUGUGCGCACUCUGCGUAUUGGAUCCCUGUCAGUUUCCUGACACCCAUAAAUCCCUGCAGCACUAAUUGAGAUUAAAAUUAGAGUACUUUGAUAGGCCUGGGGGAUAUCCCUGGGUACCAAUCAGUGGCACUGCACGUUCAAUUCCUCCCCAAACAUUUUGUUUUCACCUCCAUUCAGUAUAUUCAGUUGCCAGUUCAAUUUAAAGGGAUUUUAUAAGCAUCAAAACAACUUUACCUUAAUUAAGCCAUUUUAGGCACCUACAGUCUCAAUUAUCUACCAUUUUGGAGUUAAAUCACUUUUGUUCUUGUUUUUGCAGCCUUAGUCACGUCUCCCCUGGCUGUGCCUCGUGCAUUUUGCGUAAAAAAAAGUUAAAUUUUCAAUCAGAUGUUAACUUGGUUUAGAACUUUUUAUCUCCUGGUCUGUGAAUUGUAUUUUAAUCAUACACAGGAAGGUUCUGCACGUUCUAAAAGGCUAUUAACCGAACAAUAGAUAAGAACUUCUGGAUUAAACAGACUGUGCAACAAAGGAAUUUAGAAUACCUAGGUUACUUUUUAGGAAGUGUUUAGGAAGGCUGUGCAAUUCACAUUCAGGGAGGUGUGACUAGGACACUAUAAACAAAGUGGUUUAACUUCUAAGUGGUAGAGUAUUGAGCAGCGAGAUUGCAGGAGCAUGAUCUAUACACCAACACUGCUUAAUUAAGCUAAAGUUGUUUUGGUGCCAAUAGUGCUUUAACUGUAUUCAAAUACAAUUCUCCAUAGGUGGAAGGAACAUCCACACUAACUACAUUUUGCUCAAGUCUACCCCACAAAUUAUUACAGUUUCUCAAAAUAUUUUCAGUUUACAUUACAUGAACAUAUUCAAGUUUGAAGACUCUGGGUCCCCAUCCCAAACAUGACAAAUUUUGAUGUGCACCUUUCUAGACAGAACCCCACAUCCUUUCUGGGUGGUCCAGUCCCAUUUUUCUUCCACAGAGGGCAAGUGAAUAUCAGAGGUUACAGAUAAGGACAAAAGUAGCAGAGCAAUUCCAUGAGCUAUAUGAAAACAUGAAGUGCAACUUUAUUUGUUUCCAUGGUGAUUGUUCCACUGUAUCAAAUAUACACUUUUUUUUUUUAUAAAGUAACUAUAUUAUUCUCCUUUAUAGACUCAUAUUUAUUCAAUCUUUUAACUCCUUUUUGAAAUAUAGCGUAGCAUGCUUUUGAUCAAAUAUUGCAAUUUUUUAAAUCUUUAUUAAGUUUUAUAUCAUACAAGCAACACAUACAAUAAAAUAAGAUUUAAAUUAGAAAAGACAAGUAAACCACACUCAUUUCUAUUUAAUUUUUUUUUUUUUUUCUAGGAAAUACCAGAAGGGAACCAAAGUGCGUCUAAGACUGGUUGAUUUGGAGUUGACAUCAAGGUUUUUAGGAGCAACUACAGACACAACUUUGCUUGAGGCUGAUGCAGUGUUAUUGGGACUCUGGGAAACCAAAGAGACAAAAUGAGAAAUGGGACCAGAUCAGCUCUUACCACGUAUAAUACUAGGUGUAUAGCAACAGAAUUCUGUGUUCUGGUCCUUCUUGUUCUGAACAUCAUCUGAUCGUGAUCAUGUUUCCGAUCCAACAUAUUUGAUACACAAAAACAUAUCUGUUUGGUUUUUCCUUUCUUUGUUCAAAAAAUGUACCCAAUAUGUGCAGGGUUUUUUGCAUUUUUUGGUCUCAAAGUAUAGAGAGAUUAAAAUUUGUUUAUGAAAUAAAUGUCUUCUUGCACAAAUACUACAUCAAAGUGUAAAAUUAUUAUCGUAACACACUGUAUUUGUCUGCUUUACAGCUUAUUUUUUUACUAUGGCUAUUGAAUUACAGGGAGCUAUCAAAUUCAAACAUCUUCAACGCUUUAGUAUAUUUAUUUGAAUACAAUAUGAAUUUUAAGUUGGAGACACAUUUCUGCUUGCCAACUACAAUUUAGCCAAAUUAUAAUUCUCACUACAUUCAGUAAGUAAAUGUGUCCAUGAGUUAUAGUGGCUAUAGUGAGUAGAAUGUUCCCUUGAAAGGACACUAUAAUGACUAGAACAACUACAGCUUAAUGUAGUGGUUCUGGUGUCUACAGCCUCUCUCUGCAGACAUGUUAAUGUAAACACUGCCUUUUCAGAGAAAAUGCAGUUUACAUUG
Pelobates cultripes (western spadefoot toad) is the source of this 99038-nucleotide messenger RNA. NCBI's taxonomy places the organism in Eukaryota, Metazoa, Chordata, Amphibia, Anura, Pelobatidae. The record is from the annotation of a GenBank genome assembly.